Molecule: messenger RNA, 99530 nt
Organism: Podarcis lilfordi (Lilford's wall lizard)
Lineage: Eukaryota; Metazoa; Chordata; Lepidosauria; Squamata; Lacertidae
Source: the annotation of a GenBank genome assembly
CAACUCUCAGUACCCUUAACAAACUACAAUUCCCACGAUUCUUUAAGCCAUGGCUGCUUAAAGUAGUAUGAUACUGCUUUAAAUGUAGAAUGCGGAUGUGGCCAUAGAAAGCAGAAUGAUCCAGGAUAAAUCCAUCACCAAUGUGCUAUUAUUACAUAAUGUGGCAGAAUGCAGCCUACAGAAAAUAACACUAGUCCGAAGGGGCCCUGGGACAAAUUGAACUGGUAAGAUUUGUCAAUCCUUAUAGAGAAAAAGUGAAAGAAAAAUGAGAGGCAGAUUCUAUUUGCCUCCUAAUUAAAAUUGGUAACUUUUGUUUAUGAAACUGUGUUACUUUUCUCUUCCUUCAGUAUCUCAGAAGGGCUCCUUUACAAUCAAUAAUAUUUUCAAAGGCACCAAUGCAGGUACCGUAAGUGUCUAGCAAUAUAUUGAUUAAACGUAAACACGAUGGAUUAAACAGCAGAUGAUUCAGUGGAAAAAGGAGACAAUCAAUUCAUUAAAUUAAAUAUUGUUUAAUUGGCAGACAAGUACAGUACUGGAAGUCAUGGGAAGAAUCCCCUCUUUACUAUGAACAGUUUUGCGAAUAUGAAGGCUAAUUUUUUGAUCACAAUAGCAAUUAUGGGUUGUAUCCAAUAUUACUCCCACUUAAAGUAGAAGGUUUGAAAUUAGCAAACAUCACUAGCUAAGGAGUAAAGCUUAAAAGUUUAUUUAUUCAUUGGAUUUGUUCAGAAAAAGAAGAGCCAUGCUGGAUGAGGCCAGUGACCCAUCUAGUACAGCAUCCUAUUCUCCCAGUGGCCAACCAGGUGCCCAUAAUGGGAAGCCCACAUCCAAGACCACAAGCAGACAACUCCUUUGCUAGAACAGCUUCACUGGCUACCCAUCUGCUUCUGGGCACAAUUCAAAGUGCUGGUAAUGACCUAUAAAGCCCUACAUGGCUUAGGUCCAGCCUAUCUGAAGGACCACAUUGCCUCAUAUGAACCUGCCUGACAUUGAGAUCUUUUGGGGAGGCACGUCUCUUGGUCCCACCACCCCCACAGGCAGGCUUAGUGGGGACCUGGAACAGGGCCUUCUCAGUGGCUACUCCCAGACUUUGGAACUCCCUCUCUGGAUAAGCUAGACUGGCUCCCUGUUUGCUAUCCUUCUGCUGGCAGAUAAAGACUUGUUUCUUUUUUUCCUUUUUUUCUUUUCAAUUUUUUUUUAUUGAUUUUCCCAUUGAUAACAAAAAUGACAUACAAAACACAUAACAAAGAAAAACACAUUACAAUACAAUAAAACUAAACACAGGAAAAAUUAUUUCUUCAGCUAUCUAAUUCUCAUAACAUUGAUAUCUGACUUCCUCGAAACCCCUCUAACUGAAUUUCAUUAUAUCACCUGUAUAUCAGUUCUCCAAAUUCAUAUUUCUAAUAAUAUUAACUCCUAUCAUUUACUAACCUCUUCUCCUUUAUUAAUAUUCUAAUCCUUGCUAUUUACUAACACAUGUUCUUAUUCUACCCCUAAGCCUAUUCGUUAUGUAGCCUUAUGAGGCUUUGCCCUCGGAUGGUAACGUCAUUUCUCUCACUCAGUCACAGACCACACGUUGCUUCCAACGUCUCACACACUCAAAACAUUCACUGGAGUGUCCCCACACGCACAUUCAGAAACCCAUGCACCUCCCUCAAUCCCCUUUUUUACCAACACCAAAACCACAACUGGCAGCGCUUCACGACUUCGACCGGGGCCCAAGAGCACCUUUACUGCUUUUUCUGGGCACAAAAUCAACAACCAACCGGCAGCGCUUAGACUUCGACCAGGGCCCAGCAGCACCCUUUUUGCUGCUUUUCUGGGCAAAACCAAAACCAGUGGCACCUUUUACUGCCCUACUGGUGGAGCUGAUCAAACUCUCUUUCCUCCCACCUAACCCUGUGGAGCCUUACCUUUUUCCUCGAGGUACCUUCUUUCUGCACGGCCGUUGCUUUUUCUCCGGUCCUUGCAGUGUGUCCACUCAGGAAUGGGAUGCAAUUCCUCCCACGAACUUGGCAGGAUGUGCACUGGAACAGCUGACACGAACCGAGCUGUUCACCGCAGGGACGCCUUGAACCCACAUCCCUUAUCCUCAGGGAAUCUGUUUUUCCCGGCCAAUCGCACCAAGAAAUGUAGCCUUAUGAGGCUUUGCCCUCGGGUGGGAAAAAUAUUGCGCCUGGGAAAGGGAAGUGGGAGUCAACAGACACUCAAGGAAUAGUUUCGGAGAAAAAGGUUUUAUUUCUACCAUCCAUGAACUGGUAGAAGGAGCAAGUGUGAUAAGUCACAAAAAGCAUGCACGAGUUCACAAUCAUGUGCACAAACAUAUAUACCCCUUCCAGAUCCCUCCUCCUUUCUCCUCCCUCAGGAGUCCUCUGAGCAUGAACAGAAAGCUGUCUUGGGACUAUUGUGGACUCUUGGGACCCUUCCCAGGAAAGGGGAAUGAGAACGGUUCAACAUGUCCAAAGGUGUUGCAGCUGAAUGAGAUAAGAUUCGUUUCUCAGGCCUGAGAAUUCUUGGCAAUGACAGAGUCUAUUCAUUAGCCUUUAAAAGUAACAUUUUGCCUUUUGCCACAGCAUCUUGUGAUAGAGCAGAGGAGAGCAGAGAAAAGCUGUUUUGGAUUUUUAGAAGACAAAAGGAGUUUUGGACAGUUUUGAGGCCUGGGGUGAUUUCACAGACAGGAUUUGGGUAUCCUGUCCCUUCAGUUACUUCCAAGAAUUUUCUAAUUAUCUUAUAUCACAAUACUUAGCCAAAUAAUCUUUAAAUUUCUUCUAAUCUUCUUGUAUCUCUUCUUUCUGGUCGCGGAUUCUUCCAGUCAGGUCAGCCAGCUCCAAAAAGUCCAACUUUUUCUUCGGCCAUUCUUCUAUUGUUGGUAUCUCUUGCAAUUUCCAGUUUUUGGCUAGUAGCAGUCUAGAUGAAGACUUGUUUUAACAGGGUUUUGGGAAACAACUGCUUUUAAUUAAAGGGCUGGUGCCGUGCUGUUUUUAUUGUAAUUAUCUGUAUGAUUCUAAUAGAGCUCAUAUAGAUAUAGAUAUAGCUAUGUUUUAAUUCUCUUAAUGCUUAAUGGUUUCUAAUGGGUCCCCCCCCCCCGUUUUAGCUUGUUCAUAUUUUAUCUGUAAGCCACCUUGUGUCCCUGUCAUGUGGAAAGGCAGGAUAUUAAUAAAUAUGUAAUCAUCAUCAUCACCAUCCCACUACCUGUCUGGCUAUCUGCCUAACAGUGCAAUCCUAUGCUUAUCUACUAAAUACUGCUGAGUUCAAUGUCUCUGAGGUUGAUGGAUAUAAACAGGAUCGCAUUGCAAUCUUUUGGGAAGAGGGGAGUGGGGUUGGGAAAAAAUAUUAUACUAGCUGCAGUUGGCUAAUGACCCUCUGAUGGCAAAUGUCUGAGAGGCAGGAUUGCAGAAGGAGGGGAACCGAGGCAGGUGAUGAUCUCACCGAAGAAUGAGGAGUGGAAUGUCAAAGAUGACAGAAUUAAGCAGGUCUUGUUUCCAGGGAAACGGCUCCCAAAAAGCAUGGGAGGGAGGCAGGAGGAUGUCGGGGGAAGAGGGAGAUGGUGAGAAAGAGAAAUUCAAUUAGGCAAAAGCACAGAGUGCAGAAUAAGAUGGUAAAAUGGAGGCAUGGUCAGAGUGUGCUCUGGCUACUUUAUGUCAGUAAGAACCAGAAUCCAAGACCCACACCCUGCCCCAAGUAAAAUAACCACUGGAGCCCCCCACCAUGUGUUAUCAAUGCUCGGCUGGGUGACUGGGCCCGGCCACCAUUUAUCUUUCCCAGAAUGCCUGGAUUACAGGCAUUGUGGGAAAGUUUUAUUUAUUUUACUUUUUAAAAAAGGAAUUUAUCCCCCGGUGUGUGUGGUUUUUUUAAAAAAAAAUCUCUAUGAAAAAACCCCCACUGAAAAUACAAAAUGCAAAAUGUAUGAUCAAAACGUUGGAAACAUUGGAACAUUCGCAAAGUGCAAAGCCUUCCUGAAAGAAAACCAUUUUAACCAAGCGCCUGAAAGCCAGUACGGCAUAGCGAUUAGAAUGUCGUACUAGGACCCGAGGAAGACUAUGGUUCAGAUUCCCCCACUUGGCCAUGAAGCUUUAACUGGGUGCAACUUUGCGGGCCCAUCACUGCCUCAGCCUAACCUACCCCACAAGGUUAUUCUGAUUAAUUGAAGAGGGAGAAAUAUAUAUGGCCUAUAUUUUAUUUAUUUUUUGCAGCCAGCACCUCUUUUUCUAGAAAAAUAGCAUUGAGUAAAACAAUAUUUGGAAUGCAUAUAUAUAUAUAUAUAUAUAUAUAUAUAUAUAUAUAUAUAUCUAUAUAAUGUAUUUGGAUAAUAAUACCAUAUAUAUACAUAUAUACUUGGCGUGUGUGUGUAUGCAAUUAAUGAAUAGAUACAUACAUACAUAAAUACAUAUAGUCAGAGCCUUCCCCACUGGUGAAAUUAGGCUUGAACAAUAAACUAACAGAGUGGCUCAGUCCAGCUGCCUGGUGCCUGUUCAGAGGGCUGUGUUGGAUGCAGGGGGAGGCAUAGGAAGGCCCUGCUAGGCCGAGGCCCUCGCAACUGUGUGAGGAUGCCAGGUGACAGCUUCAAAUGGAACCAUGAUCCCAGUAAGCCACAACUCAGUACUGUGAGCAUGAGCAUAGCCAAGGGAGAGCCGGGGGGACGGGACAGGGAGGGGCACCUGCCCCCCCCCAAUCAAUAAAAAUACAUAAACGUACAUAAAUAAAAAUACAUAAACGUACAUAGCCAACUGAGGUUCUGCCCCCCCUCCACAAAAGGCCUGCCCCAUGCAAAAAAAAAAUACUGGCUAUGCCCAUAACCGUCAGGUUUGUGAGCCAGUGUGGUGUAGUGGUUGGAGGAGUGUUUGACUAGGACUUCGGAGAGCAGGGUUCAAAUCCCACCUCAGCCAUGUGGGUCACUGGGUGACUUUGGACCCAGCGCUGCCUGUUCUGGGGAUUAAAUGAGGGGGAGAACUAUGUGCACCUCCUUCAGCUCUUUGAAGAAAAAAAACUUGGGAUAUAAAUGCAAUCAAUAAAAGCAAAAUAAAGAGUAUUGACGCUCACAGAAAUCACUACCCUUAAGCCCAAAAAUGUCGUGUGAGGCUGUGACCAAUAUGUUAGGACUUUGGCUGGGGCAAGAUCUGAGUUCAAAUUCCCUGCAUAUGCUGCCCUUGGGCUGAAAAUGAUUCCCAGUCACAGGGCAGGAGUGCCAGCUUGGCCCCGUGACCAUGGGUGCCCGGGGCUGUGGGUGCCAUGCAGCGUGCAUGGUCCUGGCACUGAAAUUUGUGGGUGCCCGGCCCCUUCAUGGGGAAUUUUGUGGGUGCUUGGACACCAAGGGCCCCAGGGAGUUGGUACCUAUGUCACAGGAUUAAAAUAUUGAACCCUGCAGUGUAGAUUGCGAAACAAAAGAGACAGGAAUAGCCUUGCAGCAUCUUUGCCAGCAGAUGGCGGACUAUCCCUUGCAGAAGUCCAUUGAUGUUUGAGUUGCUUCUUUGCUGGCAGACCAGUUAAUGUAUGCUACCACAAGCUCAUCGACGCUAAAGAGCAACAACACUGCAUGCACUUACGGACCCAGAAUCGCUUGUCUACUUGCAAGUAGUAUAUGAGGGUUCAUAGGAGCCAACCCCUAGGACCAGAGGAGUCUUCAACACCCCCCAAAAUAUUUGAGUGACCCAGGUCCCUCAAAGUUAUUGGAAAUUUCCAUUCAAAUUGUGUGUGUGUGUGUUUGUGUGUCAGGGUUUACCUGGGCCCCUCCAAUAUUUUAUUCAAAUUGGCACCCCUGUUAAGGAUUCAAAUGCCCACUGAGUGACCUUGGCCCAGCCUCUCAGUGUAACCUACCUCACAGGGUUGGCGUGAGGUUGGCAUGAACCAUGUACACCACCUUGGGUUGGCGUGAACCACAGGGUUGGCGUGAACCAUGUACACCACCUUGCAGAAAAAGAUGGGAUAUACAUGCAAUAGAAUAAAUAAGGUGGGUGGGAAUAGAUACUGACACCCACAUCAAUGAAAGAAUGAUAAGAAGGUGGUGUGGUGGGGAUUUGAGCUGCAGCCCACCCAUACACUGGCCUAGUCUCGUGUGGUGGUCUAAACCCCACCACCACCACCACCACGAUAGCUGGCACCGGCUGAAUCACGCUUGUCGCCAUCCUCCCCGACUCUUGAAACCCCGAAUGCUCUUUUAUGAAAAAAUAAUAAUAUAGGCAGGCUUCGCGUUACCAGAGCAACCCUCUCCACCAUCGCCACCACCGCUGCUCUGCCCUCUUCACUGCUGGCAUGAAAUUGAUCAGGCAAGGCUGGUUCCAGGAGCUUCUGUUCACCUCCGCAGCAUCCCCGGGGCGCCUGAAAAUGUUCAGGGUUCUGUGUGAAUGGAGAUCAAGCGGUUGGGGGCGGGCAUUGCUUUAUAUGCCGUAGCCUUGCAGGGCGCUGGGGGGCCGUUAAUUGGAAGGGCCCUGCUGGGUCUUCUGUUCCUGUUAAGAGCACAUGUUGCAGGCCCGAGGACUGAGCCUACAGUGUAAAUAUCCCAUGCAGAGGACCUGGACAAAAAAACGUGUUCCACCUGUGGUGUAGUUGUUAAGGUAAUGGUUCCUAAACCUUUUCGUUCUACCACUUUCUUGGUUCCAUAAACUCGUCCCCAGUGCCCCUUACCCUACCCCAUAAAAAGUAUUAAUCAGAAUACUGGUUUGCAUGAACAUAGGAAGCUGCCUUAUACUGAGUCAGACUUUGGUCCAUCUUGUUCAAUGUUGUCUACACUGACUGGCAGCAGCUCUCUAGGCAUUCUCCCAGCUCUAUACAAAUUUAAUAAAGAACAAUAAUAAUAACAGACAGGAGUGCCUGGCGUGCUCUGGUCCAUGGGGUCACGAAGAGUCGGACACGACUAAACGACUAAACAAUAACAAUAAUAAUACCUGGAGACACCACUAGGGAUUGAACCUGAGACCUUCUGUAUGCAAAGCAGAUGCUGUACCACUGAGCUACACCCCUUCCUCUAAAGAUAAAGUAAGAUUCUUGUGAGUCCUUACAGUUCUGCAUUAAAGGCCGAAUUAAAUAAGAAGCUGACAUCUACUGAGUCUUUGGUAUUGUUUACACUGACUGGAAGCAGGUUCUCUGGGUUUGGGGCAGGGAACCUCUCCCAGACCUAUAUGGCGAUGCUUCUGCAUGCAAGACAGAUGCUCUGUCACUGAUCUAUGGCCCUUCUAAGGAAGAUAAUGACAAAAUAAAAUUUGAAACAGUAACAAUUAAUUUAUUCACAACCCGAUUACAAUUAUUUAGUUUAAUUACAAAACUGAUGAACUUGAUUCUUUUCCUUUAGACUGUUAAAACAUUAUAUAUAUAUAUGCCUUGUGCCCAUCUAUAUUUUGAAAAACAACAAAAACAAAAGAAAAUUUCUGUAUUUGCCUACAUUGGUGCAUCUUUAAAAAAAAUCCAGUCAGGCACUCUGCACAUGUUGAGAAUAAAUUUAGCCCUCAGAUUAUUAAAAAAAAACACCCUCCUUUGUUCCAUUGUUGUUUGGCUGUUCUGUCCAUGCUCAGAAUCCUUUAGAUCCCUACAAAACAACCCCUUUAAUUUUCUCCCUGUAGACCUGUCUGCAGCCAGUCUGGGUGCAGCCAACCACCAAGUCAACAGGAGAUGCCUCCUUAUUAGGCAACCUUUAUCUAGGUUAUAUAGAUUCGCCUUCGAGGAGGGGAAAGCACUCUGCACGCGCUCAGGGGCCUCCCACCCAACGAUGCCUUGCGGUUUACUGUGUUUUGGAAACGCGAGGUGGCGUUUGCUAGCUUGGAAAAAAUAUGUGGGAGACGGGGAGCAGAGUAAAAGCGAAGAGGCGAUCUUUUAAAAGCCUGCUGGCGGCUGUUUGAGUCAUUUCAGUCCCCCCCCUCCCCUUCGCACGCUCACUACCCCCGCCCUUUGCAAAUUGUUGCAAGCUGGGCGCAACGUUCAGAGCGCUGUCUCUCUCUGUCUCUAUCUCCAGACUCCCCAAAAGCAGAUCCAUUUUUUCCCUUCCUCUUCCUGCUUUCUCUUCACCCAUGGACCUCUUUUUUGCAGGAGAGCGACCAGGAGGGAAGCAGCGAGGCGCUCCUCUCCCCAAGCAGCGCGGGGAGACAACAAUAGGAAAUUGAAGAGGCCGGGGGAGGCGGAGGGAAGCGAAAUUGACUAGCAACGAGACUGUGCUGGUGGCGAAGAGAAAAAUAAUAAUUCCUCCUUUGCUGGACGCAAAAAGCGGCUGCUGUGUAUAGGAGAGUUUUAUGGAGCCGCCGGCUGGGAAUCGCCCUAGUUCCGCCCGGAGAAGGAGAUCAGGAAGACGGGAUUAUUAUGGGCUUGCCAAGAAGACGCUGAGCUACUCCCGGGUGGUGUUGGCAGGGGUUGGAGCAUCGCCAGGCUCGCUGGAGACCUGCUGCCGCGGCCGCCUUUCUUAACUGGGCAAAGCCAGGCAGCAAGGACUCUUGACAAGGCGUAAAAGAGGGAGAGACCUUUCCUGAGCUGGAUUUAUAACCGCAUGGCAAGCGACCAGUGAGUGACCCAGCGAUCAGGGCAAGCGACCCUGAGUGGAUUCCUCUCCUGCGCCUUUUCUCCUCAAACAGCCUUUGGGAACGAUGAGCGGGAGAUGAUGAUGUUGGAUAGCCAGGUAAAGGACGCGCGCUUUUGCAAAGGCUAGAAAAUAAUAAUCGUGAUGGUAGAGGUGGAAGGGGCCCCAAAGGGGGCAUCUAGUCCAACCCCCUGGUAAUGCUUUGCAGCGCAAGCGAAAGAGCAGCCACCCCCCACAAAUGGGGGGAAUAAUAGGCAGGUCUUCGCCCCCGAGAGUUUGCGAUCUGGGGUUUGCCAGCAGGUGGAAAACGGACAGGUGGCUUAUUUAGUCAGAACUGCUUCUUGUUGUUGUUGAAAGGAAACUGCCUUAUAUAGCUUAGUACUGUCUACACUGACUGGCAGCAGAUCUCCAGGGGGUCUGUACCUGGAGGGGCUGGGGAUUGAGCUCUACCUCUCUGCUAUGACUUUCCCCCCUAAAAAUGAAUUAAGAAACUAUUAAGAAUGGCUCAGAAUUAAAGGCUGAGUUAAAUAGGGAUAUAUCGAGGUGUCUUAUACUAAAUCAGCACAAUCUAUGCUGCCUGACACUAGCUCUGAUUUCAGGCAGCAGUUAUUGCCCAGCCUUACCUAGAGACAACAGGGAUUGAACCCAGAGCCUUCUGCAUGCAGACCAAGUGCUCUACCACUAAGCUUUGGCAUUCCCCUCUAAAAAAGGAAGUAAGAUUCCAGUCCUCAUGAUUCUGAAUUUAAAGAAGGGCUGGGGAGCUGACUUCUGCUGAAGUCAGUCCAUUGGCCCCUCUUGCUAAGUACUGCGUACACUGACUGGCAGCUGCUCUCCAGGGUUUCAGACAGGGACUCUCCCCCAGCCCUACCUGUAGAUGCCACUGGGGAUUGAACCUGGGGCCCUCUGCCACUGAACUACAGCCCUUCCACAGCUUAUGCUGUGUGUGGCAUCUAACAACAUAACAUAAAUGAAAAUGCUUUGGUCUCUGCCCCACAGUGCUUCAGUCUACAGUCGGCCAGGAUAUACAGAAGCCGAUUGAAUCCUUUUAUGAGGAAGACCUUAUCAGUCACCUCCCUGCCUUAUGUUUGAGCUUCUUGGAAAGGGAGGAGCUAAGGUGGACCUUUGGCCUGAUCCAGCACAAAAGCCCUUGUAUUCUUACAGUAUGAUUGGAGAGGAGAAAGACAGGCUGACUGGUGGCUAUAUGAGCUAUGACAACAAAAUAGAACGUCCAUAUUCAGGAGCAGUUUGCCUUUCAGUACAAACCAAGGGUUAGGUGAUCAUGAAAGGCUAUUCCUCCAAGUCCUUGGUCUUGAGCUCUGUGAUGCUUCUGACUGGCUGGUCUCAGAGGGUUCCUGCCCCCCCCCCCCGCUCUAAUCCAGGAAGGCAAUUCUCGAGUUGACUGUGGGUUGGGGGGGGGGAGUGGAGACCAGAUGAAACUAAAAAAAGAUGUACAUGAGCAAAUGCAAUUUCAGGACAUUCUGGAAAUGAAUAUAUAUACACAAGGGCUUCCACUCUGGAAGUGGUGAAGAUCACAUGAAUUAGAAGGGGAGGCUAUCUCUGAGCAUGUGUCGAGUGCUUCCCACUAACACAGCCUUUGCCAACCCUCCAGAAGUUUAGAACUGGAAUUCUAAGCAGCCCUAGCCAGCAUGCUGGUAGUUGUAGUGCAAAACUUCUAGAGGGUGCCUGGUUGGCAAAGAAGGUGGCAUCCCUUCCCCCAAGUGUUCUUAGGAUUUAAAGCACAUUACUUCCCCUCAAUAAUCCUGGGAACUGUAGUUCUUUAAGGCUGCUGGGAAUUGUACCACUGUGAGGGGGUAAAAGCUACAGUUCCCAGGAUUCUUGGUGUGUGUGUGUGUGUGUGUGUGUGUGUGUGUCAUGUGUUUUUAAACAUAUUAUGUUUGUUGCAACCUGCUUUUCAACAGGCCACACCAGUGGUUGAGUAGCUUCCUUGCAUGUAGAUUAAAUCCUUGGCAUCUCCAGGUAAGGCUGUGAGAGAUCCCUACCUGAAUCCCUGAGUCAGUGUAGAUAGUACUGAGCUAGAUGGACCUGUGGUCUGUCUCAGUAGAAGGCAUAUUCUUCUGUUCCUAGGCACCAGCUCCAGGACUUGUGGAUUAAUAAUGCUGAUGAUAUAAUUAUAGAAUGCCUCUGAGCAUGUGCCGUAGGCCUUCCCACACCAGAUGUACUCAUCUAAAUUUGGGACUGGGCUUCCAGCCAGCUCUGAAGCCCUGGCACUUCUAGCUCUCCCCCACCCCUUCCAGUUAGCCCACAAAAAACAUUUUGCGUAAUGGGGUUGUUGAUGCUUUUGUGGGUUUGCCAAAUUAUCACCUUCACCUCUGCCGAGAGGACGUGCUCAUAGCUGUAUUACGCCAUCCCUGCUUUGCUAGGGGGUGAGGGAAUUCAGCCUCAAGAAUUUCAUUUAAUUCCCACCAUGAGAGGGAACCAGGAGUUGCCUAGAAAGAAGAAGGUUACUUUCAGGAAACCUGUCUAACAUGGUUUGAGAUCCCUGUCAUCCCUUCUCAUGAAUCCUUGCAGUGUUUGGAGGAUGCUGGGGAAGUCACUUUUGUGGAGUGGGAAAUUUGUGUCCCACCAUGAUCCUCAGCGACAUAGAAAAAGAAUAUUCAAUAAUUUGGCCAGUUCAGGAAUAUCCCAGAGCCUGAGAUUUGAAACCUGAGAUCUGGGGCGGCCCUGAUGAUGUCAUGGGGGGAGGCCUCCUAGUGAUGUCACAGGGGUGGGCUUUGGAGAUGGAGGUUAAUUGGGAGAGGAGAGCAGAGGAGAGGCACCCCAGUGUGUCCCUUCUAUAAUUUGCAGUCAGCUCCUGCUGGGCUGAAGCUUGCAAGUUGUAUGCACUGUCGUCAUCAUUUUUAUUGUCAUUAUUACUAUUGUUAAAGGCCACCUCGCAUACCUGGAGAUUCCUGCCAAUCAGUUGCUGCCUGGAGACGGCCAGGCAAACCGGGAGACUUUGCAUCAGACCUGGAGGUCUGACAACCCUAGUAUGAAAGGAUAUUAACUUGUCUCUUACAGUUGGUCUGAGCAACCAGUGUUUCAGGAGCAGUAAUGGUUUGUGCCUGUUUGGCCUGGUGGGGCAGAAGGCAGCGAGCCCAAGAAGUAGAUGGGGCCAGUAAUGAGUGGAGACAGGGCCAAUGGCAAGUGGAGGCAGAGCCAACUAAUUAUGGUUUUGUUCCUAUCCUCCUCACUAAUGAGUUCUGCAAGAGCAACUAAGGAGGAGGAGGAGGAGGAGGAGGAGGAAGCUGGCAGUCUGUGCCACUUGCUGGACUGGUUGUAAGAAAGCAAGCCCAUGCCAGGAGGGCGGUCAGUCGGGUACACUUGCUCUGGACCGCGGAGGACUAAGCUGGCUGGGGCCCCCACCAGGGACCGGCCAAUUUUUUGCUUGAGUUUAUAACUUUAUUCUAACAAGACUCCCACCUUGGGCCUCAGACAAGCUCUGCACAAGACUGAGAGAGGAUGUUUGGCUGAGGGCAGACUGAAGUUCAUAGGGCAGUGCCCAUUUCCAAACAGACUCCACUGUUUGGCACAGCACCGGUACUGGAAAUUCUCUCCCUCUUGCAUAUGUGUGUUACUCAAUGCUCGCUCUGCACAAGCUCAGGUGCCCCCUCUGUUCCCUAAUACCAUUAAGUCCAGAACCGAAGACAAGAAGAAGACGGCCACCAACUUGGAUAGCUUUAAAAUAGGAUUAGACAAAUUUGCAGAGGAUAAGGCUAGCAAUACUUUGAAUUGCCAGUUUCUGGAAACGGCAGAAGGGGAAGAGUUGCUGUUGCAUCCCAGUUCUGCUUGUGGCCUUCCUUUUGGGGCGUCUGGUUGGCCACUGUGAGAACGUGAUGCUGGACUAGAUGGGCCACUGGCCUGAUCCUUCUUAUGUCCAAACUAUCCCACAGGUGCCCAGUAUUUGGUAUGUUAGAGAGAGACUGCAGCUGUACCUGGAGGUUCCAUUUAGCUAUCGAUUCUGUUUCAGGAGAAAGGGGGUGCCAUACUUGCUUUGAUUUAAAGCCAUACUGUGGAAAUGAAUUGGAAAUGUUAUAUAUUUUCCCCCUUCCUUUUACCUUCCUUUAUGGGUAUCUCCUCUGUCUAAGAAGAGUGUAUUUAAAAUAACCUUGGCAGGCUUAUCAAGAAAUAUCUCUCUUUCACAUCCUGCCUCUUAUGAAAACAUCUGGUAGUGGGCAUGAGAGUCUUCUUUCCUUUGCUCUGGUGGAUGGUCUAAGGAAGUGUUUGUUACAAAACCUUCACUUUAUAGAAGUACCAGAGUCUAGCCACAAGUUAUCAACAGCCCUUAUUCUGAAGGAAAGCGCCUGUCCUACUUGCCUUCGAUGCAGAUAUAGUUGCCACAGGUGGGUCCAGACAUUUAACUGUUGAACUGCUGCUAUGCUGCAAAAGCAGAUGGUGUUCUGAUUUAUAUGAGCUGCUGUUGUACAGUAAUGCGGUUGUGUAGGUGGUUGUAUGUGUGAAGAAUCAGUUUCAUUCUUUGUGUUUAAGUCUUGUGGUUUGACUACAAGUCAUGAGAUCUAAAUGCACUUGAUUUUGUGGAAGUGUGGAGUGUUCAAGAAGGCUGGGGUUAUGUCAGGUUUAAGGGACUGUGUGUAAUGCAGAAGUGGAAGAAAGUCCUGAUAGCCAACACAGAGACACAAGUCUCAGAAUGUGGUACAGUAUUGGCAUUCAGAGAACCUCAGCUUUCAUUUGCAGGGAAUCAAGUUUCUAGUUCUCAUUUUAUUUAGGAUGCUGCCUUCUUCUGAGUCAGACCACUGGUGCACGUAGCUCAGUAUUUUCUACAAUGACUCCAUGUUUUUCGUACCUGGAGAUGCCCUUGGGGGUUUAACCUCGGACCCUCUGCAUGCACAGCACUUCCCCAAAUUAAUUUAUCUGUCAAUUAUAGUUCCCAAACCCCCUCCCUUUCUCAGCUUUCUCUUUUAGGUCUGUAAAAUGGUCCUAGAAUAUUUUAAAGUAAUCAGAUAUUCAUUUAUGUCCAUGUUUUUUGAAAAAUAGCUUUAAUAUCUGUUAAAAGCAGCCAUAUUCUACCUUUCCUCCAAGGAGUUCAUGGCAUACAGGCUUCUCCCUUUAUCCCUGCACAACAACCCUGUAAGGUACCGUAGGUUAGGCCUGGAGAGUGUGACUGGCUUAAGGCCACCCAGUGAGCUUCGUGGAUGAGAAGGGAUUUGAACCCCACUCUUCCAGGUUCUUCACCUCUGCUAAGAAAUGCUUGUGCUAAUAAUAAUAAUAAUAAUAAUAAUUUAUUAUUUAUACCCCACCCAUCCGUCUGGGUUUCCUCAGCCACUCUGGCUUAACUUAACCUGAAGCACCACUUUAGCUAAUGGGGCCUCCUGCUGUUGCCGCGCCGCUGGAGCACGAUUUCUGUUCUCAUCCUGAAGCAAAGUUCUUAACCUGAGGUAAUAUUUCUGGGUUAGCGGAGUCUGUAACCUGAAGCGUGUGUAACCUGAAGCGUGUGUAACCCAAGGUACCACUGUAGUUUCCGGGUCACCUUCAAAGGUAGCUAGGGCUAUGUCUGCUUAAUUUUUUAUUACGCAUACAAGCCUUAAAUAAAGAAAAUCAUCCACUUUAACCUUUUGCCAGCUCUGAUCAGCACCACCCUCCCUGAUCAAGGAUUACGUCCCAAUCAGCAAUGAAAUAUGAGUUUCAUUAAAUGAUUUUUUCUCCUUGGGGCAGGCUGCACCUGCCAAAAUCCAGUCAUGCAACAAGUGUGCAAAAGAGACCUUCCUCUCUGGCCGUGCACAGUAUGUAUGUGUGCACUUUGUGUUGAAUGCUUCGGACAAUCCGUUCCCUUUGAGAGAAAGAGCUGGAGAUUCUCUUGGAACAACUCCCAGGAAUUAUUCUGAGCCAGGAGUGGAUAACUUUUGUAGGUUUACGGAUGUUGCUGUACUCCAGCUCCCAUCAGCCCCAGCCAGCAUGGUCAACAGCCAGGGAUGAUGGGAGUUGGAGUCUAAAGAUCACUAGAAGAACACAAGUUCCCCAGCCCUGAUCUGCGAAACAGCCUACAAGAGAUGGAGGAAUGCCUCUUAUUUAAAAGAGGCGUUCCCUCAUAGGAGAGAGAGGGGACAAUGCCUCUCCUUAGAUUAGAGCUGGGGAAUCUGUGCCCCUCUAUAUAGUGUGGGACUCCAACUCCCAUCAGUCCCCAUCAGCAUGGCCAACAGUCAGGGGACGAUAUGGGUUGCAGUCCAGCAACUUCUGGAGGCCUCCUCUAAGUCAGUGGUCUUCCACUAUAGAUCUCCAGCUGUUGUUGAACUGAAACCCACAUCACCCCUGGCUGUUGGCUAAGCUGGGUCUGGAGGAUGAGAUUUGUAAUUCAACAACAGAGGGGGAAGAACACUGCUCCAAGCAGAGGUCUUUGCUGCAUUUCUGCCAGCCAGAAGGGGGAGCCUUCUGCUUUGUUUAUAUUAGGUUGUCCCUCCCUUCUCUUCUCACCAGGUUAAAGCAGUGAAGAGUCUUACGCCACUUCAGUAACUAACACAUUGACUGUGUGGUGUAAGCUGUUUUGUGUUACAAUGAUUUUGUAUUCUUGUGUUCCCUCUCAAAACACUUCAGAAUUCCAGGCAAGACUAGGCCUCUCACAGCUUACAGCUGAAGCCAAAGCAGAAUUUCCCACCUAGACAUUUUCAAUUUGGCAAAAUGUCACUGUUCUGAUUUUGACAUGGGCUGGCCUUGGUUGCUUUAUGUUGCCUAAUUCUCCUCUCAAGCAAGGCUUCACACCCUGUGUUUCCACAAGAGUGGGGACGAGUUAUUAAGGGAGGGGGGAGAAAUCGAAUUCAGUCCUCAUUUAAAGGCAGUGCAACCUGAUUUGUGCUUUCUGAAUUGACACGAGAACCAAAACUCAGCCAUCUUUCGAAAUUCACACAUAUAUGAAUUUUACAAUGCCAGUCUCCAACCAAAGAGUGUUUACAAAAAUGCAUAUAUUGAGGAGAAGUGACCAUAAAAACGAAUCUUUUAAUGAAAAUUGCAUACGAAUGUGCAUUCUGUAUGGGGAAAUGGCUGCAAAAAAGUGUUAUUGAGUCAAAGCUACAUCCAAACAUAGGUCUCUCUCUCUCUCUCUCUCUCUCUCUCUCUCUCUCUCUCUCUCUGUGUGUGUGUGUGUGUGUGUGUGUGUUAGGAGAAAUUUGCACUAAAAUGCUAAUAAAUUUCAUGAGGAUAUGGCCCUUUAAGCACCACGUCUACCUCUAGUUGAGUGUUAUAACUUCUGCUUGGUGUGCAGAACAUUCCCUGUUCAACUUCCAGCAUCUCCAGAUCAGGUGGGCUUCUGCCUGAAUGCCUGUCUGCUGGCAGUCUGUGUAGAUGACACUGAGCUAGAUGGACCAAUACGCUGACUCAGCAGAAGACAAGUUUCAGUGGGACUGUUUAAAUCAGCCUUCACUGUAUAGUUGUUGUAAACUGCUCUGGGUGUUUUUUUUUAAAUGAAUAGUGGAAUAUAAAUAUUUCAGAAUCAUGAGGACUGGAAUCUUGGAUUUUAGCUGUUUUACCUUUGGAUCAGAGGUUCAGUGCCCAGGGAGGAGAGACUCCUUCCUGAAACCCUGGGGAGCUGCUGCCAGUCAGUGUAGACAAUACUGAGCUAGGUGGACCAAUGUUCUGAUAAAGCGGAUUCCUGUGUAGUCAUGACUUUAGUCCUGUUGAUUUAAAUAAGAACUCAGUGCAACUGAUUUUGCCUGCAAUAAUAAAGCAGGGAUAGGCAACGUGGUGCUCUCUAGAUGUUGUUGGGACUACAACUGCCAUCAGCCUCAGCAAGCACGAUCAGUUGUUAGUGAUGAUAGAAGUAGUAGCCAAACAACUUUUGGAGGGCACCACGUUGGCCAUCCCUGCACUAAAGCAACUCCACACGUGACAUCAUGUGCAAUCAAACGUCUUCACUGAGCUUUUGUUUUCUCUAUUGAAUCUUCUCCACAUCAAUUUUCUUUUGUCCUUCCUGCCUCGUGCACUGUUUGGCCAGCGGUCAAAGAAAAUGUUUGUGCAUGUGGGCUUGACGUCAAGGGUGACGGGCUGCAUCCAGGACAAAUUUCUUUUUCCCCAAAGGUUGCUGGGGGUGGGGUAAAAACAGUUAACUGCAAAAUAAUACCAGCACCCUCUCUGCUGGAUAAUUUGAUAAAUGGGUUGACCUUCUAGACAGGACUGAGCUCACAAAAAUGGACAAUACUUUUUUCUUUUUAAGUUUUUUGUGAUUUGUGCCUAGGAGGAGCUGGUUAUCUUUCUGCCUGCAUCUCAAGUCCCUCUUGGAACUGGGCCUCACCUGUUCCGCAGGAUGUCUGGGGCUUAUUUUCGUUCUCUCAGUGGGAAUGUCUGGACAUCUUCAUCUCAAUUCUGUCAGUGCUGGAGACAGGAAAUGGACAUGAUGAAGGUUGCCGUCUGACACCAAAGCAUCAAACUGUGCCGCCAGGCCUCAUGAAUUUGUUGAAGGAUUAAAUGGCAACGCUAAGCUGUGGUUUAUUAAACCCCAAAGCAAACUUAAUUCAUGUUCUGUUCAUGUGGCAGUUAUGGGAGCUACUCUCAGGCAUAGUUCAGAUAUUCUGGGGCCACAUUCGCCACAUGUUUAUGGUGCUACAACGGCACUUUAAAAAGUAAUGGCUUCCCCUAAAGAAUUCUGGGAACUUUAGUUUGUUUAGGGUGCUGAGCAUUGGUAGGAGACUCCCCUAUUCCCCCUCCUAUUGCUAUAAUUCCCAGAGUUCCCAGGGAACAGGGAUUGACUGUUAAAUCACUCUGGAAAUUAUAGCAAUAGGAGGGGAAUAGCGGUCUUCUACCAACUCUCAGCACCCUUAACAAACUAUAGCUGCCAUAAUUAAUUUGGGGGAGCUGAGACUGCUUAAAGUGGUAUCAUAGCACUUUAGAUGUAUGGUGUGAAUGUGACCUGAGCUAGUUUAUUCCAAGUACUGCUACCAUCUAGCAUUAAUCCAUCUAACUUUCCAUUGAAAUUAGUGGGUUUAAGUUACCUAUGUUUGUUAAUUUCAAUGAGUCUACUAGCAUUGGAGGACUAGCAUUGGAUAUAGAUCAUAGUCUUCUCACUGACAUAUAAAUUGUGUUCACAUUCCCACUGACUCACCAUGUUUCCAGUCCUGGGUUAUUAAUCUGUGUUCCCAUGAUGUUAUCCAAACUGCAUAUGUAUCCUGUACUUUGUUAUAAAAUACAACUGUGUGUUGCAUUGUUUUCUCAAGCCAGCUUCACACUUACUGCAGUCUUCAAGCCGUUCCUAAUUCAUUUUCAGCCAAGAUAUGAACACCUUUGCAGACGGUCAAGAUACGCACACCCGUCAAAGACCCCUGGUGUGUAGACAAAUGGGGAAAAUCUGACUCUAAUGAAGACAUGCUGAUGUGAACAGCUUGGGGGGGGGAGAAAUUCGGGGAGACGGACGGACCUAACCCUGAAUCAAUUUCGCUAUGCUCUAAUGUCGCAAUGUGAACAUGCCCCUAGUUUUCUGAGGGCUGUUCGAUCACUGCAGUCAUCUCCAGUAGCCGAAAAUGGUUGAACAUGGGUUGUUGUACAGCUUUGUAGGCAUAUGGAACACUGUCUUAUACAGAGCCAGCCCAUUGGCUCAUCUAGUUCAAUACUGUCAACAUGGACUGGCAGUGGCUUUCAGGAUUUCAGGCAUGAUUCUCUCUUGGCCCUAUCUGAAGAUUGAACCUGUGACUAUCUGCAUAGCCCUUUGUCCCUCAUUUGCUCCUUGGGAGAAGCCCUUUACUCUCCCAGUGUCGUGAUGAGUGAUCCAGGCCUGAACUAUUUCCUUUGCAAAUAGCAAGUGGCAAUAACUUGAGAAUGGCUCUUGAGGGAUUGGGUUAGAAAACGCCUUUCCCACCAAGGAGGACAUUUCCCAAUAGCUGUGACGCAUUUGGCCCAUGGGCCAUCUCUGGAGACUUGACCCUGAAGUGCCACUGAGUUUUCAGGGAGUAGGAUCUUGGCUUUCUUCUCAAUCUUUCUCUUUCCCUUUGGAGGAAAAAGAGAGAGGCCAUUUUGCUGUCAACAGUGGAUGGGAAUCUUGAAGAUGAUUUAUUUAUGCAAACUCCUCAAUGUAUAGUAAUGUCCCUUGCAGAUGUUUUGGACUAUGAUUCCUUUAAUCCCUUACCAUUUGCCUUGAUGGCUGGGGCUGAUGGGAAUUGGAGUACAAAACAUCAGGAUAUUUGGGUGCUUGUAUAAGCAAAGAGAGAGAAGUCUCUGCUCAAAGGCGCUUGCAAUCUAAACUCUGAAUGUAACAACAAAGGAAGGGAGAGAUGCUGGAGUAGUCGAGAGACUUCAGCUUAUCGGCUGGUUAUCUUUUUGGCCCUGGGGGAACAUUUGGACUUUAAUUAUGCCUCUUGCUUGCCUGGGAGAAGGAUCAAGAGGGGUGUGUAAGUAUGUAUAGGAACUAGCCAAAUUAAAUUCAUGGCUCUGUCCCUUGUUUGCCUCUGGCUCUGCCCACCACUGGCAGGUAGCCCUCCAGAUGUUGCUGGACUACAACUCUCAUCAUCCCUGACCCGUGGCCAUGUUUGCUGGGGCUGGUGUGAGCUGUAGUUGAGCAAUCUCUGGAGGUCCAUAGGUUACUCAUAUCUGGUUUAGGCAUUGUUCUCACAAGCUCAUGUCCCGGUGGUGCGGGAAUAGCUGUUGCAUUCUGGGCCUCGCCUUCAUAUUUUUAAAAAAUAAUAAUUCAGAUUCCACCCUUUUCAUCUAUGUCCCGUGUACAUUAUCUGUAAAGAUAUGCCAUGGGGCCAUAUCCCACAUUGCCCUGGGGCUGUGGUAAUGGCAGGGUGUUCUGUCUGAAAAGGGGCUCUGGCAUCACCUCCAGGGACCUAUUUUUGCAGGGCAGAGGCUGGAAUUCCGAGCGGGCCUCAAAGCCUGUCCUAGUUGCCAUGGCAAUAUAGUGGGAUUUUUUUUUAAGUUCGGCAGAUGCAUUCCGCCUUCUUCACAGCACUGACAUGACAAACCUGGCAGAAGGACCUGGGGGCUUUGGGUAUUGCGAUCUGAGCUCCCAUUUGCCCCCUUGAAUGAGGCCUUAAUGUGCUCACAAAAGCUGCCUCGCCAUUGUAUGGUUGGUUGGCUGAGGAUUCAACAUGACAUUGCCCCUUUGACUCCAAAAUGGAAACACAGACACUUGAUUGGUGCUAAACCAUGAAGCAGUGUUGUGCACCCAUUGAAUGUGUGGAAUUCCUCCCAAUUAAUUAACUAAUAAUAGUUGCCCACACAAGACAGUUUCUUGGUUUCAAAGAAUUUAAUGUGGUAUACUCAGUGGUAAUAGCAUUUGCUUUGCACGCUGAAGGUCCCAGUGCCACAAUAACAGCCAUACUUCCAACAUCUACAGACCAGGUUAGGACUGUCCCCUGCCUGAAUGAGGUAGGCCCUCCUUUUUCUCACAAGUGAAUGAGGCAAUAACAAUGCUUUCAAGUUUAUGAGACACUAGCAUAGAGGAAUGUAGGAAGCUGCUAACAAACUGCAAUUCCCAAUAUUAUUUGGGCUAGGGGUGUGCUUUAAAUGUGCAAUGUGUGCACAACCUUGGAUUCGUCUUGAGGGGCUGUUGUCGAUCACUAUACCUCUGGGAUUUAGACCCUUUAAAAACUAGCCACCUUUUCUCCCCAGCGACAACCAGGCCUGGAAUAUCUCCUGCCCUUUUCCAUCUCUGAGCAGCUGAAUUUCCUCUCUCCAUAGUUCUGAGCCUCUAGCACCUUGAGUUUUACUCCAGGAAUCCGGGCAGAGCUCCAGAAAGGGGCCCAGUCUCAGGCAAAGCGUAGUUGAUGCCGACCCAUUAACAGGGAGGUCAGUCAAGGGCCUUUCCACCGCCUGGCAUGUGUCCAUCAAAGCAACAGAAAGCUCUCUAGGGAUCCUGACCCACUUUCAUCCUGAACACCCACCCCUCACUUUCCUUCCUUGUAAGUGAAAUGGUGUGUAGAAAUCCAGGCCAGCCUGGGGACAGGGAAAGGGAUGUAUAUACCCUUGAAAUGAACCUCCCUCUGCUUUCAUUUCCCUCCCUGUGGGACAGCCAACUUGAGUUGGGAUUGGAAGGAGGCCUUAUGGAAGCAGUGGGGAGAGAGGCUGCCUUCCUCAAAGUUGAGGAAAUGGAGGUUGAGUGGUUUCCUUAUAUAGCUAUUUGCAACAAUCCCCCUCCCCGCCAGGUAUCAGAUAAUACACCACAGAUACCACUUUAAACAGCCAUGGCUCCUAUUCCCCUCACAGAGCUGUGAUUCUCAAGAGUUCCCUUGGAAGAGGAAUUGAUUGUUAAACCGUUUUGGAAUUGUAGUUCUGGGAGGGGAAUAGGGGAAUCUCCCAACCACUCUCAGCACCCAUAGAUAUAUUAUGUACAGCUUACAGAAUUAUUUGGUGUUAUUGCAGUGGUUUAAUGCAUGGUUUGAAUGUGGCCAUUCUCCAGCCACACACACAUCCAUACGUUCACACACAUCUCUGUCCCUCUUUGAAUAUUAACAACAUAAGAAGAGCCUUGCUGGAUGAGGCCAGUGGCCCAUCUAGCCCAGCAUCCUGUUCUCAGUGGCGGCCCAGAUGCCCCAAUGGGAAGCUUACAAGCAGGACCUGAGCCUGACAGCAACUCUCUCCACUUGUGAUUCACAGCAGCUGGUAUUCAGAGGCAUGCUGUGGAGGUAGAUAAAACCAGCGGCGGAUCAUAUGCCUGCGCUACCCAGGGCGGGCGGACUCCUGAGGGGGGCAGGACAUGCUACCGAGAGGGGCAUGGCAUGCUCCCGAGGGUCACGGGGCGCAGAGGGUGCCCUCCCAGGCACGGGAUAGCUGGUCAGGUGCACGGAGUGGCACACGUGCCCUGCAGCUGGGGGGCGGAGCGAGCCACCCACGGGGGGCAGAGUAAGCCGCCGGUGGCGGACAUUCAGCGCGCUACCUGCCCGCGACACCCAAGCCUCUCCCAACUCCAGAGCUGUCAAAACGAUCUGUCGAGGGAAGAUGGGGAGCUGCGCCGCUUUCCCAGUGGCCUUCUCCCUUCAUUUUGACAUUUCAGGACUCAGGGAGGCUUGGGAGUCGCAAGCGGGCGGCAUGCCAAAUGUCACCCCCCUCAGGGAUGACACCUGGGUCGGCCUACCCCCACCGCACCCCCCUUCCUCCGCCACUGGAUAGAGCAGCCAUCAUGGCUAGCAGCCACUGACAGCCUUGUCCUCCUCUGUAAAUUUAUCAAAUCCUCCUUGGUGGUCAUCAUUGCCUCUCAUGGGAGCAAAUUCCAUAUCUAAACUAUGGGCUGUGUGAAGAAGUAAGGUUCCCCACCCCCUUCCCCCUGCACUUUUAAGCAUGUACCUCUUGCAUUUAACGCUUCUGGAGCUUUUAGCUGGAGGGUUAUGUUGUCGUGAUAAACAGCCAGGUUGCCUAGUUCCUUAGCUCCUCCCUUGCCUGACUCCACGUUCCAGGUCACGGGGAGGGACAUAUUAAGCAUGCUUCAUCCAGGUGAGGCCAUGUCCGUCAGGGAGUGUGAGUGCCGCGGUGGGGAGGUGGUGUUACUCAUUGUUUUGGAAGGAGCGAGGCAUGAAGAAUGUGAGCGAGCUUCCUCGAGGAUGGAAAAUAUCCAGGGCCAGGGCUACCCCACCGAAGAGGCAGGCAUGUUCAAGAAAAGGGUCUUUUUGGAGGCGUUUCGUGAAGGGAGAGGAGACUUCAGUUUCCGUGAUGUUCCUGAGGAGCUACCAAGGCAGAAAGAAGGUCAGAUGGGCAGCUGGGAGAUGGGUGUGAGUGUGUGUUUGGUUGCUCUAUGUCAUCAUUUCCCUGAAAUGCUGUCUUCAGGGUGUCUGGGGCUAUAAUCCCAUUAGCCCCAGUUAGCAUAACUUAUGGCAGCUGUGGUCUCCAUGUAUCUGGGGGCAGCAUUUUGGGGGAUGCUUUUCUACCUUGGAUUUGAGACUCUGUGUUUGAAUCCCCAUACUGCUUAAAUCCAGCUUGAUCCUUCUGUGGAUUGUCCCAAACAAAUAAAAUAAAAUAAAAAUGGGGAAAGUAAUUUCUGUUGGACCUUGGAAAGAGCUUCCAGCUCUGCUACUCAGAAAAACCCUUGAAUGCUUUUCUAUCAGCUGUUGGGGUAGGAACUUGGGGGAGGAGACCCCUGUCCUCAGCACAAUGGUGCACAGUCUCAUCAAGUGCCCAGCAAGGAUGGAGAGGAUUAUGGUGGGAAGCUUAGCACAGAGAGCAAUAAUGGCUGAUUGGCUAGGGCAGGAUUGGAUCCGUUCUUCUUCAAAACCUCUAUUCUGUUUUAGGAGUUGGCUGCUAGCACAGCUCCAGCUCUUAGCCCACCAAGAGUUUACAGUUCUCAGCGUUGACAGUGGGGAAGAGGAGGGAAGGGGAUGGCUAUUCAUCCUUCAGUUCUCCAUUUAUUUUACCCUAAGGCUGGUUAGGUUUUAUCGGCCUUUCCAGUGACUUCUGUUAUCCUCCCACAAGUCCUCUGGUGUUGAGUCUUGUUGUUCAAAAAAAGGGGUACGAUUGAGAGAUGUUCUUUUGUCUGAAACUCCCUCCUGAAUUAGCGUGAAUGAGCUGAGACCUGGACAUGGAUCUCCUCUGUGGGCAGAAAGCUGAUCAAGAUCUAGCAAUAAAUCUCUGAGUGAUUUGAAGUAGAUCAGCAAGUAUUCUGAGCAGUGCUAUUUUUCUAGGAAAAGAGGUGCCAGAACUCACCACAAACAUCUCCCUUGUUCUCUGAUUAUGGCAAUGGUGCCCACCUGAGAGGUGCCAGAACUGAGUUCCGAUGAGUUCCAGCUCAAAAAAAAAGCCCUGAUUCUGACUACUGUAAUUUGUUUUGGCCCCUCUAGACUGCUGUGGGGUUUUUUGUGUGGAUCUAUUCUUUUAUGAAAUGUUAUUGGCACAAUAAUAGUACAUUAGUGGUGGAUUUAUACUGGACCAUCAACACAUCACCAUCCACUGGUUGGCACCAUCCACUGGUUGGCAUCUCUAGGUGGGUGAGAGUGCCUUCUCGAACAAUAAAAACCAAUUAAGAAGACUGUGCAUGCAGCCCAGCAGAAGCUGGUUGCAAAUUAUAGCCCACCCACCACCACAUUAACCUUCAUCUCGAAAAGCCACCCCAUUACAUCACAAGGGGCUUCCAUCCAUGAUGUCACCAGAGCCCACCCUAGAUCUCAGGUUUGGGCCCUGAAAUCUCACUGUCUGGGAUGCUCCUGACCUGACAACCCUAUUCCUUACAUUGGUUGUGCUAUUUCUGUCCAAAGGGGUACUCUUGAGCUAUACAGCAUAAUGAAACCAAGACAGAAAGGAUAAACUGGAACAUCUGUGGGUUUAUUGAUUUAAUUUUUUUAAGUGAGAAAAUUAGGAGGAAGAAGAAAGCUUAUUUUUUUUUUAAAAAACCAAGUCCAUUGUGGCAAUAUAAAAAAACACCUUAGGAAAACUAUUAAGGAAAGGUUGCAGAGUAUUCUCAAAAGGUCGCAGAAUAAUGGCAGCGUCAAGCUUUUGUUCACACAAUAAGGUUAAGGCUGAGACUAUGAUGCAGUCACAACUCUCCCUUGAAGAUAAACGGAUCAUAUACGCAAGGCACAGCAUAAACUUCAUGACGCAACCUGUUAAGUUGCCAAGCAUUGUUUUGACUUUGUUUUAUAGGGCUCAGACUGCAAAGGGUUGGCCUGGGUCAUUUGAGUGCAAAGUAUACACCUUCAUCAUGGAUAUACUUGGGGCCCUAGUGGGAGUCUCUAGGAUAGGGGUGGGAAAUCUUAGGACUGGGGGCCCGAUGUGGCCCUCCAUGCCUCUCUAUUUGGUCCUUGGGACUCUCCCCAGGCCACACUCCUCAACAGUCCUGCUCUGUACCCUCCUUGAGUGCUUUUGGCAUGGGUGGAUUGUGUCCUUGAACCAUGACAAUACAGCUCAAUCUGCAUGGUUCAGCUGAGGAGGAGCAGUGUGGGGUAAUAAUAAUAAUAAUAAUAAUAACUUUUUUUAUUUAUACCCCGCUCUUCCCGGUUCAGGAAACUGGGCUCAGGGUGGCUAACAACAAAUUUAAAACACUCAAUUGAUGCUACAAAAAACAAAACAAACAAAAAAACCAGCAUAAAAUAUGAUUUAAAGCGUAAAUAACAAUAAAAUAAAAAAUCAGAAAUCAAUUUAGGGGGAAAAUCCAUCCAAUAAACAUUAGAUGAUCACCAGGGCUAGCUGGCUAAAUUAGUCCCACUUGGGCCAGCGAGGAGACCAGGGAAGAACCAGCUGUGGGAUCCCAGAGCAGGCAAUCUUCACAAAAAGGGGAGGGGGAGGGAAGGAAGAAGAACAAAAUAUCAGGCCAGGUUCAAAUUGAAAGCCAUUGAAAGUAAUUAUUCUGUCUUACAGGCCUUGCGGAAGGAAGUUAAAUCCUGCAGGGCCCUGGUCUCCAGGGACAGCAUUCCACCAGGUUGGAGCCAUCACUGAGAAGGCCCUGGCCCUGGUGGAGGAUAAUCUAACUUCCUUAGGGCCCGGGACCUCUAAACUAUGAUUAUUCAUGGACCUUAAGGUCCUUUGCGGGGCAUACUGGGAGAGGCGGUCUAGGCCGUGAAGGGCUUUAAAGGUCAAAAGCAGCACCUCAAAUCUGACCCUGUACUCCACCGGGAGCCAGUGCAGCUGGAAAAGCACUGGGUGAAUAUGCUCCCAUGGCAGGGACCCUGUGAGGAGCCUCACUGCAGCAUUCUGCACCUGCUGGAGUUUCUGGGACAGUUUCAAGGGCAGCCGUGCGUAGAGCGAAUUACAGUAGUCAAGCCUGGAGGUGACCGUCGCAUGGAUCACUGUGGCUAGGUCGGGGCAGGAAAGGUAAGGGACCAACUGCUUAAUGCGGCGAAGGUGGAAAAAUGUCGCCUUAGCUGUUGCUGUAACCUGUGCCUCCUGUGUAGUGGUUAGAAUGUCAGAUAAGGACUCGGGAGACAAGGAUUCAAAUCCCCACUCGGAUAUGAAGCUCUAACCUACAGCACAGGGUUUUGUGGGACUUAAAUGGGGGGGGGGGGCUAGGAAAAAGUGGCACAAAGUGACAUCUCUUGGGGUCAACCCCCAGUGGCUCUAAUAGCACACAGCACAGUUUUAUGUCUGUGUGUAUGUGCCUGCCUGCCUGCCUGCCUGCCUGCCUGCCUGCCACAGAUGACGUGAGAUUCCUCUCUCCACGCCUGGAGGCCAAAGACAUUCCUCAACAUCAGCUGUUCUGCUAGCAAAGGCUUUCUGGAUUUCCCAGCAAAAGGGGAGGGGAGUGGCUAUGAAAACUUAACACAUUCAGCAUUCAGGGACACCUCAGGUGAAAGUCUGCUGAGUCGAACUGGUGUUAUCAGGAAGGAUGCAAAGAGAUUGUGCUUUGGCUGCAUGCAGUUUCCCACAAAGUAUCCUGGGAACCGUAGUUUUCCCCCUCAUGAAGCUGCACUCCCCAGUAACUUCAGUUCCCAGGAUCCAUCAGAUUGAAAUAAGCAAGAGUGGGACCAGCCCUUGCCUUUUGAGAUAUGAUUGUGUUUAUUUAUUUAUGUGCCAUGCAAUUGCCAAGGUGACUUCUAAACUUUGCUCAGUUGUUCUAAGAAACCAAAACACCAGUGGUUAAAAUCAGCGCAGUUGAUUCAGAAUGCUAUCCGACUGUAUCCAAACAUCGAUGAAAAACUGUGGCUUGAUCUCAGGAACGAUCGCACAAAAGUUGGUUAAAAUCAGUGCAGUUCUGAAAGGUUCAGUCUCACAUCUCAAUUCAAAAUGGUGGCUAAUGGUUCUCUCCUCAUGUCAUCUUGACAACAACCACCCUGUGAGGUAGGUUAGGAUGAGAGAGGCAGUGACUGGCCUGAGGGCACCCACUGAGCUUCGUGGCCGAGGGAGGAAGAUUUGAACCCUGGUCUCUCCCAUGUCUUAGCCCAACUCUCCAACCACUACACUAUACUGGCAAUUUUUUCAGUUUGUUCCUAUCUCACUUCUGAUCCUAAACUGUAGUGCAUAUGGUGUGCAGGGCAGCUGUGGCAUGGCUUCUCUGAAGCUGCCUUGCGGACCAAAUGCAGAAGCCUGGCGGACUUCCGGGUUGGUGCGAACAGCUAAUGGCGGAUUCUCUCCGAGCUCCGGAGGGAAUCGGCUCCGCUGGGGACGGGUCUUGCCGCGACGGCGACGCGGAGACCCUUAAAAACCGCAGGCGCGGAUGCCUGCGGACCUGGUGACUCGGUGGGCACCUUAAGCGCCCCCGACUCCACGAAGAGCCUUUUUAAAGGCUACGGAGAGGGUACGGAAGGCGGCGUGGUGCUGGGAGUAGACCGCUACCCCAGCGGAGCGGAGCCGUGUGCCAUGGCUGAAGAGCACUGACUUUUUUCCUUAAAUUCGGAACUCGAAAAGAAGCAACCCGUGAGUAGAUUGGAAUUCGGACUUUAAAAUAUCUAUUUGUGAAUUUGAUACGACCGGGGAAUGUGUUAAAGGGAAGUCCGCACCCCCCCCUUCUGCAGACGAUUUAAAGCAAUAGCAGGAGAACUAAGUUGGAGAGUCUACCCCUUUGGGGUGAGUUAAAAAGACAUUAACUUUCACGAUUUGAUAAAAGAAGUUUUGAGCUGGAGUGUAAGAGUGGAAUUUUAGAAGUUUUUCUCUUGUGGUGUGUAACCCCCCCCUUCCGGGCCCGGGAGCGUCCUGCCUUUGAGCCUGUUGAAGAGGAAAGGAGUUUGACAGCUGUUAAAGCUGUCAAACGGGCAAUUUAAAGUAAAAAGCGUGUUAUUUAAGAUCUCCCUGGACUAAAUGUGAUACAAUUGAAUUAAAGUGGUUCGAAACAAAGAAACAAAGAACGAGGCAAAGGACUGUUGGGAAAAGAUUACUAAGUAACCAGAUUCCCUCUAGGGGGAAUUCUGAGACAUUACAAUGGCUGCGGAUGGAAAUUUACUAGCUGAAAUAGAAAGAAUGUGUUACUUUGUGGGAACUUUACAAGAGCAGAGUCUGGCUAUGAAUAAACAACUUACGACCUUGACUUCUGGAAUAAGCAGCUCUGCUGAAUGUAUUGAGGAUCUGAAUGAGAAAAAUCUGCAGCUGAACCGGAACAGAUAUCUCAAGAAUUGAAGGAGACUAAACAAGGAAAGGAGAAAGCACAGAUGGAAAGUACCAACCAGAAGCCUACACAUGUGGAUUAUAAACAAGAAGACCCUUGGAUUACAUGGAUUACAAAUCUGCAAAAGAUGCGAAAGAUGAAGGAGGAGGCCCCUGGAGUACUUGGAAUUCAAGAACUUAAAAGAAAGAAGAAAUAUGAUGGGGGCCUCCAUUCUGAAUAUGAAGGACUGGUGGAACUUUUGCAGCAGUUGUCUCUAAGUUUUCUUGUGGGAAGAAAAUCUGGCUUGACUGGGACAGAACUCCUUCGAGAUCCGAAGACCAACAUAAAGGACUACCAACAAAACCGGCGGAGAGGGACUGAAAGAGACUUGAAGGCCUCGGAUGUGAGAAAUCCAGGCUAAGAACUGUUAUUGUAGAAAUGUACUUGGGAAGGGACGAACCGGGGAUGGGAGGGGUAAAAUAGAAUUUUAAAAACACUUACGAUUUUUGGGUCUAGUCAAUAUGAUUGAUGCUUAAUAAAAAAUGGGAAAUCGAUGGAAGGGAAUCUGAGCCCAACUUAGGAUAGAAUUUAAUCUUCUACAAAAGAUGUAAUAUUAACAGGGUAAGGAGGUAAAAUAAUAACUUGCUGACAUAAUUAUGGGAAAUGGGAUGUAUGAAGGGGGGUGGGGGAAGUCAAGGACCAAAGUUAAGAAAGUAAGAUUUUUGAAAUUAUACAUGUUUUUUGUUUUUGUCUUUUACGUGUGUGUUAUGUCUUUAUAAAAUGUGAAAAACCAAUUAAAAAAUUAUAAAAAAAAAAAAGAAAAAAAAAUGCAGAAGCCUGGCAGGCCAGAGAUUCACCAUAGCUGAUCUACUGAUUAAAUCCAUUAAAGCCUGGAAGCCUAGUCAUUAGAGGUGUUAAACUAGGAAUUUAGCUGCUGGCUGUGCUCUCCAAAUCAGCAUCUUUACAGCCUCCUAGAGAUUCCCUACCACCACCUGCAAACCAACUGAUCUUAUUGUGCACAAGGGGGCCGUAUCCUGCAUUGUAGUGUGCUCCAUCAGCACAGCAACUUUGCAUGCAGCUGUCUCCAUGGAGACAGUACGUGGUACUCGCCUGGCGGAUGGAGGGGAACUGGGGAAACCCAAAGCCGUCUGCAUUUUUUUUCUUUCCUGGAGCUGAAGCAGCAGCAGCAGCAGCCAAUGUCUGUAAGAUAUUUUGGUGCUGGUUGGCUUUGGAUGGGGGUGGGUAAAAAGCCCCCCUCCUCCAGCAAGUGCUAAUCAUGCUUCUGAAUCCCUGAGAAAAACCUAAUGUGUUUCCCCCCUUCUUUAAUGCUCGUUAUCUGUUUGUUUUGCAUUGCUAAUUGAUGUCUGUACCUAUUAAGAGGCCAGCCAGCAUUGUGUAAGGUCUUGAUUGCAGAUUAAUUUUGCAUGCAUAUUCUGGACAGCAUGGCAGUAUUCCAUUGGGGAUUACGACUUGGAGUGGACUAGCAGAUCUAUUUGGUUUCCCACUCACCCUCCACCCCCUUCCUCUGCCCUUGAGAAAGGCCCAGUUCACACACAAAUGCACAUCACUCAGCAACCUACUGAUGGUUGAGCGUGUGAAUUGUCUCCCACUUUUGUGGGAGAUCCAAAACUUCACCCAUUGUCAUAUAAUCAUAGGAUUGUAGAAUUUGCAGGGACCCCAGGGACCAUCAAGACCACCCCUAUGCAAUUCUGGAAUCACAGCUGAAGACUCCCUGAAAGAUGAACACCUAACCUCUGUUUCAUAGCCUCCAAUGAAGAAGAGUCCACCACCUUCCGAGAAAGUCUGUUCCACUGUGGAAAGUUUCUUGCCACCAGGAAGCUCUUCCUAAUGUUUACUUAGAAUCUCUUGUCAUUUGAAUCUCUUGGUUCAGCUGGAACCUCUGGUAGCUGUGGAACCACCAUAGAGAAUGACCUCUCCCUUGUUGGCCACCCAACCACACCAACCUAGGGGAUGGAUACACUGGGAGACCCUCUGAAACAGAACUUAAGGUGCAAGCAGGAUGGUGUGGGAGCAGGUGCUCUCUGUGAUGGUUGGUACCCAUUGUGAGGGAGGUAGGGCAGAAGGCAGGGAGCCCAACAGUAGGCGACACCAGGACCAAUGGCAGGCAGAGCCAACUAAUUCUAGUUUUCUCCCCAUCCUCUUUCCUCCUGAGGGGUUCAAGGGGCAACACUUACACUAAGGAGGAGGAAGCUGACAGGCAGGGCCACCCCCUGGACUGGUUGUAAGAAAGAAAGCAGGCAGGUGGGGGCUGGCUGAGGGCAGAUUAAGGUUGGUGGGGCAGUUCCCUCAGUUGUCUAAUGGACCAGCCUCCACUCCAAUGAAUGGAUUGGGCCCAUUAAUAUAUACAAAAGGUUUGUUGCUAACCAAACUGUUUACCAUGCAGAACAGUGGUCAUAACAGAAUAGUGACUGAGUGGAUUCCGUGCCCAACUACAUCUUUUUAUAGCAUGUUCAGGUCAGACAACGAAAAACAAAUUUGCCAAUGGCACUGCUUGGCUCCUGGACAGGAUUAUGUUCUAUCCCCUUCCCACUGACCUACCUUGGAAGAAGGAUGCUUAGAGCCCCUAGACAAUUCAGAAGGGGUGGGGAUUUCCUCAAAACAAGUGCCCCUUGUUGCUUUUGGCCAAGUUUGUUUCCAUAGCCCCCUUGCUUAAAAACCUUUUGAUUCUGCCCUCUGACACGAGAGUAUGUAACAGGGAGAGGAAACAGCCUGUGGAUCAUAACAAUGCCUUUGAUGACGGAAAUCCGGCAACAUUCUCAUUAAAACUACAGUCCUAUAUAACCACUUUACCUGGGAGUUAGUCCCACUGAAACACAAUAGGAAUCACUUCUGAGCAAACAAAUUGCACUUUCAAGUUGUGGGGAGGCAUAAUCAGUAGUUGGGAUCAGAAUUCCCGUUCUGGAACAUGCACUAUGCAAGUCAUUCUCUCAGCCUCAGUUUCCCAGCUGGGAAAUGGGUAUGCCAGUUACCUAUUGUGGUCUAGUGGUUAGAAAGCCGAGUCUGUAGUGGAUAACAUCGAGUACGAAUCUUAAGAAUUGCGAGUGGGGAGAGUGCUGUUGCACUUGGCUCCUGCUGGUUGGUCAUUGUGAGGGCAGGAUGCUAUCCUCUAUGAGUUUCUGGCCCAAUCCAGCAGGGAAUUUCUUACGUUCUAUCUCCUCUGUAUACCAAAUGUAGAGAAUUGCAAAUAGGAAUAACACUGUUGCAGUCAGGUUCUGCUUGCAGUCUUCUCAUUGGGGGUACGUGGUUGGCUAGUGUAAGAACAGGAUGCUGGACUUGGUAGCCCAUUGGCCUGAUCCAGCAGCCAGGCCGGUCUUCUUAUGUUCAUGGUUAAUGGUCUGGGAUGAUGGGAGUUGUAGCUAAAGGUGGACAAAUAUGUCAAUUUCAGCUUCUCCUUUUGGCAAUCUUAAGGGGUGAUCGCCACGUUUUGGCAUCAGUUUGUGAAUUCAUUAUUUUCUAAAACUGCCAGCAUUUCAGUGGAAUUUCUCUUAAUAAACAUGUUGCAAGUGAUUUCUCCUAAUGCAGCUGGUGUGUAGGGACCUGUUAGUGAGUCAUAGCCUGAUCCAAGGUUGGGCACAGCAGGAGCAUUACCACCAUGCAAAUAUAUGGUGGAAGAUUAAUAAAUGGGUCUCCAAAUACAUGUUUGGGUUGGAAGUGGGUCCUAGGUCUGAAAAGGUUGAUGACUGCUGCCUUAAUAUACUGCAUUUUAUAUGUUAUUUUAACUAAUAUAGUCAAUUCUAUGUCACUUUCCCCUAAGAUGAGGCAUUUUUGUAAACAUUCUUUGGUUGGCAAACCACACUGCAAAAUUUGGAAGAGUGUGAAUUCUGAAGGGUUGCUGAGGUUUGGUUUGGUUUGCAUAUUAUUUGAGAAACUGUGAAUCCUUGUAGCUUCUCAUUAAAAUUCAAACUGAACUGAAUGUAUCCCUAGUCAUAAUCUGGCAACAUCUGGAGGGCGAUCGGUUCCUUCAUCAAUGCUUGAGACCGAACGAUGAAGGCAUCUGUGCCAUUUGCAAAUGCAGUGCGUGUUUACAAAACUGGGUGCAAAUAACACGUACCUUUUUUUUUGGUGGACAAUGUACCGUAUUCGGGAAUCUCCCUGGCCUUGAACAGGUAUGAAUUAUUCAAUCUUCUCCUCUCCCCACUCACCAUGGUGCCCUUGGGAUCUAAGGAUGUGAUCCUUUGGAAAACAAUAAAAGGAUGCACUGCGGAGAAUGGAGGGGGCCGCGGGUGAUGGUGGCUGCGUCGACCACCCCUCCCCUCGACCCCCUUUCCAGCUCUCCUGCUUUUGCCUGCAACGGAGGACUGCGGGGAAACCGCUGGGUCUGUUGCCGCAGACUUCCAACAGCCAACUGAAGGCGGGGGGGGGGGGACCCAAACCUGUUGUGCCUUUGGAGGCAGACAUUGCAACGUCUUGGUGCGAUGCAAGUGCCAGGCAUGUAGAUGAGUACAGGGAGCUGCAUGCAGUAGGCGCUUGAGCGGUAGCAGAGCGAAGGGACGGCAGGGCAGCUGGGAAGUGGGUGUGAGACGAAAGGGGAGCACCCUACACGCUUUGCCCAGAGAGGGGGCUCUCCCUCUCUCUCUGCGUGUGUGUGUGUGUGUGUGUUUGCGCCUGGACACGCACACGGAAACCUCUCCCUGCUGACUCCCCUUUGAUUUGCCAAGGAGAGGAAAUAAGAGGAAACCUUCGCUUGCAGCAGUUACAGACACAGCAUCUCGUUGAUGAAGAUGCUUCCACGGCAGUAAGGGUAUCAGCUGCAGGGACCCGGAGGACUUUGGCUGGAGAAAAGCCAGAACUCUGGGAGGUGGACAGGAGGAGGAGGAGGAGGAGAGUCUCUCACCCUGCUGGAAGAUGGAGGCCAAACCUUUGUUCAAUAUGCAGAAGGCGCUCGUGCAGCCCUUCCAGAUGUGCAUGCUGGAUAUUCCCCUGAGCGUGCAGGACGACGAUGUGAGUAUUGCCCACGUGCUAGGUGGGGGAGCUCUGGGGUGGUGGUGGCGGCGGCAGAGUUUGGGCUCCAGAGACUCUGGAUGCUUUGGGGUGGCAAAGGGCUCGUUUGACUGCCUGGUUUUCUUUCUGUCUCAGUGGGUUCCUGGGUUCUAAUAGUUGAAUGUUGAAGCUGAAUGUUGAAAGAUUCAAGACAGCUGUAGAACUCUUCAGACAGCUGUAGAACUCACUCCCACAGGAGGCAGUGAUGGCCAUAAACUUGGGUGGCUUUAAAAGAGGACUGGACAAAUUCAUGGUGGAGAGGGGCUAUCGAAGGCUGCUGUUCACAAUGGCUGUCCACCGUUAGAUGCAGCAAUGCUUCUGAAUGCCAGUUCCUGGAAACCACAGGAGGGGAGAGGGCUCUUGCGCUCAGAUCCUGCUUGCUGGUUUCCUAUGGGCAUCUGGCUGGCAGCUGUGAGAACAGGGUGCUGGACUGGAUGGGCCAUUGGCCAGAUGCACAUGGCUUAUGAAUUUUGGAUGGAGUGAUGGAAAAUCAAAAUUUCAUACACAUAUUGGUGGAUGUGCAUCAUGCUCUUGGGCAAAAGAAAUUCCCUCUCAGUUAGAUCCAUCCCUGUCCCAUUUGCCUUGCUCUGGUGCCCUAUGCAGCAUUUGCAAUCUGUUGCCCAAAGCACCUUGCCUCUUGGCCAACGUUAACUUAGAAAAUUACCAAGAAGCUCUGAGGGGUAGCGUGGACCUCUGUAACAACAGGUGUCGUUCUGCUUUGAAGUGCCGUCGUAUGAGAGAUACGGCUUUACUCUCUUAGAAAAGAAAGCCACUGGGAAGAUUUCUCCCAGAGUUUCCUACAUUUGUAGUCACUACCUGAAGUGUGCCGUAGAUUAUGGAAACCAGGAAUGUGCUUUGCACCAAGUCAGCCCCUCAUUGGUCUGUCUAGCUCAGUCUCUUGAUAGCUGUCACUGGUAGUGCCCGUCCAAGUUUCAGAUGGGGGGGGGGUCUUUCCCAGACCUAGAGAUGCCAUUGGAGAUUGAACCUGGGGGCUUCUGCAUGCAAAGCAGAUGCUCUAUCAUGGAAUACAGCCCCUUCCCAUAACAAUAGUGAGGUUCCAGUCCUCAUGUUUCUGAAAUUGAGAGCUGAUUUAAGUAGGAAGCUGCCUUAUACCAAGUCAGACAAUUGCUGCAUCCAACUCAGUACUGUCUACACUGACUGGCAGAGGUUCUCCAGGGUUUCAGGCAGUGGGUCCCUCCCAGCAUACCUGGAGAUGUCAUUGGGGUUUGAACCUAGGAUCUUUUGCAUGCAGAGUAAAUGCUCUCUACUACCUUGUUUUGCCUAUUUCCCCCUGAGCGUGGCAAGUGUCACUAUUUACUUCUGCAGCACUUGGGAGCAUUCCCGUUUGGGCUGCUUGGAGAUGGGCCAAGACAGGGUGGUUGAGGGAGUAGAAUUUCAGAAGUGGAAUUCUGUCCACAGAGCAGAAUUGUCCCUCCAGGCACAGCUAUAAAUUACUUUCUUUUUGCUGGAUCUUCUGCUGGACUCUUCUCCAAGCUUUGCUGCAUUCUGCUGGUUGCUGCUGUAUGACUUAAGGUGGGGAGUGGGGCAGGAAUCCAGUUACUUCCAGCCCCAGAUCUAUCAUGGUUAUUAACUUGCAAGAAUCCAUGUCAUUGUAAUGGUGGGGGACAGGUGUCAGGAGGUGGUGGUGGUGACAGAGGGAAACCAUGCAUUUCAGUAAACUUCGGGAAGGGGGGAGUGCAAUAUGACUCCAUGAGUGCUAUGCAUAAACACACAUAGUUUGCUUUUCAGGAAAGGCAUGGCCAGCAUCAGGGUAGGAGGAAGUGAAUGUGUCCGUUUCAGUUUCUCGUUUUUCCAAUCUGAAAUUCAGUUUUUGAUUUAAAAAAACAAGACAAAACCUAGGGGCUAUGAUUCUUUCUUAUUCCACUUGCCAACCCCAUCUCCCCUCCAGCCCCUUUGCCAACUGCCUGUCCCCCAAACCCCCUCCUCUUCCACCUCUUCCACCCCCAACCUAUCCCCUCACAGUUUCCCGCAACUGCAACCCCUUUUAAAGGAGGGGAAAGUACUUUACAGAGCAGUUUGCCAAACUGCUUUGUGGAGCACCUUCCCCAGCUGUUAAAAAGCUCACUUGGGCCACCUGUAGUGCAACUGUAGCAUGAUGACAGCCUUACAUUUCUAUGUAUACAGGAAGAAGAAGAAGAUACUUUAAUCAACAUUUUAGUGUGAAUUCUUCCUGGUAUACCCUUUUUUGUAUGGAAUUUUACUGAAUACAGGUAACUCGCAAUUCAGCUUUACACACUUGGCAAAAAAGGAGGUAGCAGAAAGGGGGUGGGUGUCCAGGAAAAAAGACUUUGGCAUUAGCAGUCCCACCCGCUAUUGAACCCAAUGUGUUUUGACUUUGUGUGAUUCUGUCUUUAUGUGCUAUCCUCAGAAUGUAACUCCCAUUCGCCUGUGUACACAUUUUUGCAUGGUAUUUCCCCAAAUAUGACAUUGCUACUUUCAAUAAUAUAUGCUUUUUUAAUGCACACUUUACUUUACCAUGUGCAUUUUUUAAAUGCAUGACAUGAUUGGACAACUGCAUUGCAAAAUUCAGAGAAGGAAUUUCAAAGGAUGACUGUGUGUUCUGAUUCAUGUAUUGUUUUGGCAGGUGAAAAUUAGAAUGGAAGCGAAUAUCUCCCCCCCAAUCAAGAGUGGAAGCACUAAGAUUUCCAUGCACCUAUUCAGAGGGAGGACUAUUAUUCUUGACCUCUCUCUGAAUUGGCUCUGUGAAAAUACCAUGUGAGAUCUGCCAAGCAGCCAAUGCAGGACAAGAUCAGUUUUGGCACAGGGCAUAUGAAAACCUUUGACUUUUGGUGUGGCUGUACAGAGUUCUCUGGGAAGAGGGGUUUAUUGUUAAACCACCCUGGGAAUUGUAGCUCUGUGUGAGGAGGGAAUAGCUGGUCUCCUAACAUUUCUCAGCACCCUGUACAAACUACAAGGGUCUUAGGGUUAUUUUGGGGUGGCGCGGGGGGGAGUAGGAAGCCAUGACUCUUUAAAGUGGUAUGAUACUGCUCUAAAUGUAUUGUGCAGGUGGGGCCUGUGUUUUGCUACGAGGGUCCUCCUUUAAUAAAUGAAACUAGAUGAGUGUGAAAAAUAUGCAGGCAGAAGGAGCUAGAUUCAAUGUCUGGCAUUUCCAGUUCACUGGAAAGAGCAGCAGGGACACCCCAUACACCCACUUCCAGUUAGAAUAGAUGACAGUGAGCCAGAUGACAAAAUAGUGUGACGUCAUAAAAGGAAGCAUCCUAUUCCUGCAGGAGCACUUCAUCAUGCAAGGGUGGGGAAAGCUGGCAGGACAAACAGAGGAGAAACAUCAGGUCUAGGGGCCAAUGUGGCCAUCAAGGCCUAUCUCUCUGGCUUUUUGGGACUGUCUAUAGGCCAUGCCCCCUCUAGAGCCACGCCCCUCACCUGCUUCAUAAAUUCACAUUACUUGCUCCACUCACUUUUGCCUCUGGCCCUGCCGACCACUAUUAUGUGGCCCCUGGAAGGAUGCAUGCCUGGAUGGAAGAUAGAGAGAAAGCUGUGUGUGCAGAAAUGUACAUAUUGUACAAGAGUUUAAAAAUCGCAUUAGCUGCUUGGCCCACAUGUGCCUUCUGUUCUGGCCUGCCACAGGUCAUGUGGCCCCUGGGUGGUUGUCCACAAAGGAAUGUGGCCCUUAGGCAUGCAAAAUGUCCCAGGUUCAAUCCCCAACAGCAUCUCCAGGCCCAGGGGUGGGAGAGACUCCUGCCCCAAAUCCUGCAGAGCUGCUGCCAGACAGUGUUGACAGUACUGAGCUAGAUGAGCUGAUUAGUUUAACUCAAUACAAGGCUGGUUCCUAUUUAUAUUAGCCCUUUGUUUAGAACCAUGAGGCCUGGAACCUUAUGUUAUUUUUGGAGGAGGUCUGUGGCAGAGCAGAAGGUUUGAUCCCCAGUGGCAUUUGCAGGUAGGGCUGGGAAAGAGACGCCCUGUCUGGAAAUCCUAAGGAGCUGCUGCCAGUAAGUGUACAGAAUACUGAGCUAGAUAGAUGAAUGGUCUUACUCCAUCUAUAAAGAAGCUUCCUAUGUCCUUCUGCAAUUCGUGUUUUUGCCUCCCCUGCCUGCCCUGCUCUGUAAGACAAAAACAUAAUGCAUAACAGCAUGACAUCACUAAAAGCCCAACAAAGAGUUAAUCAUCCCAUAACUCCCUGUUUUGGAGACAGGGUGGUUCAAGCCCUAAGCCACCCAAAGGGUUAUCAAACACCACACAAUGAAACUGUUACUAUAAAUAAAAGCAACUUUUACAAAAGCUAUCAUUAGCAAUACCUCUUGGGCUCUGGCUGGCUGAGAUCAUGGCAGCUGGGAGGAUACCUGGCAAGUUGCUGAUGACAGCACACCUGUCUGGCUUCAGUGUGGCUUGGCUAUGCCUUUCUUACCACAACAUUGGAUGGUCUUGCUGCCAUAACAAAGUGCUGUGGCUUUCUACACAGAUAGGUAGCUAGAGCCAGAGACCAUCCUUUUGGUUUGGGAUCAGAAUGUGCUGGGUGGUAUAUUUACAGCAUGUGAAUUCACAGUCAAGUAGAGCAAGAUCAUCAUUAGUUUGUGGGAUGUUAAUUUUCACCAAGCAAAGCUCUGGAGCCAGUUAAGCCUGGUUCAGUGCCGGAGCCCACAAAUUAAUGCUUAGGUUUUCCAGGUAAACCAUGCAGGCUUUAAGAGUCAUUUGCCUAGGGCGAGCAGAAAUUACCUCCAAGUGAUCAGACAUGGGGAUAUUAUGGUUCUAUGAGAAUAGCUGCUGCCAACCACUCACAAAUUAUUCCAGAUUUCCAUGUUGAAUAUACAUGGACCAGUUCCACCUAAAGAUGGUUGAGGAAUCCAGCCUUCUGUAUUCUGAUGCUAACUGAUCUGAUCUGUGCCUGCUGAGCAGAUCAAAACCUAAUUACUUCACAUAUAGUUCACAUUCCUCAAAUGUUCCAAUGCUCAGAGUAUCUCAAAAUAAAUAUUAAAAAUGCAUAUCUUGAAAAAGAAUGUACAGAUAACUUACAUGCAUGAGUCCACACAUAAACACAAAAUCACAUAAAGCCAGGAACACCCGGAAACACACAGCCCUACCACCAAGAAGGAGGGCUCUGGAAAUCUUGUGGGAGGUAAGUGAGAAGCCUCACUUACUGGGCUUUGAGAAGGAGGUGCAAAGGCUCUAGGACAGGGGUCGGCAAAGUUUACCUCACCUGGGCUGGUUCACUCCUGCGGAGAUUGCUCCAUGGGCCGGAUCGCAUCUGUGCAGAUGCGGUUUUCGGUUUCUGCGCAGAUGCGGUUUUCGGUUUCUGCGCAGAUGCGGUUUUCGGCGUCUGCAUAGAUGUGAUUUUCGGCACCAUGGAAGCAAGUCCCCGCUCUGUGCUGGCUCGGUUCAGGGGUGGCUCGUGGGCCAUUUAAACGACCCCCAUGGGCCACUUGUGGCCCAUGGGCCACAGGUUGCUGACCCCUGCUCUAGGACCCUCCCAGACCCUCAUGUCACCUUCCCAAAACCAGGUUCACAAAGCGCUGCCUAAAGGAGCAUGAGAUUCACAUUACCUGUAUUUACACACACAUUUUUCUAAGGAUUAUUUUUAAAAUGCAGAUUAAUGUGGAAUGUGGAAUGAGACCAACUUUUGGUUGAACUAAUGCCAAAAGCUGAAAUGAGGCUCUUUGCUUCAUCCAUAGUCCCAUUCUUCCACAUGAUGAGGCUGGUAGAAUGCCCCAGAAAGAGAAAACGGUAACAGCUACACCCUGAAUCAUAAGGACAUCAAAAAAGCCUGGCUGCUGGAUCAGGCCAAACACCCAUCUGGUCCAGCAUCCUGUUCUCACGGUAGCCAACCAGAUGCCCCAAAGGGAAACCUGCAAGCAGCAGCACUCUCCCCACUUGUGAUUCCCAGCAACUGGAAUUCAGUGACUGGCUGCCUCUGAUAGUGCAGGCAGAAGACAGCCAUCCUGGCUGUUCAGGAUAGGAAGGAUAAGGGAAGAAAGAAAGAGAGAAAGAGAGAGAGAGAGAGAGAGAGAGAGAGAGAGAGAGAGAGAGAGCGCACACACACACACACACACACAUGCAUUCUUUGGGAAUCAACCCUGACAAAGUUGGUGUUGCAGAGACAGGAUUUGACAUGAAUCCUUCCAUCCUGAGCUGGUGGAAGUUGUAACUUGCUUCGCUGCCCUCCCAAUAAUAGGUGAUUAUACAACUGUUGUAUAAAGAUGUGAGAGGACAAGAUAGCAGGAAGGGGGACGGGGAGGAAGAAGAAAUGAGUGGUGAAGCCGGGAAGAGAUAAUCUUUUCUCGGCAAAGCCAGCACCACUGGAGUGCUGUCUCAGCAAGGAGCUCUCUGCCAGCUGCUGAUUCACCCUGCCAUGUCAUGCUCCUUAGUUCCUGGAACCUUUUGGGAACAUUGUUAUGAAUCUCUCUUUCUCUCUCUCUCUCUCUCUCCCUCUCUCUCGUAAUGAGAUGUUAACUUUUUGAGAUUGUAUUAAUUAUUUGUAGGAUUUAUUUACUUUUCGUUUAAGGCCAUGUUCACACCCUGCGCUUAAAACAUGGGGGGCGGGAGGUGCCAGUACUGUUAUCCUUUAGUACCCCCGAAAAAAGCUCUGGCCCUAUUGAUAGAAAAGCAGAACACAGAUAUUAAACAAAAGCAAACUUCUACACACACACACACACACACACACACACACACACACACACACACUCCUUUCUCUCUUCCAUCCAAGGAAGCAGGAAUCCUUAUCAAAGUUUAAGAACGCAUUCCAGCCAGGCAAAAACACUCAAGGAAGAUAUGGCUUGGGGAAGUUUCAUGGGCUAGACAGAGAAACUUGGAGAGCCAGAUUUGGCCCCCUGGGUCGGCAGUUCUUCACUCCUGCAUUAUUUCAUUCAGGUAGGUACAUAAUGGAUUGUGGGCAGUACAAAGCAAAAGGCCCAUGGAGCCACAUCCAAGGCCACAUCAGAUCCAGAAGCAACUCAUGUGACAUUUGUUAUUAGUGGAGCUAUCCAAUGUGGGCAGGGUUGAUAUUUUGUGGGCAGAAUUAUAUAUGGACAGGGAUCCAGCCAAUUUCUGGCAGAAGCGCUUCCCAUGCCUAUUUGGAGAUGCUGGGAAUUGAACCUGGGACCUUCUGCAUGCAAAGCAGAUGCUCUGCCACUGAGCUACGGCCCUUCCUUCAGCAAAGCAUGAGUUAUUUUAGGUUUUCGUGCUACAGUACUUUCCUCCUCGUGCAGGCAAGAGGGAGUGGUGAAAUAAUUGGGGUGGCCUGGAAUCUUGUGGAUUUGCUCUCUGGCUGUACUUCAAAGGGCAAUUUUUAUCAAAAACUCAUUCAUCCUACAUGUCUCUCUCCCCCUCCCCUGCUUGAAACAGUGGCCAAGCUUGGGAGAGAGUAGUUAGGAGAGUUCCCUGAUCCAAUAACUUGUUAAGGCAAUGGAUCUGGGUUUAAUCUUGUUGAAGUCAGUGGACUAAGCUGCUUUAAAUCCUAAAACUGGGGCUUAUCUCCUUUGUGGAAUCACCUAGAGGAGAGCACCCAACUUUGGCCUGAUUUUAGUCACUGUUUAAGGCUGCAUACACACCAAAUAUUUAAAGAUUUCCCUCUCUCUCAGAAUCCUGGGAACUGUAGUAUAUUAAGAGUGCUGGAGAUUGUAGUUCUGCAAGGGGUGAACUGUACUUCCCAGGAUUCUUGAGGUGUGUGUGCUUUAAAUGUGUAUGUGGCCUAAGACAAUUCCGAUCAGUGUAUACAGUAUAAAAAUUCAGAAUGUCAACUUUCUUGAGAUAACAGAAAAGAAAUGGUAAAAUUUGAAAGAGGGAAAGGCGCCUACGAUAACACAUAAUUCCUACGUAAUUAUACGUAGGAGUCAUAUGUAUGUCUCUAAACAGGCAUUCUUCCAUCUCAUUUAUGUGUUUAUUUAUAGCUCACCUUUUUCUCUAAGGAGCCCAAGGCAGCAUGCAAAGUCCUCCCUCUCAAUCCCCACAACCACCCUGUGAGGUAGGUUAGGCCGAGAGAGGUAGUGACUUGCCCAAGGUCACCCAGUGAGCUUCAUAACGGAGUGGAAAUUUGAACCCUGAUAUCCCAGGUCCUAGUCUGACACUAACCGCCACACCCCACUGCUAGGGAAUGCUACUGUCUAAGGCAGGGGUAGGCAAACUAAGGCCCGGGGGCCAGAUGCAGCCCAAUCGCCUUCUCAAUCCGGACCGCGUCCGGUCCGGGAAUCAGUGCGUUUUUACAUGAGUAGAAUGUGUCCUUUUAUUUAAAAUGCAUCUCUGGGUUAUUUGUGGGGCAUAGGAAUUUGUUCACUCCCCCCCCCCAAAUAGUUGACCCCACAAGGUCUGAGGGACAGUGGACUGGCCCCCAGCUUAAAAAAUUUGUUGACCCCUGCUCAAGACCAGGGGUCGGCAACCUAAGGCCCAUGGGCCACAAGUGGCCUACGGGGGUCGUUUAACUGUCCCACGAGCCUGUCAGCAUCGCCCUUGAGCCAGUGCCACUAACUGGACUCAUACACUUCAGCCCCGACUGGGCUAGGCGAGCUGGGUAGCACUUCCAGAGACCACCUUCUGCACAGGAACAGGUCAAAGUGCCUUGGACUCACAGCUUAGAGUUGUGAGCACCGGAUUCACUCCAACAAGAAGACAGUCGUCGUACAGCAGAGUAUAGCAGAGCAUAAACGACUCGGAGAGCAGCUCUGUAGAAUAUCUUCUUUUAUUCUAUCUACAACUAUAAUACACAACUAUGUACAGAGCUAAAUGAGGUCUAAGCGAAAAUGCUGAACUGCACUGAGUGUCUGCAGCUGCUCUUAGCAGCAACCUUAUCUAUACACACGAUCUCGCUCUAACACUCAGUCUCUCUCUCUGAUGUGAGGCUGGAGUGGAAUAAGUAGUGAGCAGAAACCGCCCCCCUCCUCUCUGGAGAAUCAGCAGAGAACAUCAGCAGAUUCUUGGAAUGGGAGGGGUGAAAUCUCCUCAGAGCCGCCCCUGAAUCAAGCCGGCCGCUCGGUGAGUUCCCGCACGCUGCGCUAAACCGGCACAGUGCGGAGUGGGGACUUGCUUUUGUGGCGCUGAAAAUCACGCCUGCGCAUGCGCAGAUGCCGAAAAUCACAUCUGCGCGGGCUCAGGAAAUUGUGGGUGCACACGCAAUCUGGCCCACGUAGGAAUCUCUGCUGGAGUGAACUGGCCCAGGCAAGGUAAACCUUGCUGACCCCUGGUCUAAGGUUAGGAAUGGGGGGCUAGUGACCAUCCUCCAACCCCAUCCUCUCUAACCAUUGCAGGCGCAGAUGGGAGUUGGAAUCCAUUAUUCAACCUUGCUUUUGCCCACAGACACCUAUGCCACAACAAACCCAAUCAGUCUCUAAGGUGAGCACCUUGUUAGAGACCCCAGCAAGAAGCAGACUAGGGGAGAGGGUCUCUAGAUCCUUCAGUAGCUGCAGGGAUUAUCUGCUGGCAGAUCGCCUUGCUGAGGGCCCCUUCCCAUUGUCCUCUUGGAAUCUGCAAACACAGGGAAAAACAAUGGAGAGAUUUCCUGCCUUCAUCUCAGCAGGCUGCUAAGUUUCAAGAUCAAUCAUCGUUACUCAAGCGGCAGCUUGGUUAACUCUUUGCCUUCCCAACUCCUGCUUAACUCUGGUGACUCUGUACCUCACUAAGAACAUAAGAACAGCCUUGCAGAUAGAUCAGGUCCAUGGCCCAUCUAGCCCAGACUCUUGUUCUUGUAAUGAGCAUCCAGUUCCCUGUGGGAAACCAGUGGUUUGGCCUUUCCAUACAUUCAUUUGGCAUUUAUCAACAUACAAACAGUAAACAUAGAUAAGCAGACAGUGGAAACACGAGAGGGAAAUAAUAGUACAAAGGCUCGGCGGGAAAUCCCGAGGUCUGCAGAAGAAGAAAAUAUGUAGAGGGGGAGAAACAGAAGGGGUCUCUCUCUCACACACAGCCAUAAGACGCGUGCUCUGCAACCACAGAAUGCUGGAGGGGCGAGGGGAACUAGGAAAUACGGGAGUGGAAUACAAUGGAAUGGAGCAUCUUGGAAGAGGCACGACUGGUUGGCUGGCACCCUGAACGAAGGCAUCCCACGUUGCAACAUUUGCUUGAAGUUCCUAUUUGUUGUUAAUAAUUAGUAACAAUAAUAAUGCCAAGCAGUUAACAACACCACCACCACCACCACAUGCUUCCAGUAGGGUUGUCCUCAUAGCUGUCAACAUUUCCCUUUUUUUAAGGGAAAUUCCCUUAUUCCAAAUAGGAUUCCUUGCAAGAAAAGGGAAAGUUGACAGCUGUGGUUGUCCUAUUAGUCUGCUGUAGAUCAAGUAACAAACAGCCGUGUUGUACCUUUAACGACUUCCAGAUUUAUUGCUAGCAUCUCUUUCUGUGGCUUAAGAAUCCAGGCUUGCUCUGAGAUGUGAAAUCUUAUCCUUAGUCUCACGGUUAUAGUGGGGGGUGGGGGGGGGGAGAAAUUGCAAAUAGCAGGCCUGUUUUUUCUUUAUUUAAGAACUGUUUAUCUUGUAUACACUUGAGCUUUGCCUACACGUGUCACGGGUCUCCCCUCCGUUGCAUCUGAUGGCCUUUCGGCCCCUCUGUUUACCCUCCAUCCUACUUCCCAAUAAACCCGUGUCUAUUUGCCAAGCCACAGUGAUAACCCUUCAAUUCAUCUGCGCGCAGAGCAGCCGCCGCAAUAAAUCCUUGAGCCUUUUAAAGUGCCACAGCUUCUGUGAGUGAACGAGUGAGGUGGUUAAUACUAAUAUUAGGAUUAUAAACGUUUCUCUCUCUCUCUGCAAAAUAAUAAUAAUAAAGUUCCAGCGGCGCUCUCCUUCUCGGCCUGCAGAGGGCACGCCUCUGCUUUCUUUCCUAGCCUCUUCCAAGCGGGAGGGGGAUGAGAAGAGGAAAAGCCUCUAGGCUCUGGUUCCGCUUUCUCUUGCUUCCCUAGCAGCACCACACCGCCUUUUCAAUCUUGCUCUCUCACUCUAUCUCCACCCCUUUCCAAGCGGGUGACAUAAGGGCUUGUGAGUGGGCGGAUCAAAUUUCCCCAGUGUGGAGAAUGAUGACUGAGAAGGAGCCGCUUUGCUGCUGAGUUCCAGGCGCAAAGGCGCAAAGAACGCGCGCUCUCUCCCAAGCCCAAGGUGCGCGUAGUUUGGAGAGGGGACCCUCCGAGCCCGUGAACUGACGCCCCUCCUCCUUUAGCUCAGUAUAAUGGAAAGUUAGCAGGAGUUGGACCCUCUAUUCUCGCCGCUCCAUGGUGAACCUCAUGUGGUCAGAGCUCCUGCAGGAUGAACGCCCCAAAGCAGCCGCUGCCGCAGCCACCGCAGGAGGCGGCGGCGGCGGACGCGGCGGCAUCCUCAGCCCGGAGAAAAUGUUCGAAGGCUCCCGGCGGUUCCGAAGCUUGUGGGACGGCGUGAAGCUGGAAGUGGCGGCCGAGAGCACCAGCCCCGUCGUCUUGCACAGUUUCACGCAGCUGGAUCCGGACCUGCCCCCGCUGGAGGUAAAGCCCAAAGUGUUGGGGGUGUGGGGAGCCCCAUGCGCCGCGGGGAUGGAGGUGGCGGGUUGAUUAUACGGCGUGUCUCGCUCGCUUUGCAUGAAUUUCAGGCAAAAGAAAUUCCGCCCCAGCCGAAUCCUGUGCGUGCUUACUCGGGAGUAAGCCUCCGCUCAGUGGGGCGUGCGCCCCAAGCAAAAGCGUGCAGAGGCUUGUAGUAACGGGCUCCCAACCAGACGACUAGUUCUCUUCCCUCCGCGUCCGCCGUGUUUCCAAGACAUGUUUAAUUUAGGGGUGAAGCCUGACCGCAUCUCUCUUCGCUUUUUUAUACCGCGACCGCAAACUCCCAAGUUUUCUAGUUCUGGUGUUAUGCGUGGGCACGCGGAAGGGUGAAUGGAGCGCUGGGGGUCCCACCAACAAAGCUGUUUGAAAGUAGCUUCUCUAGGAGGCGCCUUACUUUUUGUCUUUCGACUGGUAAUUUAGGUCCGAUUCUGAAUCCACUCCACAUUUAAAACCUAUUUGAAGCAGCAGGCUCCUCACAAAGAAUCCUGAAGAUUGUAGUUUAAGGAUGCUGGGAAUUGUAGCUUGGCGAGGUUCUCGGGAUUCUUUGCAGGAAGUCCUACGUUUUAAAUGAGUGUUGGAUGGGCUUUAAAUUUAUGGCGUUAAUCUGUUUCAUUACUGGCGUGCAUGAGCAUGUAUAUGGGUCAUUCUCUGCCUCUUUCCCCAUUUCAUCCUAAAAACAACCCUGUGAGGCAGGUUAAGUGGACUGCAACUUAUUUUUACACUACUCGUCUUUUAACUCACACCACAAAACGAUGGUGCUUCUUAGAUUGCAUUAUUGAAAGAUUUGGCAGAUUUCAGAGGUAGCCACUUCACUUCAGUUUUCAGAGGUAGCCACUUCACUUACUGUGGAUAUUGCAAAUAGGCCACUAGCAACAGGAUUUUAUUUUCCUGUAUAGGAAUUCCCAGGAAAAAAGUAAAUCUAGAUUAAAGGUGGGGGGAGAUAUACAGGUUAGUAUUUUCAGGCCAACAGUGUUUUGAGGAUGCUGUGAAAAAUGUGCAUGCAUAAGGAGCACUGAUCCCAUAAUAUGUACAAUAAAAUGCAGCAUUCAUGGUAGUAAAAUCCUUGCAAUCCCUAGGAGAGAUUCCUGGUCUGAAAUCUCAGAGUUGCUGCCAGUCAGUGUAGACAAUACUGAACUAAAUUGUCCAGUGGUUGAACUCUGUAUAAGGUACCUUCUUAUGUUGUUCUCAAUGAGAGAGCAUCUGCUUUGCAUGCAGAAAAUCCCAGGAUCAAACCCUGGCAUCUGGUAUGGCUGGGAAUAACCCCCUACCUAAAGCCCUGGAGAGCUGCUGCCAGUCAGUGCAGACAAUACUGAGUUAGGUUUACCAGUGGUCUGACUCUGGAUAUUCAGAAUGAUGAGGACUAUAAUCUUACUCUGUUCUUAGGAGGAGAGGCUGUUGCCCAUUGGUAGAGCAGCUGAUUUGCAUGCAGAAGGUCCCAAGUUCAUUCCCUGACAUCUCCAAGUAAGGCUGGCAAAAUGUCCCCUGUCUGAAAUCCUGGACAGCUGCUGCCGGUCAGAGUAGAUAGUAUUGAACUAGAUAGACCAAUGAUGUGACUCGGUACAAGGGAAACAUUCCAUGUUCCUGUCCUGUACAGUGUCACCUGAAAUUGCGGCACAUCAUACAAAUGGGGUGGGGGCACUUUCCCUACAUUUGAGUUUUAAAAGAAUGAGGGAGGAUAUGAUGGAACUUCAUAACCUUAUAAAUGAAUCAAUGAUCGAAUGAUGUAGUACAGGCAACUCCCCAUUUACAUGGGGGUUAGCCACCGUGCAUUUAAUUGAAAUUGUGUAUAUUGGGAACACCAUUGAAAAAGCCUGCAAACACCCUGGAAGCCCUUGAAAAACCUUUAAAAAAUUUUUUUCACUCAUUAAAUCCACUACAGUCGCUCUUUCCAAACCUCCUUGCUCAAACUCCCAACUCUCCACAGGCCAAAGGUGGUGCAAAGGCUCCUGGGAUUGCUAGAUCCUAGCUUCUUUCCAUUUUCACACUCUUUAAGGGCAAUUUUUGCCCCUUUUGUGCUGUUUUCAAGAUUGCUGCAGUGCGCGCAUGCGCUGUUGCACUUGCCUUGAAUGCGUGUAAAUGGGGAGUUGCCUGUAUAGAAAAUGACUUAACAUUUGAACUUGCUGACAGUAGGGAGGCCUCUCAUGGAUGUUAUUUUAUUUUAUUUGUAAUAAGCUCAGUCAAUAUGAAAGUGAAGUCUUUCCUAUUAACUUGGGAAGCUGCCUUUUACCGACUAUAUCUAGUUCCUUGGUUAAUGUAGCUCAUUAUUGUCUGCACUGGCUGGCAGCAGCUCUCCAGGGUUUCAGGCAGGGAGUCCCUCCAGGCCCUACUUGGAGAUGCUGGGGAUUGAACUUUCUGCACGCAAAGCAGAUGCUCUACCACUGAGCUACAGAAAUUCCCCUUUACAAAAAGCACAAUUGGUUUAUCUCUGUCUCUCUCUAAUAAAAACAUAAGGCUGUCAUCAUGCAGCUCCCACUGGAGGAUUUGUAAUGCCAUAUCACAACCCUCAAUUUGCAUGAAUUUCAGGUAAAAGUGAAGACAGUGAAACUAUAAUUCCCAUGAUUUUAAAAAUAUAUAUAGAGGUGCUUAAAUGUGGUGUGUGUGCAGCAAAAGGGUCACUGGCCAGGCAGAUGAUCUUUGUUGUUCCCUUUCCAUCUUCCACAGAUAUCUGCAAUUCCCUCCUGCUCACAUGAUCGCUUUGGGCUCAACUGGUCAGGCAAUUAUCUGUGUGGCUGGCAAGCUGCCAGGUUUGAGCAUCUAUUAGGAGAGGCGCUCUCUGUGGCGAGAAGCGCAGAUCUGGCGCCUUUAAAGGAUUUAAUGAAUGACAGCGAGCUUCCUGUUGCGAACCAUUUUUGUGCCUUCUGUUCUCCUUGGAGCUGCUUGCCUAAAGCUCUCCGACCUGGCCAGGGAUUUGGAGAGAGCCUGUAGCAUCUUCUUCCAAUGCAGAGAAAAUCCUUUGCUGGGUGGGUCAUGACUUAUGUCCAAACAUCUGUAUCCAUCGACUGUGGGAGCACCAGAGUCUCUCUGACAUUCCAUUACAGGACAGUCGAGGCCCCUGUCAAUAGCUUGGUGUGCUUUGUGUAGUUCAGCUGUAGAGCAUCUGCUAUGCAUGCAGAAGGUCCCGGGUCAAUUUUUGGCAUCCCCAGGUAAAGCGGGGAAGGUCUCCUGCUUGAAGCACUUGAGAGCCACUGCCUGCCAAUGUAGACAGUACUGAGAUAGAUGGACCAAUGAUCAGAUUCUAUUUAAUUCAGCCUGUUUAAUUCUUCAAAACAGUAAGAAUUAGAAUCUUACUUUAUUUUUAGGGGAUAGGCCAUAGCUCAGUAGUAGGACACAUCCUUUGCAUGCGGAUGGUCUUGGGCUCAAUGCCUGGCAUCCCCGUGUUAGGCUGGGAUGGUUGCCUGCUUGCAACUGGAGAGCUGCUGCCAGCCAGUGUAAAACAGUGCUUACAGCAGGUCUCUUCCUAUGACACUGAUGCUAUAUUGAAUGAGCUGUUUUCAUUCUUGGGACACAGGGCUUUUAUCUUAAUUGCUUCCCUUCGCCAAACUUUUUGCAAAGAGUUAAUAAACCAGAUCCAGUUUCCUAUGCACACAAGGCUGCCACCCACCGCCCCUGAUUUCAUUCUCUUGGAGGUUGGAGCAAGAGAGAUUGUUGCUGAAAAUCCAUCAUCUGUUUCUCAUUUCGUGUCUGGCAAAAAAGUAUUUCAACCUCCCAGAUUUCCUUCACUAGGCUAGGAGGAGCCUUGAGAGGUGUGGUUUCAGAAGAGAGGCCAGGAAAGUUGGGUAGGGUAGGGGGAGAGCCUGAGCUUUUCAGCUCCCUCCAUUGCAAGGAAAUAAUGAUUGAAAGGGUGGUGCAAUCAUUCCAGACCACCAUACCUCCUCCUCCUUGCAGGCAGGAAAGAAACCGUGUUUCACUAACAUUGGGCAUGUCUAGAGCCACAUUCAUACCAUACAUUUAAGGCACUAUGAUACCAUCUUAAACAGUUAUGCCUUCCGCCAAAGAAUUCUGGGAGCUGUAGUUUGUGAAAGGUGCUGAGAGUUGUUAGCAGAUCCAUAUGCCUCUCACAGAGCUACAAUUAAUUCCCAGCGUUAAUUGUUAAGCCACUUUUGAGAAUUGAAGCUCUGUGAGGAGAACAACUCCUAACAACUCCUGGCACCUUCAAUAAGCUACAGCUCCCAUAAUUUUUUGGGGAAGCCAUGACUCUUCAAAAUGAUACUGCUUUAAAUGUAUGGUGCAAAUGUGGCCAUGGUAGAUGGUAGCUACUUACGGUUUUUAAGAAAAUAAUGUUUUGUCUUGGGCUGUGUACACACCGUAUAUUUAAAGCACAUUUCUCCCACACCCAAGAAUCUUGGGAACUCUAGCUCUUUAAGAGAUAAACUACAGUUCCUAGGAUUCCAUGGGAGACUGCUUUAAAUGCAGUCCUCCUGAACUCUUCCUGCCCCAGCUGUGCUUUGCACUUUUCAAUUGUGCUUUCAUGGAUUAAGAAAUGCCUUGCUGGAUCAGACUUAGGGUUCAUCAGCUGGCCAGAAGCUCCCAGAAAAGCUCACAAGCGGACAAAAGGCAGCAACUUAUUGUCUGCACCCUCCCCUCCACCAGUAUUUUGUAAUUGGAGAUAUACUGCCCCUAAAUGUGAAGGCUUGAUUUAGUUAUCAAAGCUGAGUGGGGGGUUUGAACCUGGGUCUCUCAGCUCCCAGGCUGGCGCUCUGACCUCUAGACUCUGCACUGCUGAUAAACUUUAAUUAGUUCUUUAACUCCCCUCCCUCCUAAAUUUUUUUGAAACUGAGAGUUUGCUGCCUAUCAGCACGUAGGUCUUAGUGGGCUAGGCAUGGAGGCAGACAUUCCCACGUGGCGGAGGCAACAGGUUAUUUUUAAAUAACAAAAAGCUCUGCAGGCCUCAGAUGGAAAUUAAGAAAAAAGGGGGGGGAAUAAAGCACAAGUAAUCUGUCCUGUUAAUUACCAGGGAUGCAGGCGGCAGAAAUUGCCCCAGGGGCCUGAUCUGCACAGGCUUGCAGCAGCUUUUUGUCAGGAGUGUUCGCAAAUAACCUCUUCUUCUUUUAAUAAAUAAAUGCAGAACCAACUCCGUUGAGUACAAGCUGGAACUGUGACGAGUGUUCAGGAGUUCCCCUCUGUGAUAGUCUCCUCUCCCCUUUGCCACCCUAUCCUGUCAUAUUUGAUGGAUGGUGUGUGCCGUGUAUCAGGGAGCUUUGUGAGGGAAUACCCAGUUCCAGGCUGCGGGGGGGGGGGAGCUUGGGCAAAAUGUGGCCCCUGCUUCCUCUGUAAGUUGCCCCUGGUCACCAAGAGUACAGCCACCUGGACAGCAGAGAGUAGCCAGGCUUUGCCACUCUUUAAAUUUCCCACAAUCCCCCAGAGCUGGAUGGGCAAGAGUACUUUGAAACAGAAUCCGUGGGCCACAUAGACCGUUGUCAAUUAAAGUGUUCCUCAUAUAGACAAUUAAUAUAUACAAUUGAAUGUGUAUAAUUAAUAAAUUGAGCCCUUUCAGGGACAUUGAGUCCAUGUCAGGAUAAAAAGAUGGGAUAUAAAUAAAUAUAAUAAUAAUAAUUUAGAAUAGUCAAGUGUCUCUCUGAAGGGCAGCCCACCUGAACUAGAGAGCCCCAGGCAGAGAGGCCUCGCCAAGUCAUGCCAGCCAGCCAGCCCACCAAUCAAAAGGUGGGGCCUCGAAAUUUGGCACCUGUCUCUCCCCACUGGUGGGUUUUCAAGUGCCCCAGCCCCCCUCACUCACGUACCCUCGCGUUGUGGGCAGCGUGUUAGACCACCCUGUCCCAGAGCAAUGCUAGGGCUGUGUGGGAUUGUCAUGGACAGAGGCAUGAAUUAUUUUUUUCGCAGAGUCGAGAAGUACUUAUCUAAGCUUGGCAAAGAUACAAUAUACGUAUAUACAAACAGACCCACACUCUUUCUUUGUCUCUCUCUCUCACACACAAGAAACAAUCUGUUUUGCAAAUUUGAAUUCAAAACCAAUCAGCCUUCCACUGUUUCUCAUAUGUAUACACAUUCUUACAAGAACACAUUUUAAAAAAUUAUUUAUUUCAUAAAAUUAAAACACUGAUUGAUUGUACAAAAAAACCCCUCAAAUGGGUUUACAGAGAAAAAGGGGGGAAAUGAAAUUGUAAAAACAGUUUAAAAACGACUUUUUUAAAAAUUCAGGAAAAAUUAAAACCAGCAAUGAACUAAGAUGAGAUUAAAACAUGCACAUCAACGUUCUACAUAUCCUUUGUCUAGGCUAGCGUAAAGAAAAAUGCUUUUAGCACUUCCUGACAUUGAUGGACACACAAAAUAUACAUUCAGACACACUGUGUAAGAGACAGGGGGGCGGGGAGAAUGAGAAAAUAUGACAUCAGAAUGCAAAUGUGAGUUUGAAAUAUCCUGUUCAAAGUUUGGCUAGCAAAACUGACAGACUGAGAGCAUCCCACAUAUUCACCUUGGCUUGAUAAUCUCAUAAGGGUUGAUAUUCUUUACUUGCACUGUUCUUUUAUUGCAUGUGCAACUGUACUCAUUUUAUAGUUUUCUUUUCAUCUUUUGAUCUUUUAAUAAUUGCUCUCUCUGUUCUUAUAUACUUUAUAAAGUGAAAUAUAAAAUAAACUCUCUCUCUCUCUCUCUCUCUCUCUCUCUUUCUCUUUCUCUUCAUUUACCUUGGGGACAUAUUCAUAGUUUUACCAACCCACAAGUUAUCUUCUCUCUCUGUCUUUCUCAGAUAUAAGAUUUCCUUUCAGGUGUUUUGACAUCUGUGCUUUUUUCUCUGCACUCUUGCAAAUGGAUGUGAGAGGUAAAAAUAGGUGUAUGAGCUUGAAGUGCAGAAUUGUAUUCCGAACAUGCAUAUCAAAUUUCAUUCCUGUAUCUCAGUCCUUGAGAGAUUGUUGUUGUUGUUGUUGUUGUUAAUAUUGGGUUCAUAUCGGGAGGUCCUUAAGGUAUUGUGGUUCUGAGCCAUUUAAGGCUUUAUAGGUGAAAACCAGCACUUUGAGUUGGGCCCAGAAGCUUAAUUGGCACCCAGUUGGGUCAGAAUCAGUGUAAUAUGCCCAAACCAUCUUCCUUCGGUGAGCAGCCUGUCCACCAAAUAUUGCGCCAGCUGAAGUUUCUGAACUGUCUUCAGAGGCAGUCCUAUGUAUAACACGCUGCAGUAGUCUAACCUAGAGGUUACCAGAGCAUAGACAGUUGUUAGUUUAUCUCUGUCCAGAUUACCUACCUACACACACAAACACUCUUUGUCACCCGAACAAGGUAACCUAAAGCCUUUGCUUUGCCAAAUAAGUCAUUCUGAUUUUCCUGCACACACAGUCUCCUCUGAAGGAUUAGGGGUAUGUAGAAGAUUAAGACUGCCUGUUUUGAAACAAGCUAAGAAGUUGAACUCUGAGGACUGAGGCAUUUUAAAUCUGGAUGGCAUGACUAUACAAAGGAGCGGCUCCUUAAUCUGUGUGAUCCUGCUUUUACUAAAUGGAUACCCUAGUUAAUACAGAUUAAGGCACUGUUUAUCUACAGAACCAUUUAUCUUCCCACAGCUGAGCCCAGGGUGCUGCGAGUGCCACAAUUUCAUGUUGGCGGGAAGACACAGAAAUGGAUUCUAAGAAUAAUGGCUUUCAUUUUAGUUUUUAAAAAACAAGUUUGAAAUGUAGUCCUUAAGCUGUGACUUUAAGAGCAGCCAAAAAAAAAGUGUUUAAAAUUUAAACUCUGUCCUACUGCUACUGUGUUCUACUUCACACCUCAAAUGUAUACUAAAUGGGUUUGGGGUGGGGGAUUGACUAGUUUUACAGUAGUUUUCUCACUUGUUGACUCAAAAAGAAUCUGCUUCUGCAACACAUCCCAAAGGAGAAUCACCCACUCUUGUGCAUUUCUGCAUGAUUUGCUCAGUUUGGGUUAGGUUUUGCUUUGGGUUUAGGAGGAAUUCUGUAUAGCAAUGACUCAUGAAGAGACUUUACAGAAAGUCACAUCUGAAGGCAGGUCAUUUUGUCAUGUCUCCUUGUUAGGAACGAUUGAACAAUCCCAUUGUGGAGAUUCAACAGGCUAACCCUCAUCUAGCAGAGGCUGAUUGGAAAGGAACAUGCCUCAGGGCAAUACAUCAGACAGAGACACAGUGGGAAACCUCAUGGGUAGACUCCCAUCUGCCUUUGCUCGUUAAAUUAAUGCCCUUUUAUUUUUCAGACUUAUCUGCCCUUUCAUGGGUGGCUUAGUGCCAGGAAUGCUUCUCAGCUCCUAGACUCAUCCCCACCCAACUCCAGUUUGCAAUCCAGAGAGCAAAUGUCACCUUUUGACAUUUCCUAGAUGGGUAAUAGUGCCAUCUCAUUAGGGGCAGGACAGGGACUGCACUGAGCAAACUGAGCAGGAGGGUCCCCAAGUGCAGCAGGGUCCCGGUAGUCAUAUUUUUUAAAAAGAUGAAUUCUUGCAUAUAAACAAAGGGUGCCCACCCCAGUAAGAUCAUUUAAAUCCAGACUCUUAAAAUCCCCUUAGCGACAUCACAGCCCAGUGGAUGAGGAGCUGGCUCCUUCUUCCCAAGAAAGCUGUGCCAAGGGAGACCUGUCACUCACAGUGAGGAGUUCCCUGUCAAGUUGCUGGGCAGAGUUUGGAGGAUGGAGUUUGGAAGGAGCUUUUGCAUCAUCCUCCUGUUUCUCGACAGUUGUCCCCGCUAGGUGUCCAUAGAAGUGCACAAUACCUUUCUGGGUGUGCUAACUAGGUUUGAGGUUUUGUUUUUGUUUCCAAAUAGGAUUUAUGACUGGAUCGGCAUCCCUGGGAACCAAACCAUUUCCCCAAUCCCUUCCUUAGUACUUUUCCAAAUGCAAACAGGCUUUCGCCUAAUCUGGGACUAUCCAGAAGGGAUUUCAAGGGUCACCUAUUCCAACCUCCUGCAUUGCUGGAAUCUCAACUAAAGCAUCCCUGGUAGAUGACCAUAGUAAUAAUAAUAGUAAUAGUAAUAGUAAUAGUAAUAGUAAUAGUAAUAGUAAUUUAUUAUUUGUACCCCGCCCAUCUGGCUGGGUUUCCCCAGCCACUCUGGGUGGCUUCCAACAAAGAUUAAAAAUACAUUAAAAUGUCACACAUUAAAAACUUCCCUGAACAGGGCUGCCUUCAGAUGUCUUCUAAAUGUCAGGUAGUUGUUUAUCUCUUUGACAUCCGAUAGGAGGGCGUUCCACAGGGCGGGCGCCACUACCAAGAAGGCCCUCUGCCUGGUUCCCUGUAGCUUUGCUUUUUGCAGUGAGGGAACCACCAGAAGGCCCUCGGCGCUGGACCUCAGCGUCCGGGCAGAACGAUGGGGGUGGAGAUGCUCCUCUGCUUAAAAACCUCCGAGGAAGGAGAAUUCACCACCUUCCGAGGGGGUUAAUUGUUACAGUCUAACCCAUGGGUAGGCAAACUAAGUCCGGGGGGGGGGGCGAAUCAGGCCCAGUCGCCUUCUCAGUCCGGCCCACGGACAGUCCGGGAAUCAGCAAGUUUUUACGUGAGUAGAAUGUGUCCUUUUAUUUAAAAUGCAUCUAUGGGUUAUUUGUUGGGCCUGCCUGGUGUUUUUACAUGAGUGGAAUGUGUGCUUUUACAGUAUUUAAAAUGCAUCUAUGGGAUAUUUGUGGGGCAUAGGAAUUCAUUCAUUUCCCCCCCCUUCAAAAUAUAGUCUGCCCCCCCCCCACAAGGUCUGAGGGACAGUGGACCAGCCCCCUCCUGGGGGACCAACCCCCACUGGCUUUCAGUGCCAUCUUGCAGCAGGAACAGGUGCAGUUUUCAGAUUUUGCUGUAGGAAUGGGGGAGGGACAAACAGAAUUUAAGAUUGGGGGGAAAGUGUAAAAAAAAAAUCCACCAUCCCUCCCCUCCUCAGAGAUUACUCUUUUGGGUGUGUGGAUAAAGUCCUCCACCUUAGAAGAUCUCCUCUCUGCCUGUAUUUCUGUUUGCUUUGGAAUUCUUAUUUCUGUCCUGUGGGGGACUCCUGAGGCCAAACCUCAUCUCCUAAAGCUGGGAAGGGAGGAUGGAACGAGCUGUUUACUAGGCCGCAAGCAGCACAAGAUAUCCCUCAGUGGAGGAAACAAAAGGAGCAUUGUGUUGAUUUGCUGCAGUUGUGUGUCAGCUGUUGUGCGCUUCAGCUCAGGGUUAAGAGAGAAAAAGGGGGGGUUCUCGGGCAUGGAACAGGAAAAUCCUCAAGUAGCAUCCUCGGUCUGCUUGGAAAUAGUGUACAAAUCUUUAUCCUGUGUUAUUCAGUGGCUAGAGUGUCAGACCAUGACCAGGGAGACCAGGGUUCAAUCCCCACUCAGCCAUGAAGCUCACUGGGUGAUCUUGAGCCAGUCACUCGGUCUCAGCCUCACUUACCUCACAGGGUUGUUGCGAGGACAGAAUGGGACAGAAGAAAGCUAUGUGUGCCAGUUUGAGCUGCUUGGAGGGAAAUAAUUGGGAUAUAAAUGCAAGCAGAUAAAUAAAUUCUGUUUUAAAUGGUCUUGCUGGUCUUGUUUCUAUUCCCACCCCCACACCUCCAAGCAAGUUUAGCAUUUUGGAGAGGUUGCUGGUUUGCUAUUUCAACCAAUUAGUAUUUUGGAAGGGUUGCUGAUUUCCGAUUCCAUUGCAUGGCUGUAUUCUGCUGCCCCACCCCCAUCCUUUUGCAAGGCUGUUGCUCUUAAAAGCUUGUUGCAGCUCUCCGAGAUCCAGGAGAAAAGAGGGGAAGCGUGUUGCUAAGGAAUGGAUUUUGGAUGCAAUGCCGGCUGAGCUACAAGGGACAGGGUGUGCAAUUCCCCAGGAAGCGUUGCAUUCUGGGAAGUGGAAUUCCAGCCAGAGUCAUGUGUCAUUGAUGAUAUUGUUAUCAGGGGACAGGUUGUAGCUUAGUGCUUAGAGCAUCUUUGCCUGCAGAAGGCCUGAGGUUCAGUCCCCAGUUGCAUCUCCAGGUAAGGCUGGGAAAGACCUCUUCCCCAAACCCAAGAGAGCCACUGCCAGUCAGUGUGGACAAUACUAAGCUAGGUGGACCCAGUGGUCUGAACUCUUAUAAAGCCAGUGUCCAGUGUUUUCUGUCUCCUUUCACUUCCCCACUCUUAUUUAGGAACAUUGGAAACUGCCUCCUGCUGAUUCCAGAGACCAUUGGUCCAUUCAGCUCAGUACUGUCUGCACUGACUGGCAGUAGCUCUCAGGGGUUUCAGGCAGGGGGUCUUCCCAGUCUGACCUGGAGGUGCUGAGAAUUGAACCUGGGACCUUCUGCAUGCAAAGCUUAUGCUUUACCUCUGAGCUAUGGCCCUUCCAUUAAAAAUUAAUAUUCUAGUCACAAGGACUAGAAACAUACCAUAUUUUUCCGUCUAUAAGAUGCCCCCAUGUAUAAGACCCACUCCCCCCAUUUUUGGGGACUCAGUUUUAGGAAAAUGAGGGGAGAUAGCACAAAGUUGUUGAGCCCCUACGCAGCUGCGGGCAGGAAACACUCCCUAGAUCGUUUCCCGUGCGCAGAGGCAUGGGGCACGCACAGGGAGCACCCACCGUACAGCGGCAUUGGGGGAAGUGAACUGGCUGGCGGUGCGCAGCUUCUCCCCCCCCCCCCAUGCCACUAUCUGUGUAUUGGAUGACCCCAGUUUUUUGACAUGAUUUUUGAGUCAAAAAAACCUCGUCCAAUAUAUGGAAAAAUACAGUAGUUGUUGGGUUUGGUGGAGCCUUAAGACAUGCAGAGAGGAAAGGAGAAAAUCAAUGCAGAGCAGCAAAUAGAACUCUGUCUCCCCACCCCCGUAAUUUGUGUGUGUAUUGUAUAAGGAGAUUAUAUAUAUAUAUCAAUAUAUAUAUAUCAAUAUAUAUCUAUAUCUAUAUCUAUAUCUAUAUCUAUAUCUAUAUCUAUAUCUAUAUCUAUAUCUAUAUCUAUAUCUAUAUAAUAAGGCAAAUGCCAUGUCCCUGUGGGCUUUCUGAACCACUCCAGUGUCUUUGAAUUCACUGGCCAGGACAACCAGGAAGCAGAAGCGGCUUGACUCCUUACCAAGGUGGGAUACCAUACCAACUGCAUUCUCUCCCCCCCCCCGCCCCCCAAUCUCAAUCACCAUAUUUUUUGGUUUGGCUUAAAUGAAAGCUCAGCAUUCAGAGAAGGGGCCUUAAAUAUCCAAGCAUGCAGGUGUGUACUCCAAACAAACCAUCUAAUAUUGGGGAAUGUCCAGCACGGUACUGAAAAAUGUGUUGUGUGAAGUAGCUUGCAAGCCUUUCUUUUUAUCCCCUUUUGAGGGUGGGUCUUUUCGCCUCCUGGUGGGUCUGUAGUUAAUUUCCGGUGUGGAUGGGUCAUGCGUUCGCUCCUUAUGUUCUGGCAACAGCAGCAAGGCAGGCUUAUAGAGAACUGGUCUUCAUCACUAACAGCUGGGAAUGGAUUUCUGUUUCUCAAGGGGUGAGUGGAAAGAGGAGCAGAGGGGAGGGCCAUUCCCCUGAUUUCUGCUACAAGAUUUUGCUUAUGGUGGGAGUGCGAGGUGUGGUCUGCCGUUGCUAUGAUGCCUUGAUUUGUUGCCUCCCUUUCCUUCUUUAAAACUCACUGUUAAAACCCACCUUUUCAUGAUGCUUUUAGCCUGGAGUGCUGUCCCCCAAAUUUUGUUAGCUGGUAGGCACCUCUUGCCCCACCCUGGAUGAACUGAGGGACUGUUGUUAUUUAUUGAUCUAUUCUUAAUUUAGAUCAGUGGUCCCCAAAGUGGGUGGUGAUGCUAGGGGGAUGCUAAGAUAAAGGAGGUGCCAGAGGUGCAAAGGACCAUCAGGCUUUGAAAAGCUGGAUCAAGUCCAUCAGUUUUGGUGAAUGAAUUAAGCUAAAUUGUUUUAAUUGGAUUGUGAAUAAAUGUGCACUUAAUUGUUACUCUUUUGAAUUUUAUUGUGUUAAUAUCAUCUUCCCUAGUGGGUCAUGCAAACCUCUGUUCUUAAUCCUGCUUUUUAUAGGGUGGGAGGCACCAGGGAUGACUUGAAGGAACAAAGUGGGAGGCAUCCUGAAAAGGCUUGGGAACCACUGAUUUAGAUAUUGAUUAAUCAAAACAUAUCUGUUUGAAAGCAGCCCCUGGCAGACAUAAUAGAUUUUAUAGGGUGCCAGUACAUGAGCAUCUCAGAUCCUGGAAUUUAUCAUUCAGCUGCAGUCGUUGAGAGUAGGUCAUUCAACUAAAUAUUAAAAACCCAGAAAGUCUUAACAGAUGAGCAAAUAUGUCACUGUAUGGAAAGCAAGAUAGAAACUGUUAUUAAAUGAGACGUUCCCUUCUCGGCAACGCAAUGGGGAUAAUACCAGUCAACAUUGCAACACAAUUUUAUUUAUUGAAUUUAUAUCCCGCCCUUCCUCCCUUGGGAGCCCAGGGCAGCAAAAAGAUACUCAAUUUAAAAGCAAAAGCAUUUUGAAAGUGAUUAAAACAUUCCAAAAACAAUGGCAAUUAAAAACAUGAAAGCAAUUACAUUUUAAAACAUUCCAUCCAAAUAUCUCAGGGCUGCCAGGAAUAGUAUUCUCCAGCCACCAAAUGCCUAGGUAAAUGGGAAUAUUUAUGAAUCUCUUCUGAAAGUUAAUAAUGACAGUAGGAAGUAGGGUUGCCAGACCUCCAGAUCUGACCUGAAGUUUCCAUGUUUGCCUGCCUCUGACAGGUGGUCAGCUUGAAUGGGUGAGGAAAGGGCCUUAUGAAGACUGCACAUAGCUUACAAGCUUCAACCCAGCAUAGACAUUAGGGAGAGAGCACUAGGGAGGAGACUUCACUCCCCUCACCCAAUUAACCUCCGUCUCCAAGGCCUGUCCCUGUCAUAUAACCAGUGUCUGUUCUAUGACAUCACUUGGAGCUUCCCCUUGUGACAUCACCAGGGCAGCUCCUAAGUCCCAGGUUUGGGCCCUGAAAUCUCAGGGUCUGGAAGGUUCCUGACCCAUCAACCGUGGGUGUAAGGAUUGCUGAGAAAAGUUUAAAAUAUUAAAAUACAGAUGCCACUUUUUGUCUCUAAACUGCCAUCAAAUCGGCUGCCGAACAAAAAAUGUCGAAAGACCUAAAGUGAAGUUGCAAACAGUAUAUCAGAUAAAGAUUAGCAGCAUUUUAUAAUAAAAAAGCAGCAAAAGGCAUCCAGCCCAAUGUGUGCUUCCAGUUCUUCUUUACAAGUAUUGUUAUGUAAUCUCCAGGAGACUCAAACAGGUUGUAGUCUUGCAACCUGGUUGGCCUGGGUAACUUUGCAAUGGUCACACCAUGUAUGUUUGCCAGGCCUGAAAGUGCUGGCUCAUUCCUACAUGCCAGGUGAUUGCUAAUUAGCUAACGAACGUUGUGAUCCCUGCUGCCAUGGCAGUGUUGCCCCAACAGCUUUGAGGGGGCAGUUUUACAGGGCAGUCACUGUGGAGUUAUGUAAGUCACCGGUUACCGGUCGUAAGUUACCGGUUGCACUUAUGAAGCCAUACAAACUUGUACUCUUGUAUGCAAAACUCCCAGAGUUCAAACCCUGGUAUGUAGGGCUGGAAAUGUCCCUGACCUGAAACCAUUGAGAUCCUCUGCCUGCCAGUGUUGACAGCAGUGAGCUAGAUGAAGUAGUGACCUGGCUUGAUUUAAGUCAGCACCCUCUCUUCCUGUUUAAAUCAGCCCCUUUAUUUGGAAACCAUGAGGACUGGAUCUUAGCUUUACUGAAAACUCAGGGUCUGGGAUGCUCUUGAUCUGGCAACAGUGGUUCGUAACACAAGGGAAACAAAUGAGCUAGAUGAGUGGUUCCCAAACAUUUUCGGGCCACCGCUGUCUUGGUUCCAUCUCUAGUGCCCCCUAUUCCACCCUAUAAAAAGCAAUAUUCAGAAUAGUAGUUUGCAUGACCCACUAAGGAAGAUAACACGUUAACGUUCAAAACAGUAACUAUUAAUUGCACAUUUAUUCAUAAUCCAAUUGAAACUAAUUUAAUUAUUUCAACAAAGUUGAUUAACUUGAUCUAGUGAUACCAGCUUUUCAAAGUCUGAUAGUCACCUAGGGAAGAUAUGCAUCAGGUACAAGGGGGGAAAGAAAGAUGGAUCUGCUGCCCAGGUGGAUUCUGCCACCCGAGGCUGUCACCUCACCUUGCCUCGUGGGUGGGCUGGCCCUGCUCUUGGCACCUCCCUAGACAAUCCCACUGCCCACUUUGGGAACCACUGAACUAGAUGGACUCAGUAUAAGACGCCUUCCAACAUUCAUAAUGAUCUGUUUCUCUCUCUGUUUUGUAAUGGGGCUGGUGUGUUGGCUUUGUUUCCAAUCCAAAGCAUCAAACCUUGUUCCCCGAAGGAAGCAAUGGACCAUUUUCUUGCUGGUUGAUGGGCACCCUUUGUGUUCUGUGUCACGGAUGCAGCUGUCGGCCCAGUUCCUAUUUCUUCCUGAGGCCUUUUCUGCCUGUGCUUGUUCAAGGAAGCAGGAGUGUGUGUGUGUGUGUGUGUGUGUGUGUGUGUGUGUGUGUGUGUGUGUUGCGGGGGGGGGGGAGAGCUCAGCUUGGAUUCUGCCAAACCAGGCCAAGUUUUGUGUGCGGUGUGCCGGAUGUUGGCACCGGGGGGGAGGGGAGUGCGAGAGAGUUCAUCUUUGCUUUGACUUGCAAAAAUUAUAGAAGAAUAGGCACAGGCGUCUGGAGGGGAACAACUGGAGGAGACUUAAUCCGGAAUGCCGGCUCCUCCUUUUAUUUUUAGAGUUCGAGUGUUGACUACAUUUUAAUACCUAGCAGCUGAACAAAGUCGGAGACUCUUUAAUGGGAAGGGAGAGGUCUUCGUUUGUAACUUCUUUCAUUCUGUUUGUGAAGUUGAAAAUAUCAGCGUUGAAGCAAAAGGCACGCACACACAUAUAUAAAAUAUCACAAACACACACACUUGUUUUCUUCCCCACUCCCCACCCGCUUUGGAUCUCUUUCAGCCUUGCUAAACAAGAAGGAGAAAGGAUGAAUGAAGCAUUGUGCUUGCUGGGUGCUAUCAUGAGGACCAGGAACUUGUCUUAAACGGGAGCUGGAUUUCUGUAAACCUUUCCCAGUUCUGCCUCCUGGGCAGUGAGAUUGAUGGGAUGGUCCUUCAUGGUCAUAGUUUCUGGAACAGGCUUUGUCAACGCAGCACCUUACAGAGAUUGUUGGACUACAACCUCUGGAAGGUGCCAGCUUGCCGAAGGCUGUUCUGGACUAGCAGGAGCUCAGUCAUCUCACUUAUGCCCACCCCCUAUGCCCGCCGGAGUGAGGAAUUCCUCUUUCAGAGAAGCAGCCGGACAGGUUUCUGGGUGGUGGCACCACCGCUUCCAUGCCCCUAGCAACAGACUUAUGCUUCCUUAUUGAAUUCUUGUCUCUUGUGGUAAACUAUGUACCUUUUGUUAGAUUGUUUGCUGUGAACUGGUAACUUAACAGGCCCUUUUGAGAGCUUUUGACAAACAUUUGCCAUACUGAUCAGCAGCUAGCAGCCUCCAAGGCUGAACCUGACCCCCCUGAGUAGUCCCUUGCGGUCCCUUCAGGCAACCAGCUUUGGAGGUAAAAGAGCAAGGAAGAGGGCAACCAUCCACAGCAGUGAGGUUUUUGCAGCUGCCUUGGGGGGGGGAUAGUGCAGCCCUUAAUUCCCCCUUUCCCUCCUUUUGUCUCCCCUGCACACCUGUGUACACACAAUCGCUUUUGGAGUCCCAGAUGGCACUCAAAGCCCUUCAUGCCUAGAAAGCUAGCAUGUCAGGAAGAAGGCUUUAAGCCUCACUGCCUCCUUGAUGCACUAACCUUCCAUGGGCAGGGAAUACUGCAUGAGCCCUGCAGCCCAAAUAUUUUUGCGUGGCUGGAAAUGUGUCCUUAAACUCUGACAAAUGUCUCUUCCUUGCCUGGAUGGAGGAUGCAGAGUGGGGUGGGGGGUCGGUGUAAACAUGUGUAUUUACCUAGAAAACAUGUAAAAAAAAAAGGCAUUCAUUUCCCUGCCCUCUGUUUUCCCUGGCCCUUCCCACAGCUGGCAUUUGGCCCUCUGAAGUUUGUCCGGAAGGGAAAGUGGCCCCUGGCUGCAAGCUAAGGUUCCCAAUCCCUUGUCUAAAGUUGCUUGGUUUUAUUUAUUUUGGGUGCAGAAAAAUAUUUCGUAUUGGUUUGCCCAGUACGGUAUAAAGAUGUUGGAAUGUGGAUGGCAGAUAUUGGCUACGUGUCCAGCAUAUUUGAAAGAAAAUUUAUUGGGAAUGUUUCACCCUGGAAUUCAAAGGGGGGGGGUGCUCUUAGGGUCUGGAGAGGGGAGGGGGCGCGAAAGAAUUUUGGAAAAAAGCAAGCAAGCUUUGUCCCUGCUGGAGAAGGGACCUCACGUCAGCUGUGGCCGCUGUGGGUGGCUGUGUGGGUGGAGGAGAGAUUGAACGUAGCCAGCAAACAAAAGCUCCCCUCUUAUUCCCCUUGGUCUUUUCCAAACAGCUUCAUGCUGGGUGCCUCAAUCUAUUCCUUUCAAUGGAGACUGUUCUUGUGUGUUUCCUGCUUCAGCUGUUUACUGGGUCACCGUACUAGGGGACGACGACGAAGAGAGCGAAAUCCCUUCCUCUUUUUCUGAUUGGCCAGUCCAUCUGCACAAUGAGCUGCUUCUCCCAUAAACGGAGGAUUCGAACAGAGGAAACAUUGAACAGGGUUACCGCCGUUCACUGACCCGUCUCUGCUGCACGGAUGUCGGGACCUAGGUGUGGAAAAGAGACUUGGAAGAACUGACCCCAAAUGACACCCGUCUGCUCCAAAUGAAGGAGUACAUUCCAGAGAAUAACGCAUACCCACAUUCUUGGGAGCAGUGACCCAGUGGGGAUGUCCCUGGGGCCAACCACCAGUUUGAGAAGGCCUUGGCCCAAGAACCCCUCCAUCGGUGGGCCCUGGCAGGCUUAGCUGCUUGUGUGACCCACCCACCCAGCUCCUUGACCCCAAUGUGGUCAGCUGAGCCUAGCUACCCUUCUAAUACCCUGCAGUGACCCAUCAAGACAUUUAAACUGUAGCCUUGGGUUGGUAUUUACGUUUAUUAUAAUUAUUACUAGUUCCGUUUAUGGGUCACUUGACACAUAAGCUUGGGAGAGCCAGUGUGGUGUAGUGGUUACGGUGUUAGAGCAGGGUUUAAAUCAGCCAUAAAGCUCACUGGGUGACCUUGGGGCCAGUCACUGCCUCCCUCAGCCUAUCCUACCUCACUGGGUUGUGGGGAUUAAAUGAGGCUGGGGGAUGGGGGGGGGAGAACAUUGCAUGCCACCUUGAGAUUCUUGGAGAGAAAGGUAGGAUAUACCGUAUUUUUCGCCCCAUAGGACGCACUUUUUCCCCUCCAAAAAUGAAGGGGAAAUGUGUGUGCAUCCUAUGGGGCGAAUGCAGGCUUUCGCUGAAGCCUGGAGAGCGAGAGGCAUCGGUGCGCACCGACCCUCUCACUCUCCAGGCUUCAGGAAGCUAUCCGCAAGCCUUGCAAGCCCGGUGGGAGUUCCCGCGGGCUCACAAGGCUUGUGGGCAGCAGCCUGCAGCCCCGGCGAGUGUCCGCAAGCCUUGCGCGCCCAGCAGGAGGUCCUGCCGAGCGCGCGAGGCUUCGGGCGGCAGCCUGUCGCCCGAAGCACGGGGAGCCCUCCGGAGGGUGCCCCGUGCUUCAGGCAGGUGUGCACAAGGCUUGGGGCGGCAGCCGCGGCGGGGGGGGGAAUAUAUUUUUUUUAUUCAUUUUCCCCCCCCAAAAAAGAGGUGCGUCCUAUGGGCCGGUGCGCCCUAUAGGACGAAAAAUACGAUAAGUCUUAAUACAAGUCUUAGCUCCCUUAACAAACUACAGUUCCCAGGAUUCUUUGUAGGGGUGAGUAGAGCCAUGACGCUUAAAGUAAAGAACAAGAGUGUUUCACACCAUACAUUUCUGGCUUUCUGCAAAGAAUCCUGGGGGCUUUACUUGGGUUUAGGGUGCUGGGAAUUGUAGUUCUGCAGCAGAGAAACUCUACUUUCCCAUUAUUCUUUUGGUGGGAGCAGCAUGCUUUAAAUAUGUGAUGUGGAUUCUAUUAGGUCAGCUUGAUUGCCUUGCUUCACACUACCUGAGCCACCAUCCGCAGUGGGAUUGAGGGAACCUUUUUCAGCCUGAGGGCCACGUUACUUUCUGGGCAAUCUUCUGGGGGCCACAUGCCAGUAGUGGGCGGGGCCAGAGGCUAAAGUGAGCCGAGCAACAAAUGAAAACAUUGCUUUUCUAGAGUGUUCCAGUUUCUAUACCCACCAACUCACACCCCUCUCUCUUCUCCAUCCUUUGUGGUCACAUCCACCCCCUACAUUUUAAGCACUCUAGUGCCACUUUUAAACAGCCACGGCUCCUCCUCAAAGAAUCCUGAGAACUGUAGUUCGUUCAGGGUGCUGGGAAAGGUGGCCUCCUACCAACUUUCGGCACCCUUGGAAACUGUCGGUUGUCAUAAUACUUAUUAUCUCCCUCUUUUGGCCAGUGCCUUGGGCUGGUGGGGUGGUCCCAGGUGAGACAGUGCCCAUUUGAUGCCCACGCCCUGCUUCUGCCAGGAAGACUAUGAAUGGCUCUGUGCUUUGAAAGAGGAUGAUCUGUUGGUGCUGUUGUAAAAGUGCUUUGCUGGCAGCAGCGGGGGAGAAACUCAAGCUUGCUGCACUGAGUGCUUCCUCUGAAUUUCAUCACCGCAGGCAGGGAGCGGUUUCUCAGAACGUGUGUCCUUUAAGCUGGAAGUGUGACAGAAGGCUGUUCUUCCAAAAAGCGACUUGCGUUGGGGAGGUAUUGGGAGGGGGUUCACCCCCCCAGUACCCAUGGGUUCAGCCUGGAUGGCUAGAAUAACCCAGUCCCCAGUUUUCAAUCAAACAGGACAUUUUUAUUAAAAACAUUGCAGCGGAUGCCACUUACUUCCUCACAUCCUUUAGGCAGAUAGGAGAGUGCCUUCCAGGUGAAAGGCAAAGCAAUACAUAUUUAUACAUUUGUAGACAACAACUAUUCUGUCUGGCUAAGUCAUGUGGUGCAGCAGUGGUCUUCUGACAUAGUAAUGGCCGCCACCCUUCUUCCUUCAGCCUUUGUGCUUUUUCCUCCAGCACUUUCUCCCACUUAGGUGCUACUUUGCCUGUCUGUCACGAUCCCCUUGCAAACACAGCCCACCUGCUGUACCCUUCUCACACACAUUUCAGUUUCUGUUCUAUAAUUUCUGUAGUGUUCAGUAAUUCUGCAGCACACGCCGAGAUCUGUGCAGCUGAGUGAGCUUCACUCCCUUGCCUUUAUUAUCUCUGUCUCUCUCUGAUGGGAUUCCAGCUUUAAAUUAAAUGGAGCGCAAUUGAUGUCUCGCUUAGUCAGCGCGUGUGAAUUGAAGGUCACAGGCGGGGGAGUCAAGGAAUUUGCUUCUCUGUGGCUUACCCUCUGCGUGCCUGGGCUGAAUUUGGGGGCAGACUCCCAUGCAGUUGCUGGGUUCUGAACGGUGUAUGUGUAAAUUUAAAAUGCCAAUAUUAUAGACCUUAGGAGUUGUAGAGGUAGGACCUGGAUAACAUAAGCUGCUUCUCAGAAAUAAGUUCUGGAUCCUGAUACAGUUUUCUGCCCACUGUCCCCUUAGUUGCCUUGAUCUUCAUUCUGGAAAAAAGUGCCCUUAUUUUGAGCCUGUCUGCUCCAUCUACCUCAGUGUUGUCUACACUGACUGGCAACAACUCUCCUUGGUUUCAGGCAGGGGGCAUUCCCAGCUCUACCUGGGAUUGACCCUCGUAACUUUGCCACUGAGCUCUGGUUGAUUCCUUGCACAGUUGCCUGGAACAUCAUGUGCAGAGAGUCAUGAUUAGAAGCAAAGAGGAGCCAACAGGGUCCUCUCAAGCUUAUAAGCUGGCUAAUGUGUAAAUGUGCUGAUAAGGCCUGUAAUUUCCCCUUUUCAGAAUGAUAGUGCUGGGAUCACUUUUUUUUACAACUAAAGCAUAGUUGUGAAAUACAAAGUUGGUGCUCAAAAUCUGGCCUUGAGCUUGCCACCUCACUUUGUCUCGUGAUACCAAAACUGAACUUAAGUUGUCCCAAUUCCCCAAAAGUCAUGACAUGUAAGGAAAAAUGGGUAGGGAGGGAAAAGAAAAAUGUGAACCUAGGCACUAGUUCUUUAAAGUUACAGUUCUUACUAAAACCAUGUAGCCUAACAUGUUUUAACUGUUUUGAAUUCUGAAUUUUACAUUGUUGUAAGCUGCCCUGGGAUCUGCUGGUGAAGGGUGGGCGCUUUAAUAAAUUAAAACGAACUGGAAUUUUCAGGGUGCAUAGGAGACUGAGCAUCUUUUAAAAGUAAUUGCCCUCAGGUAUGUUGAUGGAGGGCUCCUUUUGGCGGGUUUCAUUUCUUUCAUGCUAUGCCAUUGCUUACCCUCUUGAACGGGCCUUUAAAACUGAACCUGACCAAGCUCCCUUAAAAAUCCAGUUUUAUUUUCCUCCAGUUUGCACCUGCAGGGAGGAGAUUUAGCUCCUAAUCCCUCUCUUCACUCAAUGACUCAUUUGAUGUAAGAUCACACGACUGCUUUUUUUUUUUUAAUAAUCUGGUUUUUAAAAGGCCCUUCAGCUGCUGAAUUUUCGCCCACCAAAAUGAGAAGGGAUGAAAGCAUUGUGGGGGGGAUGUUUGGUUUCUUGUAUACAUCCGUGUGUGUGUGUUUGUGGUUGUUAUAAAGUGUGGGGACAGGUCCAAAUCAGCCUGCUGAUAUCACUCAUAACAUCAUCUGACGUUGUGGGAGGGCAGAGUUAAAUCCUGCAUGUGGCUAUCUCCCUGCUGGGAACUGGGGUGCACACAAAAGCAGGAUUAAACCCACCUGCUCAUCAACUGAUGGGCAAGGGUUGAAUCCUGUUCAGUUCAGCAGGAUUGCAUGCAGACCCCUUCCAGAUGCAGAAAGGGGGUUGCAUUGGAAACCCUGCUAAAGCUAGGGGGGAACCCCUUUGCUUUAGCAAUGUUUUGUGAGGUGCUUUGAGACCCCAAGGUUCAGCAAUGGCACAUCCAGGUAAAACUGGGAGAGAGACUCCCUGCCUGAAACCAUGGAGAGCCACUGCCAGCCCGUGUAGACAAUACUGAGAUUGAUGGACCCAGUGGUCUGCCUCGGAAUAAGGCAGAUUCCUGUAGGGAAGGAGAGGUCAAGUUUAGCAGAAGGUGAAUGGCAGAUCUUGGCUCCCACAGGAUCCCUUCCCAACCCCGAAACAUGUCUUGAAAGAAGUGAUCUAUUGUGGUGCAGUAGUUUCUCCAGUUAGCUACUGUGCUCAGGGGCCCCCAAAACAUUGGUGACCCCCCCCCGCCAGCUCAUCACACCCUUGGAUGAGCAAGCCAGCUGCACUGCGUUUGCAACUGACCUCUCAAAUAUGCUAGCUGACCCCCCCCCCCUUUAUUCUGACUUCUAAGCUAAAACAUUUUAAUAGGCCUUUUGGACUCUUUUUUCUUGGCUCCGAGGGCAGGAAGGAAGGCAGAACUGAAAGAAUUUCCUGCUCCUAUUUUGUUUAAAAAUAUGAAAGCCUUUUAUGACAAUACCCCCCGCUUACCUUUCUGUAACUCAUUGCAAAUAAUGUGGAUAACCAGCUUUACCGUAUUUUCUUGUCACGGUAACAACAUCACAUGCCAGCCUUGAUCUGGUUUGGUUUAGCUUUUAUGUGUUUGUUCCAAGAAGUUCUAUUUUGCUAUAUAGAUAAAGUUCAAUAAAAAUCCACUGUCUGUCUCUCGUUCCCUUUCCCUCUGAAGGCUAUUAGCUCGGGGUGGGGGGGUGGAAGAGAGGGGCUGCCAAGAUGGAACCAUGUAUAAUUGUGCAACGUUUUGGGUGGUGAUAUGGGUUUUGCCCCCACACUCUCUUCUUGCAUGUGCAACCAGUGUUUGCCCAUAAUUCUGGGUCUAGCUGGGGCUCCUUAAUGGAUAUGCAGGUGAUUUUCCAGAGACCUCCCCCUCAUUUGCCAAGUCCUUUGGUGCUUAUUGUGGCUUUUGUGCUAGCAUUGAUAUGCUGCUGCUGUUGAAAUAUAAAUGGUGGCUGCUUUUUGCCAAAACCCACCACAAACACAAAGAAUAGCAUCUUCCUUGCAUGUGGAAGGCCCCGGGUCUGAUCCCUGGCAUCUCCAGGUAGGGCUGGGAGACAUCCCUACCUGAGACCCAGGGAAGAUUGCUCCUCAAACUACAAAGGCCUGGAGCAAGAGCAGCAAACCAAACCUUGGAGAAAUGAACUUCGUUUGAUAGUCUUGGGGAACGACUCAUGGUUUCUGUAUCAGACUAGACUGUAGUUUGUAUGGAAAAAUGUGGGUGGUUUUCUUUUUCAUUUUUGUCAACAUUGCAGGCUUGUUCCUAUUUUGAAAAAGGAAACUUAGCAAAUAGUUCUCUUUUUCUCUUUUCUCUUUAAAUUUCUGUCCGAGAGAAAACAGACUGUUUUUUGUAAAUUGAGUAUACAUUGUGUGGGUAUUUUUGAAGCUAUAAAUUGAGUCAUGUCACAGCUUAUGUAAGAGCUGUUGCUGCUCACUGAAGUUUUCUAUCUCUGUGUUGAGUGAAAACUGAAUCAGAGCUGAAGGAAUUAGGGAUGUGUGUAUAUCUUCCUAUAUACAUAGAAAUAUAUGGUGUUGACACGCUUUGCAGCAUGGGGAAUAGCAAGCAGGCCCAGAUGAACUGUUCAGUGGAAGGGAGGAGGGAUUUGUGAAUUUGCAGCCCCGGAGGAUUUUAAAUGUGUGGGUUUUUUUAAUGGCUUUUCAGUGGCUCCGAUCAUUGUUACAGUUGGCAUCACUAACUCCCUGCACAGAGUGAUGUGUCAUCCUAAAAAUACUGUCGCCGUAGUAACAGUCACUGCAGCCUGCAGCCAUAGAGUAACAGCGGAUGAAAGGUGCUAAUCACAGUGAUGGAAGCUUGAUGGAACGUGCGACUCAUCCAAGAUGGCUAAGCCUUCUUUUCAGGGGUUUUUUCCCUCAGUGUCAAGGUGUUAGGAAAACAGAAACCAUACACACACAGUCUCGCAGGGGUAGUUCUGUCUCAAUCCAAACAGGUGUGCGUGUGUGAUUUGAAUCUUCCCGCCUGGAAAAAGCUAUCCCUCUUGGUAUGUGUGUUUGAAACUACUAGCUUUCCACAUGCAGGGAGGUUUCGACACACAGAUCCACCCCUUCCACAUGUGUGUCUAAAACAGUACAGUGGUACCUCGGGUUACAUACGCUUCAGGUUACAGACUCUGCUAACCCAGAAACAUUGUUCAGGUUAAGAACUUUGCUUCAAGAUGAGAACAGAAAUUGUGCUUCAGCGGCGCGGCAGCAGCAGGAGGCCCCAUUAGCUAAAGUGGUGCUUCAGGUUAAGUACAGUUUCAGGUUAAGUACGGACCUCCGGAACGAAUUAAGUACUUAGCCUGAGGUACCACUGUACACAUACACCUUUUACAUUUGAUUUGGCCUGUAUUGACUUCAGGGCGGAAGGAGCAAACCUAACUGCAGCAAGAUUUCUGUCUGGGUUGCUGCUCCACUUAAAAAUAACCUCCCUAAGCACCUCUGUUGCCUGCAGGGUAAUAAUAUUUCAUUAUUUGUUUUGGUGACUAAUGGGCACUUAAGCAGAGCUCCAGCAAGGCCCACAAUUGUCCCUUUAAUAGCUUGCUUUCAAUACACUGAGAUUCUGGACAGAAUCCACUUUAAAACCGCAGCUACCGCACCUGUAUUACCUAGCCCCAUUCCAAGCUCUCUCUUCAACAUCAGCCACGUAGCCAAAAUCGAUGGUAAUUAUUUAUACGGCCCCAUCAAAGUACAGGCCCAUUGGAAAAAUCUGGAUAUCUUUGCAUUGUAGAUCUAAGCGUUUAGGUCAGACUUCAAAAUGUCUUCUAAACUCUAAAACUCUGUGAUAAUCCUUUUAUGAGUUUCUGGUUUUGGAAGCAGAAUUCUCUUAAGUCGCAUUCACUUAGAGAAGAGGGGGAACCUCGGCCCUGGGGACCAAUAUAUCUGGCCUUAGCCUUGGUGGGAUAUGUCCUUGUUCUAAUCAUGCAGCUUGCUUGCCUGGAUGCAGAAUAGAGGGUGUGUGUUCACUAUUUUUGCUCUCCCCGCAUCUGCCUCUGGCCUUGCACACCACUGGUACGUGUCCUCCAGAAUGCUGCCCGGAAUGUGGCCCUAGGGUUGAAAAAGGCUCCCGUAUCCUUGACAUACACACCCACAGCCUUCUGAAACGCAUGGCCUGUCAGCUGCAGUUCUUGGCUGAGACGUGUUGCCCUCUCUUUGUGAAAUGGGCCUUGUGCUCAACAUGCAAAGAGCUUUGUGUGGUUUAUGCUGUUCACACCUAGCAAAACCCCAUGGUGAACUUCUCGCCUCUUCUCAUCCCCAUUGAAGCUCUCCGGGAGAGAUUGGGCAGCCACAAAGUGGCUAAUGCCUUUUUUGCUAAAAACACUCUUGUCCUUCUGCUGCGCUGUGAAAAAUUGAGGGAAUCCUUGGCUGAGGCAGAAGAGACUUUAACUGGGCCAAGACUUUUAAUCUUCCACCUGAUGUUUUCUAUGUGGUAUUAAAAAAAAAAGAUUUUAUUUUUAGGAUAGACACUUUUCUCCAGCAGCGGUGAAUUCAAACUGUCAAGGGGCUGAAUUCAGAGUGAUCCUGAAGUCCUCUUAAGGUUAACAUGCCACCUGUUGGUUGUGACUAACUUACCAUAUAGGAAGUGCUAGGAGUUGGCUAAAUGGGUGGGUAAUUUACCCUGUGAAUUUGGAGCCUGACACCCAUCCCCUAAGUGAUGUCCCUGAGGGCAUGGCUUCAAUAAUAUAAGCAUUAUAAAGCAAAUUCUGGUUGUCUUACCUUAAAAAAAAAAAGGAUAUAGAGUUGGAAAGGUUUCAGAAAAGGACAACAAAAAUAAUCAAGAGGAUGGCGCAACUCCCUUAUAAGGAGUGGUUGCAGCGUUUGGGAUUUUUUAGUUUAGAGAAAAGGUGACCAAAAGGUUACACGAAGGAAGUUUAUAGAAUUGCAUGUGGUAUGGAGAAAGUAGAUAGAGAAAAGUUUCUCUCCUCUUACAACAUUAGAACUCGUGGGCAUCCAAGGAAGAUGAAUGUUGGAAGAGUCAGAACAGAUAAAAGAAAGGACUUUUUCAUGCAGCACAUUGUUAAGCUGUGGAACUGACUCCCACAGGAGGCAUCGAUGGCCACCAACAUGGAAGGCUUUAAAAGAGGAUUAGACAAAUUCAUGGAGGAGAGGGCUAUUGAUUGCCAUUGCCCAUGAUAUCUGUGUUGUGGCUCCAUGGUUGGAGGUGAUAAUGCUUCUGAAUAGCAGUUGCUGGAGGUACAGGAAGGGAGAAUAUUAUUAAUGUGCUCAGAUUCUGUUUGUGGGCUUCCUAUUGGGGCAUCCAGGUGGUCACUGUGAGAAAAGGAUGCUGGACCAGAUGGGCCAUUAGCCUGAUCCAGAAAUCUCUUCUUAAGUUCUCAAGUGCGUAGGAUUCACCAUUAUGAAUAUGAGCAGGACCUCUCACCCCUGUUGGCACAAAACCAUCACAAGGCGACAAUAAGGGCAGAAAAUAGUUCCUUUAUGGGCAGUCCCAGAUCAGAAAUGUUAUCUCAGAAUUGCAACUCAAUGGAAAGCUGCCCAAAAUCUUACACUGGACACUUGGUGCCACUGACUCUGAAAUAUAGCUUAUAAUGGAGAAAAUUAGACAUAAUUUGAGGUUUUGACAAGGACUAGAACCUCCAAGCACUUCCUUCUAUAUCAUUUGGCAUUCCUUUAUUACAUAGACAGCGGAAGGAUAAUUUUCAAGAUGGCCUUCAUCAUCAGCCAAGCGAAUCUGUAACUACACUUGAUAAUCCAAUAGCACUAAUAUUCUUUAUAUGCGGAUAACAUGCAUCGUCACUUUUUCUCUCUCAUGACUUGGAUAUUGUUAUUUUAACCCCAUGCCAGUUUUAUAGUUGUUUUUCAUCUUUUAAUUUUCAUCCAUAGCUAUAACUUCUAUUUGUUUUAUGUAAGUUAAAAAAUGACUUAAGGGGGGGGGGGAUCUUUACCCAGAAAUAUUAUCUCAGGUGCCAAGCUGAGACUUCCAGCUGUUCCUGUUUCUGCUUUGUUUUGAUUUCCCCGUUUCUGGGAAGGAAUCAAAGAACAAACGUGCUCAGCAAAAGAGUUUUUGCUUGGAACAGCCUCCCAGAAAAUGAAGAGGAAAACCCCCAAGGCAAGCAGUGAGUUUUGCCAGUAUUGCGUGAUGCUUGGCUUUCUUAUUUUUCUAUUGCUCUGUUCAUUAACUUCUGUUUCCCCCUCCCUCUCUCUCUCUAUAUAUGAAUGGGCUGUGCAAAUUUUGCAAAAGGGGAAGGAAACGGAGUGAGCACUUUUUCCAUUCUGGGGCUUUUCCUCGCAGCCGGGGACCUCGUGAGGUUGAGCCUGCAUCAUAAUUGCCGAGUCAACUUUCCAUUCUUGCUUUCAAGUUCCUUGAUAACGGCCUUUGCCAACUAAGCAUUUGCCACUUCAGAGUGGCUGUAUUAAUAAGAACCUCCUUUUUAAUUUCAAUUUUUGCAACUCUAUCAAGAAAAGGAAGAAGCGUUGUCAGUGGACACUUGACAAUAAAAAAAUACCUAGUUGAUUCUGAUUUAUGCGUGUAAGUUAACACAGGCAGUCUGUAUGCCCAAAUAGGUGUCUAAAUGAGAUGGACAUUGUGUGUUCAAAUGUACAAAGGGCCACAGGAUCUUCAUAGCUCUAAUAGGUGGUGGGUGUUUAUCCUUCCAAACUUUAAAUAACUGUGAUCCUGAGCAUUGCGGGGGGGGGGGGGUUGGACUAGAUUAUUCUAAAUAUAAGUCUCUUUGAAACCAAUGGGGUUCAUAGAACUUUAUAAUUGGAAAGGACCCAAAGGGUCAUGUAGUCCAACCCCCUAAAGUGUACAAAUCUCAACUAAAGCAUCCAUGACAGAUGGCCAUCCAACUUCUGCUUAAAAACCUCCAUUGAAGGAGAGCCCAGAACCCUCCAAGGGAGGUUCCACUGUCAAACAGCUCUUACUGCCAGAAAGUUCUUCCUGAUGUUUAGUCAGAAUCUCUUUUCUUGUAACUUAAAGCCAUUGAUUCGAGUCCUACCCUCCAGAGCAGGAGAAAACAAGCGUGCUCCACCUUCCAUGUGACAACUCUUGAUAUCUGAUGGUGACUAUCAUAUCUCCUCUCAGUCUCCUCUUAUCCAGGCAAGACCCAACUGUUCCCCAUAAGGCUUGGUUUCCAGACCCUUGAUCAUCUUGGUCACCCUCCUCUGCAAACAUUCCUGCUUGUCAAUAUCCUUAAAUUGAGGUGCCCAGAACUGGACACAGUAUACCAGGUUUGGUCUGAGCAAGGCAGAAUCAAGUGCCUUCGCUUGAUCUAGACGCCUAGAAUAGCAUUUGCUCUAUUUGCUGCUGCUGCUGUUGACUCAGGUUCAGCUUGUGGUCCACCAAGACCCCAUAGAUCCUUCUCUCAUGUGCUGCUUCAAGACAGGUGUCCCUCCCCCCAUCCAGGUGUCAUGGGGUCCACUUUCAUUGUCCAUCUGUUGGUCCUCACACCACAAGUAUAAUUUAAGAAUGCUUGAACCUCCACAAAUAUCAAGGUUUUUUCCAAAAGUAAGUUAAUGUGAACGCUAAUUUCUGACCAGAAAGAAGAUACCACAGGACACAGGGACUAAUUGCCAGGGCUGUUGUUGAAAUAGGAACAUAAUAAGCUGUCCUCUACUGAGCCAUUGGUAUCCAUGUAACUCAGUGUUGUCUACACUGACUGGCAGCAGCUCUCCUGGGUUUCAGGCAGGGGUCUCUCUCAGUCCUAACUGGAGAUGCUGGGGAUUGAACCUGGGACCAUCUGCAUAUAAAAAACAGACACUCCACCUUUAAGUCAAAAUGGAGACAGCGACUUAAUGGGGAGCAUGUUCCUAUCUCAGACCUCUGGUGUGUACUGUAUUGUGAAGUCAUGGGUGAUUUGAAUCCAUAACUUUUGGAAUGCAGUCAGUUUAGACCAAUGUGAUUUGUUUACACAGUGUGGCUAUACAGGAAGCUUAUUCAGAUUUUGUUCUGGAACAUGUAAAACCAUUCAGAGAUAUUCAAGCUGUAUCACAAAACCUUAGUUGUCUUUUUCCCCUCUACAGUCUGUAUUGGAGAGAGGGAGGGAGAGGGUCGAUAAACACAAUGAGCUUCCCUUAGUGACGACUUCAUUUUGGUAACUGGGACCUGGCCCAAAGGGACUGGCAUUUGUCCAGAGGGUGGGGCCUGGCUUGUUGAUUCAGCUUGACACCCACCCACCCCAGAUGUCUGAUCACGUGUCUGUUUGUUUUUCCCUUUCCUGAACAUACAAAGGCAGAUUGCUGAUCUGAGUUAGAAAAACAAGAAGCAAGAUGGUCUAAGGGUUAGAGCAGAGCUUUCCAAACUGUGUGUCGCGACAAUGUUAGUGUUUUGGCUUCAGUGUGUAGGUGUGUCACAUGAAUGCUCCCCACGCUGCUCCCGGGGUUGGAAAGGGAUUAGUUUCAACCUCCGGUUUGCUAGUAAAACUGAAUUACUGUGUCACGAAAUGAUGCAUGUCUAAAAAGUAUGCCACCAACAUGAAAAGUUUGAAAAGCUCUGGGUUAGAGGUUCAGACCUGGAUGUGGGAAAGCUGGGUUCAGAUCUGCCCUGCUUAGCUGUGAAGUUCACUGAGUGACCUUGGACUGGUUACCAUCUCUCUCUCUCUCUCUCUCUCUCUCUCUCUCUCUCUCUCUCUCCCCCCCCCUCACACACAUACACACACACACACACACACACACACACACACCCUAACCUACCUCACAGUGUUUUUGUGGGGGUAGAAAUGGAGAACCAUGGAUGCCACCUGACUGUUUAGAGGAAAGGUGGGAUACAAAUGGAAUACAGUGGUACCUCGAAUUAUAGACACUUCAGGUUACAGACUCUGCUAACCCAGAAAUAGCUCGGGUUAAGAACUUUGCUUCAGGAUGAGAACAGAAAUCGUGCAGUGGCUGCAACAGCAGCGGGAGGCCCCAUUAGCUAAAGUGGUACCUCAGGUUAAGAACAGCUUCAGGUUAAGAACAGACCUCCGGAACGAAUUAAGUUCUUAACCCAAGGUACUACUGUAAUAAACUAGAAGUCCCCCAUGACAGUUUUUGAAGCCAGCAAGAAUUCCCUUUUGUCUCCUUCAUGUCUGUGACCCAUGGAGAUUUACGGCCUCCACGAUGGACAUUCACAGUUGGUGAAAUGAGGGUUGCACAAGCAGCCUGCAAAUUCCUUCCUUCCUUCCUUCCUUCCUUCCUUCCUUCCUUCCUUCCUUCCUUCCUUCCUUGUAUUUAUAGACCACCUUUCUUUCAAGGUUCUCAAAGUGGUGCACAUAGUUCUCCUCCUGCUCUUUUAAUCCUUAUAACAACCCUGUGAGGUAGGUCAGCCUGAGAGUGAGUGACUGGGCCAAGGUGAGCUGCCUGGCCGAGUGGGGAUUUGAACCCUGGUCUCCAGGUCCUAGUCACACACACUUAACCACUGUACCAAACUGUUGACGCCAGUGAUGAACCCGUGAGAUGCUCUGAUUUAUUGUACCUGCAGCCUUGAGAUAUUGGCUUAUGCUGGGCACUUUUACCACCCUUGACAGCGGGCAAAUCCUGGGUUUCUGAUGUCAAGAGGGGGAAGUGAUUGAGGCAAGAGCAGGUUUCAUUUUCAGGAGUAAAAGAUUAUGUCGUGGUGAGUUGGUUUGAGAGAGAUAGAGACCAUUUCCCAUCUGCCAACUCAUCUGCGUUCUGCAGCUUGUGAGUCAGAUUUUGUGUGGUCUCUUGUUUCUCUCGGUUACUCAUACUGUAUUCCAAAUCUCUCGGUUACUCAUACUGUAUUCCAAAUCUUCAGUUCACUCCUCCAGAUUUCCACAUCAAUUUGCGGUAUUAUUUUUAAAAGUCCUCAUUAAAACCCAGCAGCGUUUUUAUGAAAAUCACUUCUACCGUACACAUUUUUGUAUGCAAUUUUCUUCUGAUUACAGACAAUUUUGCAAAGCUUCAUUUCUUUCUUUCUUUCUUUCUUUCUUUCUUUCUUUCUUUCUUUGCAUUUAUAUUCCACAACUCCCCCCCGCCGCCGCCCCCAGGAGCGCAAGGUGGUUUACACAGUUCUUCACAUCUCCAUUUUACCCUCACAACAACUUUGUGAGGUAGGUUAGGCUCAUAGUGAGUAACUGGCCCAAGGUCAUAGGAUCAUAGAAUUGUAACCCUGAGAAUAAUCAUUCUAGACCAACUCCUUGCAAUGCAGGAAUAUGCAGCUGUCCCAUACAGGGACUGAACUUGCAACCUUGGUGUUAUCAGCACCACACUCUAGGCAUAGGCAACCUUUGGCCCUCCAGAUGUUUUGGACUACAAUUCCCAUCAUCCCUGACAUCUGGUCCUAUUAGCUAGGGAUCAUGGGAGUUGUAGGCCAAAACAUCUCUAACCAACUGGGCUAUAUUCACCCAAUGAAGAUCAGACUUUACAUUUCAAUUUUUACCUGUUUGGGAUUUGUAAUUAAGUAUCUUUGACUUUUAAAAUAUAUAUAAAGUGACUCCACAAACGCUGCUGUGUAUCUGUCAUAUUGUCAUUUGAUAAGGAUAUGGUCCGGACCCGGCUCAAGCUGACACCUGCUUUUGUGCCUUCUCUAGAGGAUAAGGGUUUUGUUUUUGUUUUUUGUUUGCCUUAAAUGAAAGGUUUGUAUGUUUUCUGUCUUGGCUUUCCAGGAAACUGCCCACCAUUCCCGUGGUUUUGGCUUCCUUCAACCUUCCUCCUGCUCCUCUGUCAAACAGCACUCAGGGAACAGUUUUGUAACUUUCCCUGCUGUGGGGCUGAUUCUUUUGCUAUAGAUGCAUACUCAGUUCCUCCUGAUGAGGUCUCCACCCCUCCUGUCAAGGGGUCAUUUUUACUUCACCUCACCACUACCACCUUCCAGGACCUAGUUGAGCUCAUACAGUCCUUUCCUGUCCAAGUCAUGAAUGUUUAUGUUGUUUGAGAGAUGCUGGCACCUGGGGCACUUCUGAGCAUGGGCAGAGUUCCUCCCUUAGGGAAACAUUUGCUUACUCCCACCUCUAAAGACAUGAGGGCGGAGUGUGCAUACACUGAGUUCAUUAUUAGGGAACAAACAUUUUUUAGUAAUUAAGUGGCCCUGUGGGGUCUCUCCCACUCUCAAGGCUGUAGCUCAGUGGUACAGCAUCAGCUUUGCAAACUUUUCAUGUUGGGUUCAGGUAGGUAGCCAUGUUGGUCUGUUUUAGUUGGGGAGGGGGGCGGAAUGUCCAGUAGCACCUUAGAGACCAACUAAGUUUCUUCUGGGUAUAAGCUUUUGUGUGCAUGCACACAAAAGCUUAUACCCAGAACAAACUUAGUUGGUCUCUAAGGUGCUACUGGACAUUUUUUUAUUUUUCAUGGUGGGGACACACUUUUUAGACAUGCUUCAUUUCGCGACACAGUAAUUCAGUUUUACUAGCAAACUGGAGGUUAAACUAACCCCUUCCCAGCCCCGGGGGUAGCGCAGGGAGCGUUCCUAUGACACACCUACACAGUGCAGCCGACACACUAACAUGCCGUGACACACAGUUUGGAGAGCUCUGCCGUAGAGAGCCGCUGCCAGUCAAUACUGAAGUGGACCAGGUGGUCUGAGUCGGUUGAAGGCAGUUUCCAAUUUCCCACUCCCCAAAAUCGCAUCAUUAUAAACUGGAGAGGUAACACUGGAAAAGUCCAUACACACAUACUUUCCCAGUUUUAUGUUCUGUUGAGGCAUGCAUGUAAUUCAUGCAGGAGGAGGGAAAGAAUGGAGCAUCCUGGAAGAGGGUGCGCUGUCUGGCUGGCACCCUGAACGUGAGCUCUCAAUGCUGCAACUAUUUGUUGCAGAUUCCACUUCUGUGCUGUGAUUUCUUCUUCUUCUAAAUUUACAAAAACUAAGCACAACACUUACGUUUGUAUGAAUACAUCAAAUAUAAAGACAGAGUGGGAGUGACAGUUUGAUUACAUUUAAUGGCAUUCAUAUAAGAAAGGAUAUUGUUUGAUAUAUUUGACAUAACCAUUAAGAUAUUUAUUCAAAAAGUUUGCUGAUUAUCUGUUAAAGAGUGAGGUUUUAUAAUGGAAAGAGAACAAAUUUAUUGUGGGGGGAGUCAUAUAGUUCUCAUAAUAAACAGCUAUAACUAUAUGUCUAUAAACAAAGCGCUGAAAAAAAUAUAACAAUCUUAUCAUUCCACUAAUUUAUAAAUAAAGUCACUUUUUCCAGUGCACUUAAUAUCUCAUGUGUUUUGCUGCUUUCUAAAAUGUUAUGUAAACUUUGUAAGAUGUGCAGCUUCCUGUUGUUGUUGUCGUUGUUGUUUUAAAAAUGCUAUUUGAUUGUUUUCCAGUUAUUUUGCAGUGAUUUUUGCAGGCAUAAUCUUGUGGUGAUUGGUAAACUUAGAUCAAGUUGUAGAUUAAGUUCUUAAUAACAAUAGCAAGCUCUGAUGCCGAAUUGUGACAGCUCUGUUUCCAAAAUGGAGCAAGGAAGAAAUAUGAGGAAGGUGUGUGGCAUGCUCCUGGGAAAUCUCAAGGCUUGCAGAAGUACAAUAACAUACCUUGAGGGAAACCCCCUCACACACAAAAACAGCCCAAUGAGAACUGAGUAUUCUCAGUAACCACAAAAUGCUGUUUGUCCGAGGGGAAGGGGACACAGAGAAAAUUGAGUGGUGAGUAAAGGUAGAACAAGGUAUCCAGGAAAAGGGCAUGGUUGAUUAGUUAGAAAUCUAUCUGAACAAUUCACACAGCAACAGUUUAUUGUAACCCUUGCUUUUGUGACAUGUAACCCCAACCCCUGUUAAGUGGCAGUACACCAUUCGCAACCAGCUUCCACAAAUGAAAAGCCUCCAUGCGAAACUUCUUCGCAACCUGGCACAUUGAGAACAUGCAAAUGAUUUUUUAAUUUUUAUUUUUUUAAUUGUAAUGAAAUUUAUACACUGCUUGAUGGUAAAAAAAUAAUAAUCAUCGUCACUGCAACAGUUUACCAAAAAAAGAUAGAACAAUAAAAUUACCAAUUAGCAACAAUAAUGUAAGACUUCUUAAACAUUAAAAUAACAAUAACCUAAAACAGUAUCCGAAGAAGUGUGUAUACACACGAAAGCUCAUACCUAGAAGGCUUUUACUUAGUUCGUCUUUAAGGUGCUACUGGAACAUAUAUAUAUAUAUAUAUAUAUAUAUAUAUAUAUAUAUAUAUAUAUAUAAUAUGUGGAUAGGCUCAUAUAAACAAAGGUGUUUUAAGCAGCUGCCAGAAAGAGUACAGUGAAGGCACUUGCCUGAUGUCAAUAGGCAGGGAGUUCCAAAGUGUAUUUUUUCCCCCAGUGCAUGAACCCAGACACUUAUCUGUUAAAAGAGCAUUUAGUGGUGCCUACCACAGUUUUCUUAUAUUUCCAAACGUUCUCCCAAUCCCUGAAUGUUGCCCCCAGCUCUGUUCUGGUUUGAGAUUCAAUGGCAGCGAAUAGAUGUAAAACAUUAAAAAAUGUGGGCAUGUCAAAAGCUGUAGCCCCUGUACCGCAGGAUUUUUUGGGCUCUUGCGAUCUGGACGUUCUCUUGAAAUAUGGCCGCCUUUUGGCUGGGGAGCCUUGAGAUGAAGAAAACAGCUAAUCCAGGCAUAGGCAAACUCCUGCCCUCCAGAUGUUUGGGACUACAAUUCCCAUAAUCCCUAGCUAAUAAGACUAGUGGUCAGGGAUGAUGGAAAUUGUAGUCCCAAACAUCUGGAGGGCCGGAGUUUGCCUCUGCCUGAGCUAAUCCCUUUUGGGCUGCCAUUUUGUACCCAUGAAGCUGAUGAAAACAGUGCAUACGUUUUAUUUGCUAGGCCCAUUUGCCCAUCUCUUUGUGUUUCUUCGAUCCCUUUGCAGAGCUCCACUCAGGAGAUCGGAGAAGAGGUGGAAGAUGGCGUGAUCUAUAGCAUUUCGCUCCGGAAAGUCCAGCUCCACCACACAGCCAACAAGGGGCAGCGAUGGCUGGGGGUAAGUGAAGGCUUCCAACCUUUCGUAAGAACAGACAGGGCACUGUGGCCGAAAGUGACUUUUUAAUGAGCUUGCAGGUCGCUAGUUCUGAUGUCACCUCAGAACCUGUGCAACUUCCUGUCUCUGGUGUGGAGGCAACUAAAGUCGCCAGCCUUACAGGGCUGUUCUGAGUGUUGGACCAGUGGAACAGGACUGUCCUUUGCUAGAGGCAUGUAAGCAGAGGCCUUGCCUCUCAGAUAAUACAUGGAAGUUGGACCUGAGAUGCACUUAUCCCUGUGCAACAUCUGGAGGGGUUAUGUCUCUCCCCCCCACCUUCACAGCUCAAUAAUAAUAAUAAUAAUAAUAAUAAUAAUAAUAUAUUUUUUAAUUUAUACCCCGCCCUCCCCAGCCAAGACCGGGCUCAGGGCGGCUAACAACCAAUAAUAAAAACAAGUUGAUUAAAAUACAAUUUAAAAAGAUUAAAAUACAACAUUAAAACAUUAGGAUGCAGCCUCUUCACAGGAGGAGAAAGGAAAAAGAAAGAGGGGAAGGGAAUCAAACUGAUUCUAAGCCAAAGGCCAGGUGGAACAACUCUGUCUUACAGCCCCUGUGGAAAGAAAUCAGAUCCCGCAGGGCCCUGGUCUCAUGAGUCAGAGCGUUCCACCAGGCCGGAGCCAGAGUUGAAAAGCCCUGGCUCUGGUUGAGGAUAAUCUAACUUCCUUAAGGCCCAGGACCUCUAGGGUGUUGCUAUAUAUGGACCUUAGGGUCCUCCGUGGGGCAUACCGGGAGAGGCGGUCCCGUAGGUACGAGGGUCCUAGGCCAUGAAGGGCUUUAAAGGUCAAAAGCAGCACCUUAAAUCUGACCCUGUAUUCCACCGGGAGCCAGUGCAGCUGGAAAAGCACUAGAACGGCAUCCACAACUCCCCUUGAAGCAGCGGCUCAUGUAAUUCUCUGUCCCUUUCACAGUUUGAGAACGAGUCGGCCUUAAACCUGUACGAGACUUGUAAGGUGCGGACCAUCAAAGCCGGGACCCUGGAGAAGCUGGUGCAAUACCUCGUCUCUGCAUUCAAAGGCAAUGAUUCCACCUACGUCACCAUCUUCCUCUGUACAUACCGUGCCUUUGCCACGACCAAGCAGGUCCUGGACCUCCUUCUGAACAGGUAAUCUUCUGCCUUCUCUCUCCUUGUGGGGCUCUGUGGGGUAAGACACCAGUUCCUGAGUCCAAGCUGCUGUCGGGAAGAGCAGUCAGUGGUGUAGCAUGGUAGUCGCUGUGGACUCCUCCAGAUACCUAAAACAUCUCCUCCUCUACUACAGUGUGGCAUAGUGGUUAGAAUGUCAGCCUAGGACCUUGGGGGAGCCAGAGUCCAAAUUCCUAUGGAGUCAUGAAGCUCAAUGGAGUGGCCUUGGGCCAGUCACUCACUCUCAGCCCAACCUACCUCACAGGGUUGUUGUGAGGGUAAAAUAGGAAGGUGAGAGUACCAUGUACACCACCUUGUGCUUCUGGGAGGAAAAAGUGAGUUAUAAAUGCAAUAAUAGUAAUAGUCAGCCAAUCACUGCAUUCUGCAAGAGAAGGCAUUCUGUAGACACCAUCCUACCAGAAGGCCUGUCCAUCAAAAUUAGGCCAUUAGUGGGGUGACACUGAGCCUUUGGAACCCCAUUUCAUUGCAUAUCAGACAAGUGCCUUUCCUACUGCCUUUUCGGCACCUGCUGACGAUGAAAGCCUUCCAAAAUCUUGAACCCCACUGGAUUGAUUUUUAUGGAUGAGCCAUGGUUUUAAACCAUUUUUAUAUUCAUAAUUGCUUUUUUGGUAAAUCACUUCUGAAGGAGGAGGAGCAAUUCAUUGGUGAAAUAAACAGUGAUUGAUAAAAAUGGCAGUUAUUGCCUCAAAAAGGUUAUUCUGAAAGCCCUGUACAAAAUCCACCACGGAUGAGGAUGAGAAUCUUUAUUCUUUUUUUACCCAAUACAAUGUUGUUUUAUUCUAAAUUCCUUUGUGAGACAGCUCAUGGGGUGUGAUUCAUAAAUGAAAUGAAACAAUUAUACAAUUUCCAUCAUGCCUGACCAUGCUGGUAGUCAGAACUGUUUUGGGGGCAAGUGGGCUUCCAGUAAUCCCUGAAACGCAUAUGUGUGCAUUGCAAAGAUUUGAUUGGCUUUCCCUGGUCCUCUAGAUAUGGCAAACUGCACCUCCAGGUCAACGGAGACCACCCCAGACAUGCAGUGGACGAGAGGCUGGAGCUGAAAAAGUAAGUGUCUGGCCUGUGAGUGAUGGCACAGGGGGUAGUCAAGGUAGUACUCCCCAGACGUCCUUGGACCUCAAUUCCCAUCAUUCCCUCCCCGUUGAACAAACCAGUAGGGGCUGAUGGGAGUUGUAGUCCAACAACACCUGGAGGCCACCAUCUUGGAUACCUUAGCAGGGAUGGAGUGCUGGGCAACUUCCUCAGAUUUCUAACCAGCAUGGCAAUAUUUUGUGUGCAUGCGAGAGAGACACAGUAAAAGAUUCAGAAGUGGUUUACCCCAGAACAGGGGUGAAGAACCCUUCUUCAGCCUGGAUUCUGGGCAUGGAAGUGGGGAUGAAGAUUGGAUCCAGCCAGAGGGCCACAGAUCCUCAACUUCCCAUCCCCCCUCCCCCCGCUGGGGCUGCCCACCUGUCAGUCACCUGAUAUCACCCCGAUGUCAGAUGCCCAUGUGGACAAUCAGCGACCAUUGCCUCCUUUGGCUCAGCUGCAGAGUUAUCUGCCCCCGUACCUGGGGUGUCACAUACAUAGGGAAUGGGACUUAGUCAAAAGGGGUGGAGCAAUUAGGUCCAUGGGCCGAAGGAUCCCCACCCCUCAAGGCUAAAGGUCAACCCCCCCCCCCUUUGGGUGCAAUGCAACCCUCUGAAACGCCCAUUGGCCUGGCUUGUGGAGGAAGCCCAACUUCUUAUUCUUCCUCCUCCUCCUCAGCACCAUCUCGUCCAUCCUGGGUGCCUGGCUGGAUCAGUACUCCGAAGACUUCCGCAAGCCUCCGGACUACGCCUGCCUGAAGCAGCUGAUAAUUUAUGUGCGGCUCAACAUCCCAGGCUCAGACCUGGAGCGGAGAGCCCGCAUCCUCUUCACGCAGUUCCAGCAGCAGGAGCGGGCCGAGGUGGAGGCGGAAGGUGAGCAGGGCUUCUCUCUCUCUCUCUUUCUCUCUCUCAGCUUAGCCUACCUCACAGGGUUGUUGUGGAGAUAAGAUAGCAAGCAGGAGUGGGUGGGGCAGCCUGCCUGAGCUCCAUAGGCAAGAAAGGCCAGAUUAAGAUUAAGCAGCUGCAUUCCAGUGCAUUGGCCGGUCAUUCCACAUACCCCAGGGCUGCUAACUCUGACUGGCAGCAGCUCUGUAAGGUCACAGGCAGGCAGAGAGGAUUCUCCCCCACCACCCCAAUUCCGUUUAUCUGGAUAUCCCGAGGACUGGACUUGGAGCGUUGCAGAUGCAAGACUUUUGCCCUACAGUUGAGCGAUGGUCCCCUUCCAUCAUACAGGCCAAACUUCACCAACCUGGUGCCCUCCAGAGAUUUUGGACUACAGCUAUAGUCCAAAAUGGCUAUUGGUGGUUGGGGUGGGUGGGACAUGUGCAGGCAACCCUUGAUUUGUUCAGGGGUUGCAUUCCAGGACAUCAUGGAGCACACAUAAGCUCAUUACACCCCUGUUGUGGCUGGUCCAAAAAUGGGCCAUGCAUACAUAGUCACACAUUCUUUGAACACAUGCAAAAUCAGGGGUGCCUAUAGUCUCUAGUUUGACUGGCAGCAGCUGCCUCCAGGCCUUCAGCUUUGAAGAUGGUCUCAGCCUGACUCCACGAGACCCUUUUAGCUGGAGAUGCCAAUGAUUGAAUUCUUCCUGUAAAGGGUGUUCUCUGCCACUUCCUUUUAUAGCCCCUCUGAUCUGUGCUUAGAUUGGGCUGGGGGUCGGGGAGUGAUGGAAGAUGCCCUGUCCUCUGCUGGCCUUCCAGCCAGUUGCUCCAUGCCUUGACUCUGUCCCCUUGUCUCUCCCAGCUGUGGACCAUGCCAGCUGCACCCUGCGGCUAGAAGAGGAGAAUGGGCUAGGAGAAGGCAAGCUAGAUUUCCUCUCUUUCUCGCCGGAGAUGGUGGCCGAACAAUUCACACUAAUGGAUGCCGUGAGUGUCUGAUUCAGCCCGGGCGUGCUUUCUGUGACAAUCCGCACCCACCCUCUCUCUUACAUAAGAUUUUAGGUAAAGGUAAAGGGACCCCCUGACCAUUAGGUCCAGACGUAGCCAACUCUGGGGUUGCGGCGCUCAUCUCGCCUUAUUGGCCGAGGGAGCCGGCGUGCAGCUUCCGGGUCAUGUGGCCAGCAUGACUAAGCCGCUUCUGGCGAACCAGAGCAGCGCACGGAAACGCCGUUUACCUUCCCGCUGGAGCGGUACCUAUUUACCUACUCACACUUUGACGUGCUUUCGAACUGCUAGGUUGGCAGGAGCAGGGGCCGAGCAACGGGAGCUCACCCUGUCGCAGGGAUUCGAACUUCCAACUUUCUGAUCAGCAAGUCCUAGGCUCUGUGGUUUAACCCACAGCGCCACCCGCGUCCCCACAUAAGAUAUUACUCUGAGUUAGAUUGCUGCAUGGGGCUGGCCUUGAAGACUUUUUUUGGAAACUGCAACUAACGCAGAGUUCAGCAGCCAGAUUUCCCACUAGGACUAGAUGGAAUGAGCAUAUGACAUGGAUGCCGACCUGGCUGCACUGGCUAUCAGUUUCUUCCAGUUUCAAUUCAGUUUUGGCUCAUAAAGCCUUAGGCAGCUUAGCCAUGCCUCUGGGUACCAGUCUCUGGAAACCGCAGGAGAGGAGAAUGCUGUUGUGCUCAGGUCACCCUUGUGGACAUCUGGCUAGUCGCUGUGUGAAAAAGAUGCUGGACAAGAUGCAUCCAGUAGGAUGUUCUAAUGUGCUUAUGUUCCUCCUCCUCCAAAACCCUUGGAAAUGACAUUAAAUUUCCAAAUACAGUCAUACCUCAGGUUGCAGACGCUUCAGGUUGUGCGUUUUUUGGUUGCGCACCAUGCCGAACCUGGAAGUACCGGAACGGGUUACUGCCGGGUUUUGGCGCAUGCGCAGACGCACUAAAUCACGCUUUGUGCAUGCACAGAAGCGCCAAAUCGCAACCCACACGUGCGCAGAUGCGGCGCUGCAGGUUGCGAACGUGCCUCCUGCACGGAUCACAUUCGCAACCCGAGCGUCCACUGUAAAUGAAUGACAUCUUGCCCUCUUCAAGCCACCAUCCUUUCUUUUCCUGAUCCUUGUCUUAAUGCCUCUCUGUUGCAGGAGCUUUUCAAAAAGGUGGUUCCCUAUCACUGCCUUGGCUGCAUCUGGUCCCAGCGGGACAAGAAAGGCAAGGAGCACUUGGCCCCCACCAUCCGGGCGACCGUCUCCCAGUUUAACCGUGUCACCAACUGCAUCAUUUCAACUUGCCUUGGGGACCGGGCCCUGAAGCCACAGCAAAGAGCCAAGGUGGUGGACCACUGGAUUCAAGUAGCUCGGGUAGGUUGCUUGGCUGUAGACCCCUCCAAAAAUAUAAAUAAAUAGUAUUGUGGUUUGAGAUGGGACUCAAUCCAAAGUAUGUUUUGGAAUGAGGCAUUUCAAGAACAUGGGUGGUUGUUGUUGUUUUUUUUGGGGGGGGGGUUCCUUUCAAUCAAGUUUCUAGCCCUCACCACAGUAGACAGUGACUGCCACCAACUUGGGUGGCUUUAAAAGAGGAUUAGGCAGAUUCGUGGAGGAGAAGGGCUACCAACAGCUACUAGCCACAAUGGCUGUGCUCUGCUUCCACUGCCAAGAGGCAGGAUGCCUCUGAACUCCAGUUGCUGAGCAUCACAAGCAAGUCCUGCUCUUAGGCUUCUCAACAGGGUACCUAGUUGGCCAGUGUGAGAACAGGAUGCUGGACCACUGGCCUGAUCCAGAAAGCUCUUCUUACAUUUUUACGUUCUUCGCUACUAACACUGCUAUUAAGAGCAGCAAAACUCAACAUAGGCAACAAGUUUUUAGUUUGUUGCUUACCUAUAACCGGGGAGUUUUAAUUUGCAUUUCCUUUUGACUGCAACAUUUGGGUCACCUAAAUGCAAAUCUCUUUCUCUUUCUCUUUCUCUCUCUCUCUCUCUCUCUCUCUCUCUCUCACACACACACACACACACACACACACACACACAUAUAUAUAUGUAUAUGCCACAGAACUUAAUCCAUUCCAGGAAAUUAAGAUAGCAGUUCAAAUGCUGGGCAGAGGAUCCAGGAAACAACUGCCUAAUCCUUAACCCACAAUAAGGGGUUUUUUAACCUCUGCGUGUGUAUCGCCUCUUUCUAGCUCCUUCUAACGCCCACUGUUUUUCCUUGUGCUCCUCCAGGAAUGCCGGAUCCUAAAGAAUUUCUCUUCCCUCCGGGCCAUUCUCUCUGCCCUGCAAUGCAACGCUGUUCACAGGUUGAAGAAGACAUGGGAUGAGGUCUCCCGGUGAGUAGGGUAUGAAGGAAGAAUUUGGGUGCAGGGGGAGAAAGUGCAUGCAAGGCAGAUCCCUCUUGGGUGUCAGCACCACCAAGUCUUCCAUCUCAGAUCUUGCCUCUGCUACACAUUCACUGGGCGGUUGCAGGCAAGGCAACUGUUAUUUCAAACUCAUACCUGCAGCAAAGGGAUAAUAGCAUCGGCUUGCUUCACAAUGGGAUGGCUGUUGUAAGGAUUUCUGAAAUCCAUGCAUAUCGAAGUGCUUCCUGUGAAGCAUCUUGAAGCAAAUCCACAAUACGGUGGUGUCUAUAAAAAACAGUGACAUGGAAAAUGUAGGAAGCUGUCUGAUACUGAGUUGGAACAGAUCCAUCUAGUUCAGUGUUGUCUACACUGACUGGCAGCAGCUCACUGGAGUGUCGCAUUAGGGUUCUUUCCCAGCCCUACCUGGAGAUGCCAUUGGGGGUUGAACCUGGGACUUGCUGCAUGCAGAGCAGGUGCUCUGUAACCGAGCUUCCUGUAAUUGACUAGAGCAAUCAUGGACUUGUGAAAUUGUGGAGUUGGAAGGGAUCCCAAGGGUCAUUUAGACGAACCCGCUGCAAUGCAGUACUGUAUUGUGUUAUGUAAAAGUGAUUUAAAACAUUACGUAUAUAAAAUACAGUUAAAGCAAUGGCAUAUGUAAAAAUGUUUUCGAAACCAAUAUAGAUACUAAAUGGGAUAGAAAUCUCCAGUUGAGAAGACUUGUUGAAAGCAGAAGUACCUUGUUUUAGUGAUACCCUUGUUCCCUCUUGACAGAGAAAGCUUCCGCACUUUCCACGAGCUGUCAGAAAUCUUCUCAGAUGAGAACAACCAUUCCUUGAGUCGGGAGCUUCUCAUUAAGGUAAGAUGCCUGCUUUUAAAAUACAGUGGUACCUCUGGUUACAGACGCUUCAGGUUACAGACUCCGCUAACCCAGGAAUAGUACCUCGGGUUGAGAACUUUACCUCAGGAUGAGAACAGAAAUCAUGUGGUGGCAGCGGGAGGCCCCAUUAGCUAAAGUGGUGCCUCAGGUUAAGAACAGUUUCAGGUUAAGAACGGACCUCCAGAACGAAUUAAGUUCUUAACCCGAGGUACCACUGUACCUGCUAAUAAUAAAAAGUAAAGAAAUCUGCAAGACACAUGUGCUUGAUCGGUUUGGUCCCACUGAUGCCUGAAAGCUUUCUUUCAUUUGCCCUGGGCAGGAAUGUUGUGAAGUGGCUGAUCGAUGAGAACUGUUACCCGUUUUGGGGUGAAGUCAGGUGGAAGAUUUUAUUGGGUGACAGGCAUUCAUUUGGAAUAUGCUUUUCUUUGCUGGGGCUGUGCAAGAAAUGAUGUCUACAGCUUCACCCUAGAAUCCUCCUAUGUGCAGCACUGAUUGGUCAGUGUCUGUGCUGUUGGCAUUUGACUGUUUGCUUUAUACAUCCGUUGUCAUGGAAGUUGCUAAGUGAGACUCCCACCCUCUUUCUAUUACUCCUUUCCUCACCUUUGGAGAUGUUUUACUUUGGCAACCACUCCUCAGGGGUUUUCCCCCUCUACCAAUUAAUGGAUUCUGCAGCUGGAUUCUGCAAAGACACAGCAAAGUUGUCUCUUAGAGGAUCUGAAAGGAUUUUUCUAAAGAGGUAGGCCGAAAAUCACCACUCAGUUCUGUGGUCCAUUUAGCCUCCGUGAAAGUGGAGUGGUUGUGUGAUUUCUCCUCUCUCUCUGGCCAGCUUGGAGAUAGAUCACAAGUAAUGGCGUAACUAGCCGCUUGGGUGCCCAGGGUGGCACACAUGCCCUGCCCUGGGGGCAGAGCGAGCUGCCCAUGGGGCUGGGCGAGCCAGGGCAGAGCGCACUGCGCAAAGCCUCUCCGCCGCCUCCCCCUCAGCUGUAGGGCGGCUAGGGGAGAGGCAGUGGGCAAACGCAAGCCCCACACUACUGUUUCAGGCAGCGCAGAACCUGCAGGCACCCAAGCCGUCAUGUCACUCCCGGGAGAGACGCAUGGCUCAGGCAUGCUUUAGGCCCCGCGGUAAGUGCCGGCCCCCGCAGUGUGGCGCCCAGUGCCAGCUACAUUUAGUUGCGUUUGUUGACUGAACUAAAAAGUUUCGUGAGCCCAAUUUUUAUUUGUUUAUUUUAAAAACUCAUAUUUUUGCCAUUUUGUCAAACCCACCCCCCUCAGUGAUGACACCCGGAGCGGCCUGCACCCACUGCACCCCUCUUCCUACGCCACUGGUCACAAGGUAGAUGAGGAUUUCUUGGGAGAAAUCCCUGGGUUGUUUGAAGUAGAUUAGCAAAGAUAUCAGAUAAAAAGACAGUUGUAUAAAAAGAUUAGCAAAGAUAUCUGAGUGUCUCAGAUUAGGGCCUGGGAGACCAGGGUUCAAAUCCUCCCCACUCAGUCACGAAGCAACCUGAGUGUGACCUUGGGCAAGCUUCAAGGAAUAACUCUCAGUAAAUAAUGGAUGGCUUUUAACUCCCCAGCAUAAUGCUCAGCAAAACAGUUAUCUUUAAAACUCACAAUAACUUGGUGCAAACAAAUCAGGAUGAAGGCUUAAGAAACAGGAUGUCUGGAAGUGACCUGAGAACCAGAAACCUUUUGUUGAUCUACUGUAAAUCCAGAGAGAGAUCUUCCCAUCCCCCUCUUCUGCUAGGGAAUGGGUUGUGCAGCAAACCGGGCAGAGGCAGCUGUUUUUAGAUUCUUCUCUGCUUGGCUUGGGCACCUCCUGGGCUCAGCUGCUAAGGAGUCCCCUUGUGAGGAUGAUGAGGGUGAGAGAUAAGUACCAGGGAGGAGAAAAUCAUAGAAUCGUAAAGUUGGGAGGGACCACGAGAGUCAUCUAGUCCAACCCCCUGCAAUGCAGGAAUCUUUUGCGCAAUGUGCAGCUCAAACCCAUGAUCCUGAGUUAUCAUCUGGUUCUGGACUGAUUGAGUCAUCCCAGAGGGAUUCCCUUUUCUUAUCAGCAGACUUGCAAUCAAAGCUUUCCCAGAAUUACUGCUCAUCCAUCUAAGCGAUGGGCGGGGUUUGCGACCCGGAGCCUGGGUGACACCCCACCUUGUAGUCAGUUUUUAAAUGCUCUCUUGCUUCCAUGAUUCUAUUAACCCAGGAUUCCUGCAGACGAUCAGUUGAUUCUGGCUUUUCUUGAACAGAGUUUCUUCAGAGCGUAGAUCAUAAUCUGGCCUCUACUGACCAUUUGCUCUGAUUUAAUGGUGGUGUUCUUACACGAAAGUGAGCAUUAAUCUGCUUGCACUGUGUGACUACGCAUCUUAGAAUCAUAGAAUUUUAGAGCUUAAAGGGUCAUCUAGUCAUACCCCCUUUAAUCAGUCAUCCACAUUUUUCAAAGCAUUUCCCCAUCACUUCCCUAACUGCAGAAAGCCUGAUUCUUCAAGCCUACUUUAAACGUGCAUGAACAAUACAAUUGCACAUAUAAAAACUGUUGCAUAGGAAAUAUAGGAGGCUGCUUGAUACUGGUUGUAAGUCGGACCGUUGAUCUGUCAAGCUCAGUAUUUCCUAGGCUGACCGUCAGCAGCUCCCCAGGGGUUAAAGCAGGAAGCCUUUCUACCAGGACUGUCCAACUUUUCAUACUGGGUGGGCGGCAAUACUAUUUUGACAUGGGGGUACCUAGGCCAAAAUUUGAUGCCCCCAGCCCUUGCGCUGCCUUCUCCAAACCAGCACCUUGCUUACCUAGCUUUGGGAAGGCAGCGCAAGGAGGGUUUUUUUGGGGGGGGGAGUGUUAAAUGUUGCCAAGAGCUUCCAGAAAAGGUUUUGAGGUCCACCUGUGGCCCUUGGCUGUGCAUUGGGCCGCACUAGCACUACCUGGAGAUACCAUUGGGGACUGAACCUAAUGCACCCACAGCAUAUGCUGUAGCACUGAGGUAUGGCUCUUCCCCUAAAAAUGAACUAAGAUUCUAGUCCUCGUGUUUCUGAAUAAGAGGUUGAAAUAAAUAAGAAGCUGUCUUCUACUGAGUCAGAUCCUCAUUAUACGGAGUUAAAUGCUCAGUCCAUCUUGCUCAGUAUUGUCUACACUGACUGGCAGCAGUUCUCCUGGGUUUCAUGCAGGGGGGCAUGGUCUUUUCCAGGCCUACCUGGAGAUGCCACCAGGGACUGAGCUUUGGCCCUCCUGCCACUCUGGUUUAUUGAUGAUUACUGCAGUCAUCUCAAAAGAAAGCUGUACACCCAGACUCUCAUAUUAAUGGUUCCCUGUCUCUCUUUCCUUGGCAAUGCAGGAGGGGACGUCCAAGUUCGCCACCCUAGAGAUUAACCCAAAGAGGGCUCAGAAACGGCAGCAGCAGCAGCGGGAGAUGGUGAGUCAAAUAUGGUGUUUUAUAGGACACUGCUUUCUACCAGAGAGGCUGUGUGUUGUAGUGGUUAAGGUGCUAGACUAGGACUUGGGAGGUCAGGAUUCAAAUCCUCACUGGAAUCUCACUGCGUAGCCUCAGGCCAGCCUAACCCACCUCACAUGGUUGUUGUGUGGGUAGAACAGGAAGAGAACUAUGUAUGCCACCUUGAGCUACUUGGAGGAAAGUUGGGAUAUAAAUGCAAUAAAGAAAUACCAAGCCAGAUUCAUCAGUCUGGGCUAUUUGGAGAUAGCAGCAGACUUUCAGAUUCUUGGUUAGAGAAAUAGGUUUUUCAUUUCACCUUCUCGCUUGAUCCUUCUAAGCCAGGGGUAAGGAACCUCUGUGGUCCUCCAGGACUCAAACUCCCAUCAGCCCUUGCUGCUAGCACUGGCCAAUAAUCAAGGAUGAUGGGAGUUGUAGUCCAGCAAUGUCUGGAGGGCUAGGGGCCUGCUGAUCUAAAUUGCAGCAUUCCUUUAUGCUAGCAAGAGAUGGAAGGCUGCCCCUAUAAUGAGAGUGGAGGGAAUACCUCUUCCUAGAUCAAGCCCAGGGGACCUUGGUGCACUCCAUAUUUUGUGGAACCUUUGGUCCUGGUGUGUCUCAGCGAUCUUAACCCCUGGGCUCCUGUUACAGGGCGUGAUGCAAGGCACCAUCCCUUACCUGGGCACCUUCCUCACUGACUUAGUGAUGCUGGACACAGCCAUGAAGGACUACGUGGAUGUAAGUAUCACCAAGCCUUCCCCCCCCCCACUCUCUCUUUCAAGCAAACUAAUCUUUCCUUUGCCACAUUCCCUGUUGCGCUCAUUUUUUUCCUGUAAAGAAAUAGCACACCACUGCUUAAUGUUUCCAUGAUGGAACCUUAUAAGGUCUCCCUAAGAGUCUCAGAUGAGCAGAUAUUUUUACCUGUAGUCACAUUGCCCCCUGGUGGACAUUUGUUGCUUCCUACAGCUUUUAAAAGGGUGCCUAAAUGCAUUUUUUUGUUAUUGGGAAACCAUUUCAACUGCAAGCCUAAACAGCAACACCAAAACGAGAGCAGUCCCUGCUCAUGAGGGGUGUAUAGUUGAAAAUCUGAAAUGCAAGUGCCAUUGAGAAAUGAGUCUUGUGGUUUUCUCCAUCACCUCUGACCAUUACACAAUGCUGCCUGGGCCUGAUGGGACUCCAGCAACAUUUGGAGGGCCAUAGGUUCCUCACCUCUGUUAAACAUAGUACAGCAAAGGCUUGUGGCUCAUUGGUAGGGCAUCUGCUUUGCAUGCAGAAGGUUCUGGGUUCAAAUCUCUGGCAUCUCCAGGUUCAUUUCAUAAUCCUUUUUUACGAAUCACAUCAUGCUUAGAACACACUCUACUCUCCCUUUUAAAAAGCAACAAUCCAAUGAUGGUUGCAGAAAAGUACAGUUUUCUGAUUAGGUCCUUGAAUUUGUUGUUUUUUCUGCAAACGUACCUAUUCUUAAAGCUUUCCCAUAUUUUGGAUACUCAGAAAUUGAACCGGUGGGCAGCUGGGGAUGGGGGGUGGGACAGUCACUGGGUUUUAACGACCUGCUUUUCUUUUCAUCCAGGCUGGCCUGAUCAACUUUGAGAAAAGGAGGAAGGUGAGAACUGCUGUUGUUUUUAACCAACUUCAUGAUGAAUAGCAAACGUUUUAUAGGUGGCUUUAAAUUCUCAAUGAAGUGCAGCAGCCGUAAACAAGGGAGAGAAUAAAACCAGCAUACCAAACUGAGGCUUCCAAGCACUGAGCAUUCUCAAUGGCCAUAGAAUUUCUCUAUAGCUCAGUGGGGUUGGGGAACUAGAAAUUGGAGGUGGGUGGGGGGAUGGAAUGGAGUAUACUGGGAAGAGGGCAUGGCUGGCUGGGGGGAUGGAAUGGAGUAUACUGGGAAGAGGGCAAGGCUGGCUGGGAGAUGGAAUGGAGUAUGAUGGGAAAGUGGCUGGCAGGCACCCUAAACGACAGCACUCUGCCCUGUUUCAUUAAUACUUUUUAUACGCUUUGUGACUUAUCAGCCAGGGCUGAUAGGAGUUGUAGUCCAGAAACUUUGGAAGGCUACAGGUCAGGGAAGGGUGCCGUAGGACCCCUUACAAUGAUAUUUCUGGGCUAGCAAGGAAGUGUAUGGAGAGCCAAGCUUAACCCUGCUUCCCCCCACUCUCCACCUGCAGGAGUUUGAAGUCAUCGCCCAGAUCAAACUGCUCCAGUCAGCCUGCAACAACUACAACUUCACGCAGGAAGAUCGCUUUGUGGUCUGGUUCCAUAGCAUCGAGCGGCUCAGUGAGGCAGAGAGGUGAGCCCUCUCCUUCCCCCCUCAUCUCAAAUAUUAAAUCACGUGGGGCUGCCCCCAAUGUGCUUCUCCAGUCCAAGCAAGUUAUUUUGCUGAACACUAAAGAUCACAGGUGGGGAGAGGGCUCUUGUGCCCUGCUUGCAGGCUUCCCAUUGGGACAUCUGGUUGGCCACUGUGAGAAUGGGAUGUUGGACUAGAUAGGCCAUUGGCUCUGAUCCAGCAGGACUCUUGUGCCCUACCUCCACUGUCAGAGGUAAUACCAGUUACUGCAAAUCACAAGUGGGGAGAGUGGCCAUUGUGCUCAGUUCCUGGGGCUUCACAUUGAGGCCACUGUUUGGCCUGAUCCAGCACCAGUCUCUUCUUACAUCCUGCUUAGUUGGGGUGCUUUCGAUAGUAGGCUCCAAUUACAGCUUCAUCGCUGUUCCUCUUGAGGACCAGAAACUUGUCCUUUUUUUAAAAAAGGAUUACGUAUCAGGUAGGGUAGGGGUGAGGGACGCGGGUGGCGCUGUGGGUUAAACCACAGAGCCUAGGACUUGCUGAUCAGAAGGUUGGUCCCUGCCCCUGCCCACCUAGCAGUUCAAAAGCAUGUCAAAGUGCAAGUAGAUAAAUAGGUACCACUCCGGCGGGAAGGUAAACGGCAUUUCCGUGUGCUGCUCUGGUUCACCAGAAGCGACUUAGUCAUGCUGGCCACAUGACCCGGAAGCUGUAUGCCGGCUCCCUCGGCCAGUAAAGCGAGAUGAGCACCACAACCCCAGAGUCGGCCACAACUGGACCUAAUGGUCAGGGGUUCCUUUACCUUUACCUUUAGGGUAGGGGUGAGGAACCUUUUCCAGUCAAGUGUUGUGUAUGAUCAUUAUCAACCUCCCAGGGAUAGCAGGUCAGUGGUGGGCAAGGCCAGAGGUGAAAGUGAGUGGAGCAACAGAUACCACUCUCACCUUUUACACUGUAGGCUAUGCCCACCCCCACAUCUCUCCAUGUAGGCAGGCAAGAGGCAUUGCCCCCUUUCCAAGAGCAGGGCUGGUGAAAGGGUGUGGCCUGUGAAUGGGAGGGCAGAGCCCAGGAAGAGAGUCUGGAGGGCCGGACAGAGAAGCCUGGGAGGCCACUUUGGAACCCCUGGGCCUGAAGUCUCCCCCAUCCUGCAGGAGGGUGAAGAGAACAGCUCUUGAGGCAAGAAGCUCAGAGUUGAUGCAAACACCAACCAGUGUCCUUUCCCUCUGUUGCUUCCAGCUAUGGCCUCUCCUGUGAGAUUGAGCCCCUGUCGGAGUCAGCCAGUAACACCCUGAAGGCGAAGAAAAACACAGGGAUCAUCAAGCGCUGGAGCGAGUGAGUCCUUGUGGAUCGAUCCCAAAGUGCAGUGUUGCUCCAGGGGCGUCUCUGAGCCCUCAUUUUAAGAGCCAGCUUAAAACAAGUUGGGGCUAGAAAACAGCUUUGAGAGACACCCUGGCUGCAGAAAUUGUUUAUUAUUUAUGUCUUUAUUUAGAACACUCGUACCCUGCUCUUCAGCCAAAAUGGCUCCCGGAGCAGCUUAUAAUACAAUGAAAACAAGACAGUCCCUGCCCACAGGUUUCCAAUCUUCUUGAAAAACAAACAAAAAACAGCCCUCCACAACACAUAAGGAAAAAGGGACAAGGAGGGAAGAGGAAAAUAAAAAUCUAAACUCAGGCAUAGACAUUCCUAUAAUGACCAUCUGGCACAGUUCAGGGGCAGGAGGUGCCCAGUGGAGCUGGCAUCUUACACCAGAGUGUACCACUGCUGCAGUGGCUGCCUUCAGGUGAAAGAGGAGGAGUCGUCAAGAACCUGAGGAGACAGGAAGAAGCUGCCUUUAUACUGAGGCUAGCAGAAGUCUCUCUCGCUCUCGCUCUCUUUUGCUGCAUGAGGCACAAGCCAAGAAUGCACCUUGGCCCCUUCCAGAAGUCAACUAGACUGGAGUUGAAUUUUUCCUCCAACUUUGGGGAUGGGCUAGCUUAGAGGGGUUACUUGUAACAGUGGGUUGUCAGGCGUUGUUGGACUACAACGCCCAUCAUCCCCAGCCAGCUUGGUCAUGGAUGAUGGGAGUUGCAGUCCAACCACAUCUGGGGACCCAAGGCUAGUUAAUGCAAUUUUAAUUAACAUCCUACUGGCUUGAGUACCCUUAUUUUAUUUUAAGCCCAAGGCCAGUAGGGAUUGAACCUGGGACCCUCUGAAGGGGGAAUAUAAACCUUGGUCUCCCAGGUCCUUGUCCAACACUCCAACCACUACAUCACCAUGGCUCUAGCCAAUAUUAUCUACACUGACUGGCAGCAGUCUCUGCCAAGCCUAUCUGGAGAUGCUGGUGAUUGAGCAUGCAAUUUUCUGCUUGCAAAGUUCUGCAUUCUAGAGCUCUUCCUUUAAAAACAAUGUAAGAUCCUAGUCCUCAUGGUUCUGAACUGAAGCCUCAUUUUAAUAGACCACUGGCCUAGCUUAGAAUGUUCCUGUCUCGCACAAUACUGUCUACACUCACCGGCAGCAGCUCUCCAGGGUUUGAGGCAGGGAACAUAGAUGUCACUGGGGAGUGAGCCUGGGGCCUUCUGCCUACCCUUGAGCCACCUGGGCCCCUUCCUGAAAGGUGCUUAUUUGCUUUCCUUGUUCUUCCCAGCCGGCAGGCCCCCAGCACUGAAUCUUCCUGUGCCAGCGGCAGCUCCCACUCCAAGUCCUUUGACCAGCUGAAGUGCGGUCCCUACCUGUGCAGUGGGGACAUGGCUGACUCUGUCAGUGUCACGUCAGCCGGCUCCAGCAGCUCCGACGUGGAGGAGAUCAACAUCAGCUUCAUCCCCGACUCUCCCGAGGGUCAAGAGAAGAAGGUACAACACAGCGUCCCACUAGGCCCCGCUUGUGCCCAGAGGGGCAGGUGGCAGGUGCGCCCCAUUGUCGGGGGAGAGGCCUACUUUCGCUUUGGGGGCGGGGGGCAGGUUUUGGAACAGACAGGCCUGGAAAUCCUUCUGUCCCAAGGCAAACGCCUGUAGGGAGCAGGCUUCAGAGGCUGUUGGCGGUGGGUGGGGUGGGUGGGUGGAGCUGAUAUGAGCCCCUCCCCCUCCUGCGCUCGAGGUGGGAGGGGCCUGUGUCUUGCGAGACGCCGCGUGUUUCUGAAAUGUAAUUUAUCCCGCCCCAUUAGUGUUACCUUCCCGCCCUGGACGCCCAGACGUUCAACUCCGCUUCUGGCCAGGAGGGGGUGCCCCUGAGCACUGCCUGUAGUAGAAAGGUGAUUUUUCUCAAUAAGGAAUACCUGGGGAGGCAGAAAAGGAAACACCCGCUGUGUUGCAGGAGGCUUAAAUAAAGCCCUUUAAUUCUCUCCCCUCUUUCUCUCCUCCCUCCGCAGUUCUGGGAAUCCACCUCGCUUUCCUCCCUGGACACCUCUGGAAUCGGCUCAAGUUCGAGUAGCGCAUCCUCCUCCUCUGUCUCUUCCACGCCGGUGACGGCCUCUCGCACCCACAAGCGCUCUGUCUCAGGCAUCUCCAGCUACUCCUCUCUCUCCUUGCCCCUCUAUAACCAGCAAAUUGACGACUGUUGCAUCAUCCGGGUCAGCUUGGCCGUGGAGAAUGGAAACAUGUACAAGAGCAUUCUGGUGAGGGUCUCUUGACGAGGAGGGGUCUUUGUUUUUCUGUGAGGUGGGUAGUUGGGUGCAGUUAGAAAUCCGGACGGUUUUUCCAGGAAGCCUUUUGGGUGCAAAUGUAAAGAGCCAGCCAAGGAUAUCCGUUCAACAAAUGUUCUGUGCUAGUCCUUAGGAAGCUGCUUUAAACCAAGUCAGACCAUCGGCUCAUCUGCCUUUGUACUUCCUACACUGACCGGCAGAGGCUCUCCAGGAUUUCAGGCAGGGAGUCCUAUCUCACCCCUACCAGGGGACACCAGGGAUUGAACUGGGACCUUCUGCAUGCAAAGCAGAUCCUCUGCCCACUGAACUCUAGAUGCUCCUGAUGAACGUGGGAAGCCUUAUACUGAGCCAGACCAUGGGCCCAUUUAGCUCAGUACUGUCAACACUGACAGGCAGUAGCUUUCCAAAGUUUCAAGGAAGGUUACCUCCAAGCCCCUCGGGGAAGUGAACCUGGGGCCUUCUGCAUUCAAGAGUAGGUGCUUGCCUAAAUGUGGGUUUUUGUUUUUACAUUAAUAUUUUCCAGGUAACCAGCCAGGACAAGACCCCGGUUGUGAUCCGUAAAGCCAUGGCCAAACACAAUCUGGAUGGGGACCGGCCAGAGGACUAUGAGCUCAUUCAGAUCAUCUCAGAAGAGAGAGGUGAGGUGCUGUGGUUACUUAGCCACGAUUACGGCUAUGUUUUCCCUCCACUGUCAGAGGCAGUGGGCCUCUGAACGCCAGUUGCUGGGAAUCGCAAGUCCGAAGAAGUGCCACUGCAGCUAAGAGUUCUGCUCAUGGCUUCCAAUUUGGGUACCUGGUUGGCCAUGCUGACCGUUGGCCAUGCUGGCUGGGGCUGGUGGGAAUUGGAGCUGUUCCCCUCUCUGUAAAGGUAAAGGGACCCCUGACCAUUAGGUCCAGUCAUGGCCGACUCUGGGGUUGCGGCGCUCAUCUCGCUUUAUUGGCCGAGGGAGCCAGCGUACAGCUUCCAGGUCAUAUAGCCAGCAUGACUAAGCCGCUUCUGGUGAACCAGAGCAGCACACGGAAACACCGUUUACCUUCCCGCUGGAGCGGUACCUAUUUAUCUACUUGCACUUUGACGCGCUUUCAAACUGCUAGGUUGGUAAGAGCAGGGACCGAGCAACGGGAGCUCACCGUGUUGCAGGGAUUCGAACCGCCAACCUUUUGAUCAGCACGUCCUAGGCUCUGUGGUUUAACACACAGUGCCACCAGCGUCCCCUCUCCAUAGCAUCUCCUUAAAAGCCCAGUCCUUGAACCUGACUCUCCCUCUCUCUCGCUUCCCCUCCCCUUAUCCUCCUAGAACUGAAAAUCCCGGACAACGCCAAUGUCUUCUACGCCAUGAACUCUGCUGCCAACUACGACUUUGUGCUCAAGAAGAGAGGCUUCUCCAAGGCCGUCAAGAUCAAGCAUGGAUCGAGCUCCACGCUGCCACGGAUGAAGCAGAAAGGCCUCAAAAUUGCCAAAGGCAUCUUCUAACCCCUGGGGCAGAGGGUCGCCUGCCCCACCCACGGGCUUUGCCCCCUCACCAACUCAGUGCUGUUCCACUCUUGGCUACCAGUCUGUCUUAAACGCCAUGGGGUUGGGGGCAGGUGUGUGAGAGAUGAUGUGAUUGAUCUCCCCAGCCCGGCAGCCUUGACCCUUUUCUCCAUCUUGCCAAGGAGGUGCCCCAGCCGAAACCCUGGAAAUUGGAAGCGGGAUCCCUUAGCAGCAACGCCGCUCCUGCACGUUGCUCUUCGCGCUUUCUCUCUCUCUGCGUUGGCAGCAGCUGGCCCCCCUUGCCUUUAAAUCAGGUCUGCAUCUCGUCUUUUUUAAAAACAACAACAACGAGGAGGACAUUUUUAUUUUCCAUUUAAAAAAAACACAAACCACCUUUCCAUGGUGCAAGCCAAGCUUAUGUGGCUGCCUGAAGCCGUAGCCUGCCUUAGGUGUCUACACCGAUCAGCGUGGUGCUGCUAAGGGGGUCUUGCUUUCUCCGUUCUCUGCUAAGAUGCACCCGAGCAGAGGCUGGGGACUGGGAGUUCAGGAGAUUGGGGCGAGCCCAUGUGUGGGACAGUGACUGUCUUCAUCUUCCAUGCUCCUGGAUACAGUUCCUUCUUGGUUGUCCUGGUCAAGCGAACUCACUGCCUGGAAUUGGUCCAGAAAUGCACUUUUUUGUCCUCAACAGGAGUCUGAAACUUUCCCCCACCGCUGCCUGUCCACAUGGAGGGCCCUGUGGAUUCCUCGUGUGGAUUUAAGGCCACCAGCGAAGGUGGAUCCUGUGCCAGAAUAGGGUCAACCCACUCAAGACUUUUUUGAACUUUUCCAAACUCCUUCCCCCUCCCCUUUCUAUUAAGAGCCUCCACCAAAGAUCAAAAAUGGCAAGCGUGUUUCUAUGACAAAACGCCUCCGCUGGCCAACAGAGGCAGGAGUUGAAGGAAGUUGGUUUCUGUACAAAACACACUGUAAAUAAGGACCUUGGGUGGAGAGAAGGAUGAGGUGGGAGGAGGGCUAAGUGAUUUGCUCUAAAGGGUUGCAAGGAAACUGCCCCCCUCCCUCUUGGGAAGUGCCACUCCAGUUUUUUUCUUGUGUGUGUUUUAAUGGACUAAGAACCUUUGACAGUGAAGUAGGGUCUGUGGACUAUUGUCUGAUGUGAUCAGAUUUUUUUUUUUUGUAAAGAGAAUCUCAAAAUGAAUUUACUAAUGUUCCACCCCACCCCACCCCCAAUAUUUAUUGCUUGUGUAAAUAGACUGGUUGGAUUUGUACAUUUUACUAACACUGUUUAAAUAUCCGUUAGCGUGGUCAGUUUUAUGUUUUUGAAUUGUGUGAGACCUUUUGAGUGUAUGAAUGGGGGAAUAUGCUACAUACUCCUUUGUUGAAACUUACAGGACAUUUCAGACAGGGUUUCUUGGGUGGAGUCAAAAGUGCUUUAGCACAAGGAGGGUGAACCUUUGCCUUCCCCACCCCCCAAAGUUGCUGGACUCUUAACUCACAUCGUUCCUGACCACUGCCUAUUUUAUCUGCAGGUGUCCCCCAAACCACCUUCGCCCCCUCCCCCACAUGGCAAGGGAAAAUGUCUUCUGAUUUUAUCUUUACCACUAAAAUACUGCCACGAGCUUUUCACUAAACACUACGAAGAGGCCAUGCAGAUCCUCUCCAAGCUCCAAAAUUCUGCUGCCUCCUUUGCGCUCUGUGUGAGCUUGCGUCUGUCUGUGUCACUGUGGUUAUAGGGCUGGAGGGAGCAAACAGACCCACAGCACACUCAUAAUCAUAAAAGUGACUAAGCUAGAGUCCUCAGGACUUCCAUUGGAGCAGCCUUAGUGAUACACUUGGUACAAGCGACUAACGGGAAAGUUGUUUGUUUUAAAAAGAACCACAAUGAGCACAGCUAGAAACAUGGGAGUGGAUGAGGUGUAAGUAACUGAGAAUCUGCAACACCUUUGUCUGUGCAGGCUUUGCAAUUUCUGGCUCUAGAGCUGGCCUAUCUAAGGUGGUGCCAUUCAUCUGAAGGUAGGGAGCCAAGCAUCAGCUAAAGGGCACCUUCUUGGCUUAGCCUUAUGAGAACUGCUCUUAACCUAAUCCUCAGAAGUCAUCUGCUUUCUUGCUCAGGAUCUCAUAGAAAAGAGGGCUGUUAAUUUUCCAGUUGCCAGACCUGUUUUUAUAAGCCCAGGGUUUUUGGGAUUCUUUUAAAACAUCCCACCCCCACCCUACACCAAAACAGCAUUAUCUGAAAGGCAAUCGGCUUUGCUCUGCCUAUGAAGGGAGCGAAUAGUCUCCUUGAAGGCAGCAGUGGGCUGUCUUAUCUUUAUCCCACAUUUACUGUCCAAUCUGCUUCUGGUGUUGAUCCUGUAAAUAAGGUUUUAUUUCUUCUUGUUUAGACAAACGCUGGAAGAUACUCCCCCAUCCGUUUUGUAGAACAGCGGCUUCCUUGCGUUUUCGCUCUUGGUGGCUUUAAGCAACAGAAUAGCUUCCUUUUUGUCUCCAUCCCCUUUUGCUGCCAGCUGGGAGGAUGGGGAUCUGUGGCCUUUGUUGCCAGCCAUUGUCAAGGACUCUCUCUGUGGAUCAGCCAGUGCAGAACUUUUUGCUAGACCUGCACCAGGUUUCCUGUUCACCCACAAAAUCCUUGUGCACACAAAAAAAGGCCUCAGGCCUGGAGUUGUGACACUGCUUCCCUGUUAGGCUUCCACUAAAUCCUUUUUAUACAUGUACCUUUUCCAGAAACUUCCUCCCCACACCCAGUUCUUCCUCACUGCACAAACACUUCUUCCUGAAGCUUUUUUCCUUAACAGCUGCUGCUUCUCCCUACUUUUCAUUGGAGUGUGACAACAGAGUCCACAGCUGCUAGGGUGUGUGUGUGUGUGUGUGUGUGUACGUGAGUGUGUGGUCCAUGUUGGUGACUGUACAUGAGGUAUAUUUUGUACCAAUUUCCUUGAAGUAGCACACUACCUGGUGUGAUUGUAUACAGCAAUGCAAUUAGCCUUUUUCAAUAAAAAUGCUGAUUUUGAGGCAAAGGACCAA